Xyrichtys novacula (pearly razorfish) is the source of this 96563-nucleotide messenger RNA. The record is from the annotation of a GenBank genome assembly. NCBI's taxonomy places the organism in Eukaryota, Metazoa, Chordata, Actinopteri, Labriformes, Labridae.
GGUGCUGAACAUCACUGUGGGAAAAAGCAGUGGGUGGAUAUUUUUCACUUAGUUAGCGCCUUAUUGCCACACAAGUUUUUCUAAGACAGAGAAUCUUCUUAGUGGUUUAAAAUAAAUCAAUAUGUGAUGGGAGGAUAUGUUUUUCUACAAUUAUAAGGAAAGCAGAAAAGAGCGAAAACAGGGCAAAAUGAAUGUGUUGUAUAAGAACAACUCAUUUUAGCCUAUGAGUGUAUUCAAUCAAUACAAUAACAGGAAUAAAAACAAUGUUUGUCCAAAUAUUAGAAGAACUUUUUUUUUUACAUAUGGAUAAAUCACAAUGUUAAAAUGUGUCCAUAGAGUUAUGAUGUAGAAUGCCCAGCAUAAGUCAGUCCACCUCCUAUUAAAAGUAAAAUGUAUUACUCAAUAUCUGAGCAAAAGUACAAUUUCCAAAGUUUUGACAAACAUUUUAUUUACCGUAAAUUUUUGCUUUGCUCCCAGAACUUUGAUUGGGGUGUACUCAUUUUUGCAUCCUGAUUUUAAAUUGAAAAAAUAAUUUUUUGGUUGCAAUUUAAUUAAUUAAUUAAUUUUUUUGCAAUCAGUGGCCUACAUUUGGGGGAGUAUUUUGUUGUGUAGCCUGAUACAUAGAAAAUGUGGAUUUUGAAAGGAAACUAAAAGUUUUCUGACAACUUUGAAGGUGUGUACUCAUUUAUGCUGAGCACUGUAUUACCUAUGUUUAUAUGAAGUGUGAUUGGGGAUCAGGGGUAAGUCAAAUAUUAUUACAUUUGAACAUUUACAGUCAGAGAUAUUGUGGUACAACUCCACCAUUUUGACAUGAUUUUUCUUCAUCUACAGGCACUUCAUUGUCACUAUUCAGUGCCAUCAGUAAUUUCACAUGUGUGAUAUCCAGUAAGGUUUUAAAAAAGAUAUUUCCAAAGCAGUCCCAUUGUCUCUAGCAGUCUGUCCACUCAUCCGUCAAUCUGCCCAUGCACGUGUCUGUCAGUUCAGAGGCUUUGCUUGCUCUUCAUUUAUUUUACCUUUCUGCUGAGCACAGCAACUGCAGUGAAUGUGAGCCGUCCAGCCAACAAAGCACUGAUUAAUUGUCUGCCCCCGACAACAGAGAGUGAGAGCAGCAGAGGAAGGACGUUUGGAGUUAGAGAGAAUCGUGUCGGGAUAACUGUCCGUUCAAGCUUUGACAAGUCCAGACUGAGAAAGGAGAUGGUAGUCUGGCUGAAUCUCUGCGUGCUUUCUGUUGUUGAUGUAUACGUUUCAAUAGUGUGAAUCCAAAGUUGUGCACAUUCUUCCACUUUCAAGUUCAUCUGUCUGUCAGUCAGCGUGUGCCUCUGCUAUGUGUAUACUUUUUCCAAAGCACAGGUAUGCAGACUCUGUUGUCUUUGUUCCACGGCACAAUGAUCACCCUGCUGACACCCAUCCUCCCUGUUGGAGGUCAGAUGUGUAGCAUCUCAUCAGCCCAGCUGUAUUAGGAAUGAGUGAGGAAUCAAUACUUAUUGAUUAACGGGGGUUGCCACAAGAAAUCACAUCCUUACCCAGCCUGCUUUGUGUCGGUGUCCUGGUGCAGAAGCAGAUGGUCCUGAGCACCUGAUGCAGCUCAGCACACAGGACAUGUUUAGUGGCCCAGACACAAACCUCUCCACAGGACUCAGCUGUGCUUCUGCAGCACAAACACAAUGACAAAUUUAGAUGCUUUUGCACACACACAUACUGAGGCUCUUUUCAACAGAAAAGGAUGUCAAGGAUUAAACAUUUUAUGAUUUUGGGAACAUUUUGAAAAGACUCUAAAUUAGUGGGUAUUUUGGGUACAGUGCUUUUUGAAUUUAUUUUGCUAGUUUUUAACCAUUGUGGGCGAGUUUAAACCAUGUUUACAUUCAUGUGCUGAGUAAAUCUCUUGAUGUGCAACCCUUAUGCUUAAUGGACCUUAACAAGUAACGAAAUUGGCUCACAUUUCCCACAACCCAUCACUCCCACUUGUCGUUUCAGGGAAUAUUUACUGCCACAGCCCUUUGCUAUUGCUGACAAAGUGUAUGUUAAAAUGUGUCUUAUGCAGUUUGUGGUUUAGACGCUCUGUAUUUAAUAUUCACUGUGGGAAACAGAGGAACUCCCUACUCCUGAGCAGGUGUGGGGUGGUGGUAAGAGCCAAUAUCUGCCUCACUGAGUCAGCACAGUGCAUCUGUCAUGUAAGUAGAAUAAAAGUGAACGUGUAGUAUAAGUAUAUGAGACCCACAGCUUUGAUGAAGACACCUUAAUUUCUUUAACAUAUUCUUUAAGUGAAAUAUACGAGGAAAACUGAGAUAUAGGAUUUUGCGCCCUCCGUUAAAACAAUUUACAUCAAACAUUAAACUUCAAUUGUGUUCUUGUAUUUGACUAUGUUGUCUGUGUUUGUGUUAGUAUUCUAGUGAAUCAACACAUUGUGUGGGAGUUUCAGUGACUUCCAUCGCAGAGGGAGAGUCCCUGUUCUGCUUGACUUGUUUUAUUAACAUGCUGAAAACUACCAGCCUCAUGAGCUCUCCAAGGACAGAUCAUUUGUGGUAGAACAUUAAAAGCACACUAUGUCAACAUAACGUGAAAGGUUGUAUAAAUCUGUGUGGUUUCUAACUGCAUUCUUCAUCAAUCAUAAGCAGAUCCAUCCUGUUAGGAAGUCUCCAAAGAGUGUGGCAUCAUUAGAUAAACAAAUAAAUAAGAGAGCAUUUCUCCUUUUCCUUCAGCAGUAAAGUAGAACUCAUUUAUUUAAUACUGAGCAAUGUGAGUAAUAAAAAUGAAAGAGAAGCAGAGACUUCUUUAACAGAUUGACUUUUGCUUUGGUCGACAUAACUCAUAUUCUUUUUGAUUUGACUGUACACACUCUGCUGGAGACCAUGAUUGAGCACACAGACACUCUGCUAGGGUCUGUUUUUUUUCUGUGCAAACUCAGGAUUUCAAAAUAACUCCUCGUGUCUGAGUUGUUGGUCCAGAAGAACAAAAACAACCUUUCUUGUAAAAACUCCAGUGAGGGAGUGACUGAAGCAGGGAGGACAGUGUGAUUAUGCAAAGAGUCGUGUAGGUCACGCAGUUUGGUGCAACCUUGAAUUUUCAAAACUCCAGGAACCAAACAACCCCCAGCAGAGCAGAUGUUCAUACAUAAAUAUGUGAACUGGGAUGUCAACGACUGGGUCAAGUGUUUGCUUCCCACAAAUAUCAUACUGAGAGUUUUGUAUUGACUUUAUGUCUUUGUAGGUUACUCUUCUACAUAAUAUGAAUUUACUUACACAGCUCCUCUUAUCUUAUGAACAGUGGGAUAUAAAUCUCUCUCUCACAAAUAUCAAAUGUAAAAGUAAUUUAUUUUAAACUAAAUAAAUGAUUAAAGCUCCUGUGAGUAACUUUCUGUUUGUGUCAAAUUUGGCACCAGUGUGGACAAAGCAGUCUCUGCUUACCUUGUCCUCCACAUGCUUGAACAGUGUCUGUUGACUUUUACUGUCAAAUUUAUAAUCUAUUAUGAAUACCUGAUGUGAAAAAUGCUGCUUUUCUGACACCUACCCCAUCUGCAUUCGAUUCGGGAAUUAAAAAUCACAGUAAACAAAUAGCCAAUUUUGUUGUUGAUGGUCUUGUUUGUUUUUGGAUAUAAUGAAAAGACAUCAGUGUGAAUUUCAGUCCUAUUUACAAACAUCAAAAACUCCUCAUAGUAGCUUUAAAUAAAUUAAUACAUUAAUCGGCAAUCAACAAAAUGGGUCAGUAAAUAGUAAGUACAGUGAUAAAUAAAUAAAAUAGAUAAAUAAGAAUACUCAUCAAUUCCCUUUAUGACAUCUCUCUGGUGGACAAAACAUAAAAGAGUCCUUACCAGGGUUCCCUUUUGAAACCAAUUUGAUCAAGGCCUCUGUACACUUGAAAGAGAAAAAGCAUGAGAGUCCCUGUUGGAUGCCUUUUCAGUAGAAAAGUUAUGACAUGAUAAAGUGUCCACUGGGGCCCAUCUUAAGGGCAUAAAUAUUGUUUGUGGAGAAAAAAAAUGGAUAAUAUGCUAAGUAUAGCACUCUUAAAAUAAGAAAAACAAUUGUAAAAGGCUUUUCAAGAUGCACAUGCAGUGAAGUAAAUUCAAUCUGGUGCCCUUCAAAAAGUGAAAGGCCCUGAGUAGGAAAGAUUGUAGAGCCCAUCAUGACAGUGUUCUUGUGGAGAAAAUGUGAAAACAUGUUAUUUAGGGUGACCUUUAAAUGAAGAAAAAAAACAGCGUUGGACUGUGCAGGAUGUCAUGUUAACGGAGAGAACACACAGUGCCAUAUGUACUGGAAAACAUUCAAUCAAUUGCAUUCAUCCUUUUCUUUUUACACCCUCUUUCCUUAGACAUCCAGAGUCUGCAUCAAUAUCUGUGUCCUACUGUGAGACCAGUACCGAACAGAAUACUAUCCUUGUGUUUAUCAGGAAAUAUUAUCAUUGCAUUAGAUGGCUCCCUUUGAUUGUUAUAGUAGCUGCUGAAUACAGUGGGAGGGAUAAUCAGAAAACGGAAAAGUUUAUUGACCCAAACUCCAGGGUCUUUGGGGAAUAUCAGCUUUGUCCACGAGGAUUUCUUGCCAAUCCUCUUUAAAGAAUUAUUCCUGGACUGGAGCCUUUCUCACAUGACCCUUCUUGCCCUAAGAAGAUGCUCAUGACCUGUUUGUCACACUGCUCUGCUUUCCCAUCAGACACAGGAUAUGUGUGUCAACAGAGAGGGACUGCAUGCUGAGACAUCGUGAAUAUUGCAGAACCAAACAGAUGUUGUGGUUGCACUGAUGUACAAUACAUGUCAUCAGUGUGUUUGUGAAAAAACAAACAAACUUCCUUGUGGUUUCACUUUAACUUUAUCAGCAUGUACAACCCCUUAAGAUGUGUGCAGUGGAAUGUGGAUUCAUCCACUUCUACCAGAUAGUCAUGCUUUAGAAACAGCUCUUUCACAGUAUUCGCACACUGAGCUUGAAGUAGCUCUCAGAGAAAUGAUCUAUAAUCUACUACUUAAGCAUAAAUGCACUGCAGAGUGGAGGCACAAGCUUGCACUCAUGAAGAUGAAACCAGGAGGUGCUGUGUGUCAGGAUCUGUGAAGUCAGCACAUGUGAUGAGCUUUAAUGAGCGCAGUAUACGAGGGAAUCUCACCCAUGUCAGGUUUUUUCUGCAUCAUCCUAAAGUAGAGCUUUAGACCCAGAUCAAUGUUAAGUACUCCCUCAUUUUUUAUAAUCUGCUCCAUUACUUAAAUGACACAGAAGGAUCUAAUGAGUAAUGGUGCCAGCUGCAAUCAAUAGGGGACCCACUCGUGAGAUAUGUGGAUGAUUUAAAGACCAGAGUGUUUACUGUAGCGUUUUGUUGUGCUUCGUAAGCGCAGAUAGCAAUUAAUAAAGCACUUCAUUACACAGAGGGAGGUUAAUUUAAUUGUGUUAACACAGAGGUUCUUGUUGAAAUCAAUGGUGCCUGAAGACAACAUGUAGGUAAGAAUAUCAUAAUUAUGUUGACUCGCACAACUAAAUGUACUCAUAGAUGAAUGGUAUGUCUGCACCUCCUCCCACUGUACAAAAGAAAAGCCAGACUGCCUUCCCCCAACUGGGUGUUGAUCUUAGACGUUUGGAAUUAAUCACUAUGUUUACAUGUCGUUAAAAAAAUUACAAUUAUUUCUAGUCCUACUGGAACAUGACUUUUAAAAAACAUGCAAACACAUUAGUCCAACUGAAAUUGCACUAAAUUGAACUUCUCAAAGUCGCACUUACAUGCCUAAAUAAUGCAGUUGGGGAUCUAUUCUCUCUGUCAUUAUCAUAGCUCAGUCAGAUUGAAACUGUCCAAAGUACAUGCCCCUGUGUUCGCACACUGGCUGGGUUGUCAGAAAGCAAAACCUCAGCAGACGAAGAAAGGACAUAAAAAGACAAAACUUUAAUAUCCUAGAAACAAAUAAUUCAGAGCUGUUAAAGUUACAGUGUCUUUAUCAUUUGACGUACAUCCCAUUAGCCUCUUGUUGACAUGGUUUGCUGACUGUUUUGACAUGUAAUACAUCAACUGGGAGAUGACCAGAGGGGAGGCCAACAACUUUCUGUUAAUAAUUCAAUUUUUGCCCAGUGCAUGUAAACUGGGACCAGGAUAAUAGUCCAGUUAAAUCACUAGAAGAAGUGAUUUACCCAGAAUCAGUAAUGCAUCCUCUGAAACAGAAAUUAUUAUGAUAUUAUUCGUACUAAUGUUAAAAUGGAUAAAGAGCAGUUUAUGACCUACUAUGCUUUGACCAGUCUGAGAAUGAACCCCUGAGUCUUUUGACUUCACAUGUGAGGAUCUGUCAAGUCGUCCAUCUUUUUAUACUGUGUGUGGUUCAAAUAUGCCUGUUUAGUCUAACUGUGUGGCAAAGACUACAGUUCGGGGCUCUGCAGAAAGCAAAACAAUCAAUCUUUUCUGUCCUCUAGCAUGAAUAAACCAUUACACUGAGCACAAGUUAAGCUCUGUUUAUUCGUACAGCAAAAUAAAUCUGAGUAUAAUUGGGGAAAUAACUGUGCCUGAUAUUAAGAGUUUUACUGCAUUUCCCCUCUUAAUUGCUUCAUUUCGAACUGACGCUGACCACUUGAUCGACAGCAUUCUCUAAUUACAAAACAGAAUACCCACUCAUUCAGUCUUAAUGACACUUAUCACUGAAGGAAAUCUCAUAAAAACCUGGAAAGAAAAACAUUUGGAUGGUAUCCAAAGAGGAUAUGGAUGCAGUGAGGUCAUCGCUGUGGUGAACACAGAGCUGUUUGUGGGUUGGGUUGUUGUCAAGCUGUGACUAACUGUGAUUCAGAAAAGCAUGUUAAAUGAUUCAGAAGUGAGUGUAGAAGAACUAAGCAUGCUUUUAAGGUCUUAUUUUUCACAAACUUUCACAACCAAGUGACCCAUAUUCACACAAUAUCGUAUUAAUUUUGCAUUUAAACUGAAUCAAGAGUUUUACCAUUUGUACAGUGUGCCUAUUACUCUGUGCUGCUGCACUGGUUUGUGGGUUAUGCAUGCCAGUCAAAUGAUACCGUGUGUUGCAAUCUGAGUAGCACAGUUGCUCAUUCAUGUUUACAUCAAUGAGCAUUGUGCAAAGGAUAGAAUAAAGGUCCCACAGGAAGUUAUUGUGCUCUGAAAGUAAAAUUUGCACUGUAAUUGUGUGGUAAAAAUUACUUCCUGAAGCCAUGUUCAGCACUGUUAUCUUUUUUUUUAAAUCAAAGAAUGACUAAUUUCCCCUCUGAUGUAGUUAGGAGGCAAUGUAAUAAAAUCCCCACAUUUCCAAUUUAACUAAUUUCAGAGUGCUUUAUUCAGACUGAAUGAUGGCUCUAUCUGAAAAAGCUUUUGAUGCCAGCAGAUGAGAGGUUUUGCGCAGAUGCUAAGUGGCUCCAGUCUAAAGAGGAGGGUCCUCCCCCUUACCUAGCACAGACAGGCACGGGCUACUGCUGCGCUGGCACCAGAACAAAGCCCUCCAACAGCUGCUUGAUAAUGUGCAACCUUUAAUUACAUUCUGAUGCCUCAAGUCUGGCCUGUGUCGCUAAGCGGAGAACCCUCACCCCACAGAGCAUGGAAGAAUUAUGUAAGAGUGCCUUGCACAUUGUUAAUCGGACACAACACUAUGCUCUUAUUCGUACUUACACUUCUACAUAUUCAGGCCCUGGGAUUCCUUUAGGACAUUAAAAUUAAUAUUUUGUGAGCUGAAUAGUCUUUGAGAAACAACUUGCAUUGUGUAAUUCAGCUAAUCUCGCUUCUUUUUUGCUGUUUAAAACAAGCUUGCAGGCUAAAAGUAGCUUUGCAUUUACAAUGGGAGAUGAUAUAAGGUCCUAAAAAUCUCUGGGGACUCAAUUUUAUAUUUGCAUCCAUUAUGACCAGUGCCUAAGUUUAGUUUAUUUCUGUUUAGUGUGAUAUUAAAAGAAAUCAAAAUUAAUAAAUGAACUUCAGGAUUACAUGGCUGUGUGUCUGUCUGUUGUCUUAAAUUUCCAUUCUGUCUUGCACAGCUGUUUUUAUAAACAUUCCAGCAUCCUGUUCUAGAUCCACCUUAGUGCUGGACGAUAAGGUCCUUCAUCACUUUAUAUUGGCCUCCCACUUAAUUGUAAUAGCCUGCUUGAGUGCAGAUGAUAAGCUACAGCACAGAGAAGCAUUUAUCAUUCACCCUGGCAACUGUGCCCUGCAGUUUAGAAAUGUCUGCUCCUGCCAAAAGAAGUGCAUGAACUGACCCACAGUGCUUGAUUUUUUGUUGUUUCAGGGUAGUCUGAUCUCUGACAUGGAAGUAUGCGCCAACUUGCAUAUGGCUGUGAGGUUCUCAGUCAAGCAAGUAAAAUUAAGUAUUCUGGCUUUCUGUGCAACCACUUUUAAAACUAUUACACUAAUGAGCAAAACAAUUUUAAACUUAGCUAUAAUUUGAAGAAUUAUGAAUUCCAUUAAAGGGCUUGUAUUUUUCACCUUUCUUUUCUAAGUGCUGUAAUGGCAAGAAAUAGGCCGACUGAGAGGAAUGCAAGCUGAGAGGCAUAGAGUCUGGCUUUUAGACACUACCUCAUUUUCGGAUCCCACGAGUAUAUCAGCACAUCCAGGUAGGUAUCAGGCUCUAAUCCAAUCAUUUACACCCUAAUGGAUCUUAUUCACAGAUAUUCUGAAAGCAAUUAUAGAAAAGCUGAGGCCUGAGGGAGCAGGUUUUUGCCUCUUUUUAUGAAGAUAUUUUAAUAGUUCAAAAAGAUCUGAAUAGCAGAAUUAAGUAAAUCCAUCGGUGGUUGUUCAAAAGGUUAGGGAUUGGGCUGUAUUUAGCUCUGCACUAUAAAGCAAAGCAUCUGCACUCCUCCUCAAAGCGAUACCAGGUUAAUCCGAAGGGCACACCAAGCUAAGCUUUUGUUGAGUUUUUUUCUGUUCUUCCUUCUCAUGGACCAUUGUCCUUGCUACCUGGGGAAAAGAAGCAAUUCUUUUGUACAGCCAGAAAACUGUGCUGCUCUGCUUCAGGUAAGAAGAAAAACAAAGAGCUCAGUGUUUGUCAUCCGACCAGAGGGGGCAUCAGCAGCUCACCGCCCCCCUCCCUCUACACUCAUUCUCCAAAGUGGUCGGCCUAACAGUUGGCAAGUAUUUCAUGUCCCUCUACAACCAGCUGGCUAAAAAGCAGUAGCUUACCAUGUAUCAUAAACACAAAGCAACACAAUACCAACAGCCAGGCCGUGCAUGGUGGUGUUGAAUGACUUGUCUUUGUGAGGUGUAAAAAAGCUGAUGCUGCAGUUUCACAGCACAGUGACAAAAGGUGGAAACCAGUUACCUAAAGGUAGAGUUAAUAUGGUGUUUCUGCAGUGUGUCUGUGUGCAUGUGUAUGCUAGUUUACACCAUCAUACAAGGAUGGAUUAACAUCCAGGCAAAGCUGACAAAUGCAGACGCAGCAACCUCCAGCAUUUAAAAAAAUAACUGUCUCUUCGAAACAAACUUCUGUACAAAUUGAAAAUUUAGUCUGUUUUCACAGAACUUUAUCUCUAAGCCACAAAAAUGUGACUACAGUGAAGUUCUUAGUGGUCUGUGGACAUACUUAAAAAAUGUGCCAUUGCUGCAGUGGAAAAAAAACGUUGAUUUAAUUCUCAUGACUUGUAUGUUUUGAGGUUCCAGCUAUUGUGCAUGGCCUGUGGUUGAUCACACUGUUUAGUCUUAGGCCUUUUAACCACCUAAAUUAAGAUGUCUAUACUUUUACAGUUAAAGCCUAAUGACUGCCUUCACAUGAAAUUUGUGUGUUCAUGGUUAUGACAAACAACGGGCCUUAGCUAAACUGUUUUAAUGAAAAUCUUGUCAGAAGAAAUUUGUUGGCUAUAAUAAUUAUAACAGAGCUGUCAAGCGUCACGCUUUAAGUGUGACAGUCACGCAAUUUGACCCAUUCUCACACCACACAACACACUUGACAUUUCUCACGCUUAUAUUUCCCCAUUCAAAUACUGUGUACUUAUUUUUUUCAUGAUAACAAACUUGGUUUGCCGCAGUUAGAGUAACUCUGACUGACCGAGAUAACCAAUCCCAGACCAAUCCAUCAGUCCUCUGUCCCUAAAUCUAACCAACCACGGAAGGCACCACGCAAUAUAAACCAAUCAGAAGCAACGUAAGGCGGGCCUUGGCUUCACUAACUAUCUUGUCCCCGGCUAAAUGAUGGAGAGUUGGUUGAAAUGCAAUAUAGACAAAUAAAUGUAUUUUGUCAAAAUUCUUGUUACAAUUUUCAUUUUUUAUUUUUUGGUUAAUUAAAAUUAGAAAUUAGAGGCCACAGUGCAGGGAGAGAAGCUGGCAUGGAGGUGAGGAAAUUUAUUAUUAUUAUUAUUAUGAUUAUUAUUAUUAUUAUUUUCAUUAACUUCAGCUGCUGCAUCAUUUCUGAAAAUGUCAGAAAGUUAUAAAGAUCGGAUAUUUCUUAUGUUUUUUUUGGUUAUUUUUUAAAUUCUUUGUGUGUGUGUGUGUGUGUGUGGGGGGGUAUUAAGGUACCAUUGUCACCAUCAUGUUACCUAGAUACCUUAAUGAAGGUGCCAUCAUUACUUGAAUUCACAACACCUGUGCUCUUCCUUUGAUAUCAGGUCAAAUGAUAUGGGGGUCCAUCAGAUUGAUUUUGCCCUGGGGCCACCAUUCUGGUAAAUUCGCCCCUGCCCCCAGUGCUGCUCACACUUCCGUCUUUGUUUAAAACACUGAGCACCUACACAAAAGCAAAAGACAAAAGAGUAAAAAGGAAAAAAACAAACAAACAGGACAUUGAAAACCAAUCUUGUGACAACUGCAGCAACAAAACAGAGCAGAUGUUACACAAAUAUUCUACCUACUUAAAUGUCUGUCAGCUUUCCUGAACGUGUCUCAGGAAUAAAUCGACAGUCAGCUGCCUGCUUACCUGUCUGCCCUCCCCUCUGAGCUCCUGCCCUCCUCACAGCCAUCCGCCGUUGCCAAGGUUUCCGUGUACGCGCUGCCCGCGAGAGCGGUGCCGCGCGAUUGUCAUACAGUAUUGCCAGACAUGGCGGCGGAUCUACAACCCGAGUGGAUUUCUUGUCUCCCCUCUUCCUGGAGUUAUGGGGUAACUCGGGAUGGACGCGUCUUCUUCAUUAAGUAAAUAUCUCUCUAAGGAAACAUGAGUCGAGCUUUUCCCUGUCUAGUUCCAGUUACAAAGUCAGCCUGUAAUAAUGACCGCCUUUCCCUCUCUCAACAGCGAAGAAGCCAAGAGUACAACCUGGCUGCAUCCAGUAAGUGGCGAAGCGGUAAUAACCGGGCACAGAAAAACUCCAGGUAGGUGUCACUUAAUCACUGUGGGUUUUUUUCCUGUCAUUUUAACCGUGAUAGUCGUCAUGUCUGCUUGUUGUUGUUGUUGUUGCUGCUGCACAUAUUCCCAAACCGAUACUUUUCACGGUGAGAGGGGAAUGAGAAAGGCUGUGUGACAUGCAUGCUGUGUUUCUUAACGCACGAGUGGGCUCGUUGGGUCGCUAGUGCUGUGAAAAGUGAGCCUUCUUAUUUUGCCCACCUCUGUCCGUGCUCGUGCCACAUACCGCGUGAGCCUCGUUUUGAGGUAGGUCUGUCUAACGUGCUUAGCUGACGUACUUGUAAACUUGUUAUCGACGACUUUUGAAAGCAACAACAACCACCUUCAUGUAGAGUCAUCUCUGGUUUCCACGCCGGAGUCCUCCUCUGACCACACAGUGUGUCAAAAAUGUUCACUGAACUGAAGUCGACCGAGCUAAAAACAUCAGACAGGUAAAAAGCAACAGCUGCUGUAGACGGAGGGGCCAGUAGAGGUUAGCUAUAAAUCUACAAAAUGAGCUUCCUCACUCCCACUAUUUCUACAAAGCUCCGUCCUGAACGCAGUGUGUUACUUAGCUAAAUUGGAUCCUUGCAGUGUAGUAUACUAGUGACGUUACUCUGCGCCUAACCACAGUAUGUAGCAGCCUCCUCAUACAACCUCAGGUCUCUGCAGAGCAUUCCCACUCAUGUUAUUGAACAGCUACAGCAUCUCAUGAGAACUGCAACUACACAUCCUCUCCUUGUCUGAACACUUCCAAAUCCUUUAAGCAGAACAAGCAAGUAAUGAUUUGUCAGUCAGGACAGAAUUCAUCUUCAAAUAGAGUGAUAAUCUGUCAACAGUGGUGUUCAUUGAUUGUAGUUAAUGAAAUAUAAAGAGUUUGCAUAUUAAGUUGUCUUAUAGGGCCCGACCGAUAUGGAUUUUUUGGGGCUGAUGCCGAUACCGAUUAUUAGGGGGGAAGAAAAAAUCAGAUUACCGAAUAAUCAGACAAUUUUUUAUUUUUUUUUAUAAGGUUAUAAAAAUAUACAUACUGUGGAUAUACUGCCGAUAUACUGUAGGCUACUGCCUUUAACGCCGACAGGAAGACAGACUAAUCAAAGUCGGAUCAGAAAAACGUUUUCAACUAUCCCCCCGCCGCCGAAAGGCGCCUCCGCGUCUCAACUCACGUUACAUAUUUGCGGUCCGGUCUCAUCUGGAGACAUGCAACUGCCCCAGUAAGAAAAGUAGCUGGAUCACGUAAUGUGUACUGUUGUUUAUUCUACCGUUACUGGCACGGCUAACAGUGUAGCAAGGCUAAUAGCAGAUGGCUAACUCUACUCUAGCUUGCAUAUUACAUGGUGCUUCACCGUUAACUCGGCAUGACCGAGACCAGCACAGCGGGGAACAUCGUGAAGUGGGUUGAACUGAAACUUGUUGACUUACUAUCUAUUUCACAAACUAGUUUAUUUACCGUUGAGGCGGACCACUCUCCUCCGUGCAUCCCUGAGCUGCCUACUUCAGAUCUGUCACUCUGCUGUGCUGUGAGGUAGUUAGUGGGUCAAGAUCGCCAUGAGUAGUCGCUGCACCAUCUACAGGAUAAGUCAGGGAACUUUUCAAACCAAAUCUUAUUCUCUGCAUUUUAUUUCAGAUAAUAUCGGCGAAAAUUUGCGAGUUUUGGCCGAUUACCGAUUAGUCUCAAACAGGCUAAAAUUGGCAGAUUUAAUCGGCUCGCCGAUAAAGCCGUUGGGCCCUGUUGUCUUAUGCAAUAGUUACUUGAAAGCCUUUGAGAGUUUGGCUGCUGCUCAGACAAAACAACAAUGUGAAGACAUUAACCCAAAGGAAAGUGCAAAGAAGUCUUCCAUUUAAAAGCAAAAAAAAGUAUAACUACAGAAAGAAAGAUUAGAAAGUUAACAGACAAUUAAUGCCAGUCGCAAAUCAAAAAGUCAACCAGAAACAGCAAAUGCAUCGCCUUUCUGCUCAAAGAAUUAAAUCACUCUGAAAUCAUCAAGUUAUUUUCCAAAUAUGUGGUAAUGGAUGUUCUCUCUGUCAGCUUGGUGUGCAUUUCAUCUCUUUUUUUCCUCUGACAGCUGAGAAUGCAUUAACCUUGGUUUUCCACCAGUUUGCAUUCACUUGUUUUUCUACAACUCUUCUUUCUCAACAGACCUACCCACUGGAUGGGAAGAAGGAUAUACUUUCGAGGGUGCUCGCUGCUUUAUCAAGUGAGUUAACACCCUCCUGCACACCCAGACACAGACCCACCAUCACCCCAGAACCUGUAUACUCUUUCAAAGCACAGACCUUUAGCAUGCAUACCAUAAUUAUCAACAAGAAUUUAUUUAUUGCUAGUUUUACUGCCUCAAGUAAAUGGAAAGGCUUUUUCAAAUGCUGUGCUGCUCCUGAAGAUAUGCUGUGUAGUGGGAGUAAGAAUCACAAGGCUGUAAAUUGGGAACCUUUACACCCGUACUGUAGAAGCCUGUCACAAAAGUUAAUGAUUACACAAGCGCAUUGUGCAAAUACUAGUUGGACAUGGGCAAAGUGUGGUUGUUGCCUUUUUGAAAGUUGUUUUAUUUAUUCAGGCUGAACUGCUCUUAGCUGAGAGUAUACAGAAAGAGUUGGGCCAACUUUUAAUGUUUUAUCUUCUUCUGCUAGUUAUCAGAACAGGUGUCAUUACUGUUUGAGUGUAUACAGUUUGCUUAUACUUUGGCACUAGUCUUGUAGUAGAAGUUGGCAACUUUCUUAAGGUUAUUCUAACCCACAAGCUUAAAGCACUUUUUAUUUUAAAGUCUCUGUCAUUGAUUUUGUUGGAACAUCUUCCUUCUUUGUAUUCUUUCGUUUCUGCAGUGUGCAGCAGAAAAUGUGGCACAUUAUCCAUGUCCACUUAUAGUAAACAUUUGGCUUGCUCAGGUUGUGCCCUUUUUGUUUGACGACCUGGAGCUACAUGAAUUACAUCAGCAGUUGGCCGUGUUACAAAGUUGUUCAUCUGCAGUAUUUUUCACAUUUUCAUACCCAUGGUAGUCUGAUGCAUGCAGCAAAUAAAAAGAGAUCAUAAGUGUUAUCAUUCAGUCAGCACUGAUUCAUCAUCCGUCAUCAGUGUUCACAUCCAAGGGUAUGAGUGGAAAUAUUCUGUUAUUCUGCAUGUCCUAAUGAAAUGCUCCUCUGACACAAGAGGUUUAGAUAUUUCGCAGAUGGAUUUCUCUGCCGAGUAUACCAGAAUGCCUCUGUAUGAUUGAAGACAUUGCAAUACACAGGCUACGAAUUCAGGAUAUUAUGCCUUAUUAUCCCCACUCAAUCCCCUCUCAGCUUUGACUUCCUCAUGAAUUUGAGGAGCUUUAUGUGGCAAGAUGCCAGGCAGUCAAACUGAAAGGCAGUCAUAUUAUGUUCCAGAAUUAUAUCAUAGCUUCUUUGCAGGAAAACGACGAGUCAGAGACCACAUUCACGAGCUGAUCACUGUGAUUCUGGCACAGUGACAUAGGGAUGUUAACGUAACAAACUAAUGUCAUUGUCCUCCGCUGAGCAGGUACUCUGCCUUUUGGAGGUGGAGAAACGGAAUUGCCUUAUGCAAAAGAUACACGUCAAAAAAACAUGUUAGAUUUUUGGAAAAAUGUGAAAACAUUAGAUGUUGAAUUCAGCAUUUUUUUUUUUAAUCUAGUGUGGUGCAGGUUUUUUAGCUCUAUCUCUCUGUGACUGAAGGGCCACUGGCCUGUUUGCAGGAUACAAGAUAAACCAGCUGUUUAACAGAGGAUUAAGAGAGCACAGGCUGUAGUGAUUAAAGGGAUCUACUGUAUGUGUCGUACAGAUGACAUAUCAUUUAUACUUAUUUAUAGACCUUGCUGUUCUGACACAGAAAACAUGGAUAUUUGAUAUUUAAUAAUCAUAUUUAAGCCAAGCUGAUGACUUACGAUUAUUUUUAUUUCCGCUGAAUCUGUCGAAAUAAUCUACCAAUUACUUUCAUGAAAAACGGAUAAUCCUUUAUUGUGUGACGUGCCAAAUUAACAUUGAAACCGUAAUUUCUCAGGGCGCAAAAUGAAACGUCUAUAUCUUUUCUUUUCAAGGCAAUAGCUAAAACCCAAAGAGUCUCUCCCUUUAAUAAAAUAAUGAAAAUGAGCAAAAAAUGAGCCGAUCUUCACAUUAAAGAAGCUAGCAUCAAUAGACGUUGGAGUUUUCUGCUUCAAAAACUACUUACCAUCCAAAAUGUAGGCUUUGAGUGUCGAAGCAAAUGUCUUUUAGUCUCUUUUUUGGGCCUUGCACACAAAGUGCUCAACCUUAGUGAAUGAAUGUGAGGUCCCGUAAUAGAGAGAUUAAACUUUCAUAGCUCUGCAACUUCCAUGCAAGAAGUUAAUGGCUUGAUUAUUUUUAAAACUAGAAAACUCUAAACAUUCAUUUUUCCAUUAGACUUUUCCAUUGAUCUGCUGUUUUAGCAUCUGAAUUGCGAGCACUUGAUUUAAUGCAAAUGUCAUCUUUUGUGAUUGCAAUUUAAAAUCUGCCUCAUUGUAAUAGUAUUGGGAAGCUUAUGCUUAUCAGGCUAAGUAGGACAGUUUACAACAACCAUAAAUUAGUUAAAGUACUGCUGCACAACAAAGAAGGCACAUGCCGCUGUUUGUUUGUGGGCAAAGAAGCAGCUACAUCAUCUGUGAAUCUCUUCGUCAGCUGUAAUUACAAGCACCAGCUAUCGUAAACAAAGUACAGAAAGUUGAUGUGUUCGGCUGAAUGAACUGAGUCUGUUCUGAACUGUUGCCAAGCAAGUAUUAAACUGAAACACAGAGAAACAGCCUCAGGAAAUGGUAUCUGAUCAGCUAUGUGACCAGAUCUGUGUCUAAUUAAAAACAAUUUUUAGAAUAGAGCAAAGUGGCAGAGCAAUGAGUGGAAUAAUUGAAUUUCGUAAGCAUCACACACGAAGAUGAACAGUGCAGUGCAAUACUCGCUUUAGUUGUGGUGUCACUCAUGUCUUUCACUCAUGUCUCACCUCUCUAAUUAUCCCUAAGUGUCACUUAUCAGUGGUGCAUGUUACUUAUUUUAAAAUCAUUAUCGCGUGAUUCCUUAUAGAGCCCUCUGAAAAUGUUAGUAGAUGUUUAGCAUGUUGCACAGCCUUCUUUUGAAUCCGGAGUCACUAUUAAAAUGAAAGCUGAUGCUGAUUGUGUGUUUAUGGCAGAUAAUCAGCCUACAUUUGACCAAGGCUGCUGGCUUGUUUGUUCUGCUUAAUUGAGGCUAAUUUUCGCAGACUGUUUACUCACUCAAAACAGCCCUUUUGAGAGCUUUUCGUUUUUUUUCGUAAUCUGGUCGCCAUUGUGUAAAAAUUUUGCUAGGUAAGUGUGGUGACUCAGCACAUCAAAUUAGAUCAUUUUAUCUGUUUGUGAUGAAGAUCAGUCAUAGAUGUGAUUGAACUCUAGUAAUCGGCUCUGUGAAACCAUGCUUGUUCAUUUCACUGUGACUCAUUGGGAUUUGUUGAAAUGUUUAUAUGACAGUUGUCUUGGACAGUACUUGAGGCAUUAAAGGUUGCCAAUAAAAACCCAUUCAUGCCAAGCCAAAUCCUCAGCUAGAAAAAUAACAGGAAAAGAGCUGUUUUACUGUAUUUUAUCAUUAUUAUGUGGUCAAUUAAGCAUAGUUAAAUAUUGUAGUGAAGGGUUUUAUUUUUGAAUUUACAAAAAAAAGGUACAAACACAAAACAAAUCCUCUCUACUUUUGCCUCUAUACUUGGUAGAUAAAGCCUUGAUCUCUGAUUGAUUUCUAUGACUCAGUUUUUGUGACGCCUUCAGAACGACCCUGCUCUCUCACAUGCUGGCGGUGCGGCUCGUCUCACCAUCAGGUCACACAGUGUGAGCAUCAAGGAGCAGAUUGUGCUGACACAGGCUGUUCUCUGAUGGGACAAGACGGCAAGGAUUGAAGCUGCAGAUUGUUUGUGUGAUAGUGCGGACAAGACACACAGGCUCUGAUUCAUGUAUGCCUCUGUAAGUUUUGAAUGAGUGAAGGUCAGCGCAGAUGGUAAUUGAAUCAGUCAUGGCUUACUGCUCUGCUAAGACUGUACAGCAGUCUGUGACGGUUCUGGGUGUGUUGCGGGUGGUCCAAUGCCAACAGAUCCUCUAUUCUUCGAGGGGCGUAUGAACUGGUCAGGACCUGCUCUCCUGAAGCAAGUGAGAUAAAUAUGAUGGGAUUAUAUGCAAAUGUAGAACUUUUAUUAGUGUAGUAAACUGCUUUGUUUUUAGGCGAAGGAUAUGAAGGAGUAAAAUAUUUUUAAAAGCUCUAAGGUCAAAAACCUGAUACCACUGCUUCUGUUCAGCAAUAUUAUAUGCCCUAAAAUAUACAACUUUGUUUUUCUGGAGAACACGCCUACACAAGCAAACACACACACACACACACACACACACACACACACACUGACUAUGGCUGUGUUGGUGGAUAUGCUGAUGUGAUGAUGCACAACGAAAUACCAUCUUUUCUAAUUGAAAACAUCUGAUUUACAUCUGUUGUUUACAUACAUUCAGAUUCACACACACACAUUUACACUCACACACUUUACACAAGAGUGUCACCGUGUCUCCUCAGCUGCUGUGGCUCAUUAAAAAGACUGUCAAUACAAGUCAACAGCACUCACCUAUUAGUCCUGAUACAUUCUGUUUUUUAAGCCAGUGGCUUUUGGCUCUUGUCUCAGCUGCUGAACUUGGCAAUAAAUCAAAGAACACUAAACUCUGUCCAGACAGUUUGUUGCUUUGGUCUGCCAGGAGCUAAAACAAUAAACCAAGCACCAGAGAAACAGACACUUUUUCCUUUGGAUUACUUGUUUGUUUCUUUGUUUUUAUGUAUUUAGCAUUGGUACCCUGAAGACUUAGCUUAGAUAUUGUCCAGUUUGUAGAGCUCAUAUAAGAAACUUUAAGUUUGUGUUGAUUCUGAAAACGCUGAUGGGUAAAAGCUUUACCUUCUUCUAGGGCUGGGCGAUAAACCGAAAAUUUACAGAUACCGAAAUUUACGACAAUAACCGACAUCAUUUUGCCCAUGUCAAUACAUUUGGUGUCAAAACAAUAAAUAGAUCAAAGUUGAUUUUGGAUGUGCAUAGAUAGGCUAUGGUCUCAUGUCCCUUUAAGACACUGUCCUUUGUUGGAAAUGUGACUCCACCCCAUCCAGUCUGUAACAAAGAGGGAAAGACAGGUGAGGAGAUGGAGGACAGUUCAAAAGUUGUAGCGGCUGGAGUAGACGAAGUUAAUGUGGGAGGGGGUGAGCAGCUUGUGGAGUAGUUAUUGUCCAUUUAUCAUUAUUGAGGUGAACUGCUCAAUAUAUUGUGAUAUUGAUUUAAGGCCAUAUCGCCCAGCCCUAUCUAACACCCACCCUGCAAAACCAUAUGCAGACACUGAAAAUAACUGCUUGAAAAUAGUCAAUCUUUAUGCUGAUAGUUGUGUUUGCUUUUGUAGGUCAUACAGAGGUAUCACUAUUACUGUCAGUCUAUUUCAUAACCAGCGAAAAACUCCUCACAUGAGCUCUACAGAACAAAUAUGAAACACUGUAGGCUGCAUGAGCUCUCUGCAAUAUACUGAAUGGAGAGUCAAGCAAUUGGAUGUUUUAUUUUCAUCACAUUUUCUGUGUUUCCCUCUCUAGGGGAUGACAAGUAAAUUCUGCAGCCACCCAGAGUGGCGUAUCUCGGUUAGUUUUCGUUUGUGACAUCAACGGGGUUUUGAUGAGACUGUGCCAUCUGGCAGAUUUGCGUUUUCCAUUUUAUCUCUGUAGCACAUAAUCCCACAUUUUAACUUAAGCUGCAGGACAUGAUUUGGCCAAUUGAGCCAGCAUUUUGUCAGAGAGUGUUUGCUGUUAAUGUCUGCUAAUGAGGAUUCUUGACCUGUGAGGACCUUUCAAAAAUGUGUAUUAGGAUAAGUGGGGUAAUUUCAGUUUAAAGGUGCAAAAGGCUUUACAUGCCGGUGGGAGAGUGAUGACCCUAAUUAUGAAAUUGUUGCCUGGUGGAGUGUUUACAGUGAUUACGUGUAUGAGGAGACAGGUACAGAUCUUCUCCUAGUUCCCCGUCUUUGUACUCUGUUUUGGCUCAUUAGCUCUGUAUGGGAUAACCAGACUGCAGAAGUGCAGGCUAAUUACAGUUUCUUACACAAUGAGACUUUAGACAGCUGACGUCUUGUUUUAAAGCCAAAUAAGUGACUUAUGAGUUCAAGAGGAUGCUGAAACACCGUAUCCUCACAGGGCUUCAGACCAAAAGUCCUGCCUGAUUGCUGCCCAGUUAUUAAUGUUUUAUUUGAUGACAUUUUAUCUGCAUCCUUUGAGGGUAAUUUGCUGGUCUUGAGUGCUCAUCAGUGUAAAGUGCAAUAUUAAAUAUAAAUAUUGUACCAGCCUGCUCUGCUAGCACCACUUUCAUUAGACCAUUCACUUCUGCUGCUGCAUAAUUCAUCUCUCAGAACAAAGGAAAACAUGUCAAUUGAAAUUUAGACAAUUAUGACACAUACAUAUCCGCUUUGUCUCUGCUAGUCUUGAGCUCAAUCUGAGUUUUGGAUUCCCACACAGUGGCUAGAGUAGGUAAACAGUAAUGUGACCUGUUCAAUACUUGAUUUUGUGGUUGUCCCUCACAUAUGAAUAAUCAGAUUUUCUUAUUUAAGGUUUCUGUUGUUUCUUUAAGGUGACAGAUAAAGAUUUGUAUUGUAAUGACUCAGCAGAAAAAAGCUGUAAACACACCAACUUCAUUUCUAUACACUAAGCAUAUAAAGAAGAACCAUGCCUUCUUUUGAGGUGUUUUUGUCUGAUUAGAUGGCAUGUGCAAAUCCAAUUCCCAAUCUCUUCUAGCUCCGCUUUUAGUCUCCACUAACUCAAGAGGAAAUUUUUCACUGCUUGUGUUUGGAGUAGUCAAAAGUUUCUGGAAGGAGGUUCUUGGAUUGGGUAGCCAAAUUAUAAAAUUGAGGAUUCCUAAAGUUUUACAUCUUUCCAAGAGCCGUAACAGCUAAGAGGAGCGGAAGUGAUCUUUUUGAGACUUCAUGUUGUAAGGUAUUAAAAAGACCAUAAUUGGUAAUUGUUGAAGUGCAAUGACAGCCAUAGACAGCUGGUUCUUUCAUGGGAUAUUUCAGAAACAGCUAAACUUGCAUCUUGGAGUUGGCUUUACCCCUUUAGUUACUUUCAGUGUCAUUUUUUUAGUCAUCUGACCAAAAUGGUUGUUCUUGCUUUGCCUCAUCCUAGUUACAUGCUUGGUGACACUUACCACAGUGACACUUGAGGACAUCAGUAGAAUCAGGCAUUUUAUCAGAGCUGUGAAGAACGGAUCAGCAUGUGUCAGACUCCAGGCAGAAGAGAAUUUUAAUAACUUUGUGAGUAACAUGAGCUGAAGUGAAUAAAUAUCUACAGUGUUAGGGGACAGUCUGGGGAAUGAGCACACAUGGAUGAACAUUUCUGUUCAUGUUGGUUUGCAGUGACUCGCUCUGUAUUUUCACCUGCAAUGAUGAAACAUGAUUUGAGGGUUAUGAUGUCAGUUUUAAAAGGGACUCAAACCAGAGACCUAAGUCCUCUUUGACUGUCAGACACAAAGUCAUGUCAGACCUUAAAGGAACUCUGUCCUCUUCAGAGAAUAAUACAAGCCUCUGUGAGCAAAGACUCAUAUCAGACUUUAUUGUAUAAGCCUGAUCCUCCAUUCAAAGCAGUAUGAGAGGUGACCAGCUGGGUCAUUGGCAGCAGUUUUAAGACCUCAAUAAAUGAUCGUAAUUUCAUCUACUCACUGAGGUACCAUCAUCAAAGACAAUGGAGAUAAUUCUGACUUAACAUUUAGAGUGCCUUUGCUGGUGCAGCCAGUCAAGUUUUCUCUGUUAAGACUAUUUAUCAGCAAGAGUCUGACAAUAAUAUUUGUACAAUCAUACCUGGACUAAAAUUCAAUCCUCAGUUAUUUUGAUAAAAUUUGUGAAGUGAUGGAUAUUGCAAUUUUUAAAAUCUAAUGUAGAAAUCUUUGAAGUAAGAAAAAAAGCACAACAUGCACAAAAUCUUGGAAAAAAGUUUUUUUCUGCUGACAGAACAGUUGAAUGACAAUUAUCUGAUUUCCAAUACCAUAUUAUAAUGACAGUAAUCUAAGUCAAGCAAAUGAGCAGUGUGUCUACAUCAUUAAAAACUAGUAUACUAAUAUCAGAAUAGCACAAAAUAAUUAAAAAGUGAAUCAGUCAAAUAAUAAGAAUCAAUAGAGAUUACAAAACAUAAUAUUUCCAUGUUUUCUUCUCCUGGUGUGACAGAAGCUGUGACCUGUCAUAAAUGCUGGGUUUAGACUUGGAUAAACUGCUCUCUGCUGUGUAAAAUAUAAAUGAAGCUGCAAGGCCCUGUACAGCACAGUUAACCUGCAGUGUGAUUUAACCCAAUUUUCUAGUCACAAUCAAUUAUUUUUAUGCCUUAAGCAAAGCAAAAACUUGUGCCUGAUGAGUCAGCAGGUGUGAACUUGCAUUUUAGGUCACCUCGGGAAUACCUUUUUUUCAGUAAUUCAGUUUUAAACUGGUGUUUUAUAUUAACGUUCAAUGUAUAUUAUCCUGAAUCAGCAAGAAACAUGUAUGGCUCCUUCUAUCCUGUGUAAUAAAAAACCCCACAAACAAUCAUGUAAGAGAAAAUGAAAGCAUCAAAAAACAGGUUAAACCAGCACCAAUAAAACUCCCACUGCUUAAAUUAGAUGUACACCCUAUCAGAACUAAUGAACUGUAGCCUUGCGAGGUUGCUGGGGCAACAAAAGCUCUUUUUUUUGGCUUUUUGUUCACUGGUAUGAGAAGCAACAUUCGACUUCACAGCAGGAAUUUGUCUUGUUCUUCCAUUCUUGCGCCAGUUGCACUGUGGAGUACCGUGGAGAUUUAUUAUCAAGGCAACAGGUAGAGCCUGUUUCUUUCAUUAGUUUUGCUCAAGCCGCAGGCUAUCCCUUCACACAUUGAUUUAGACUGGACACCUCACCACUUUGCCUCACAAAGACAGAUGAUCUCAUUCACAUCUGUGUGCAAAUUAGUUUCCAAUUCAUUUCACAUGUGUGUGUAGUAAGGUGGAGAUAACUUGAGUGUCCAUUAAAAAAUCACAGACAUGCAAAGACAACAUGCAAAAUCUCCUGUUGAAAAAUGAGACAGUGGAAGAGUGUGAGGAGAGAUCAAAAUUUACAAGGUAUAAGAAACAACAUGACAUCCUUACGUGUCACCUGACAAUGACAGAACACUGGGUUCAUAUAGAAACACCUCUAUACCCUAUCCAACACGUAUCUUGUUAUACCUCAUGUUAGAAUUGUCUCCUCCACAUCCACUCAAGUCAACAGAAUAUGCCGCUGAUCAAGUAUUGCUGAAUCAAGUCACAGGUGUGUUCAGAGUGAAUUUGCUGCUUGUGGCACUGUAAAACAGGGUCAUGUUUACCGCUGUGUUACAUCUCCUUUCCUUUUAACAACCUUUCUCCAGCCUUGAUUGUGAACAGCUGAGCCUUUCAGAGAUGCUCCUUUUAUAUCCAAUCAUGAUACUCACCUGUUUUCAUUGAACCAGUUCACCUGUUGAAUGUUCCUGACAGGUGUUUUUGGAGCUUUCUUUCCUCAAUUUUCCCCAGUCUCCUUUUGCCCCUGUCAUAUUCUAUGUGAGUGAACAAUAAACAAUAAAGUUGAUUAGUUUAAACAUUAAAUAUAUUGUCUUUGUAUUAGGGCUGGGUGAUAUGGCCCCAAAUCAAUAUCAUGAUAUAUUGAGCAGUUCACCUCCUUAACAAUAAAUGGAUGAUAACUACUCCAAGCUCACCCCUCCCACAUUAACUUUGUCUACUUCAGCCGCCACUCCAGCUGCUAUAACCGUCCUCCGUCUCCUCACCUGUCUUUACCUCUUUGUUACGGACUGGAUGACGUGGAGUCAAGUCUCUGACGUAGGACAGCAUCUUAAAGAGACAUGAAACCAUAGCCUACCUACACACAUCCAAAACCAACUUUUAUUUAUUAAUUAUUUUUGACACCGAAUAUAUCGAUAUGGGCAAAAUGACGUCCGGUAUUGUAGUAAAUUUUGGUAUCGAUAAUUUUUUUGGUUUAUCGCCCAGCCCUACUUUGUAGUGUAUUCAAUUAAAUAUAGGUGAAAAAUGAUUUUCAAAUCAUUGUCUUCUGUUUUAUUCACAUUUUGCAUAGCGUCCAAACUUAAUUUCAAUUGGAAUUCAAGUUCCCCAAGUAGGUUUCUUGAGUUUCUGCAGUUGUUAAAAUGAACUUCUUUGCUUUGUUUUAUUUCUCUUUUUGUUUGAUCCCGUAGUUUACUGUGACAUAUUUCUUACUCAAGAAAACAGUGUCAUACAUGCUACCAUCACUGUACAGAUGUUGUCAGUAGCUGUAGAUGUUGUUGGCAUAACAAGUGUGACAUACAUUCACACUGAUAGCCUUUGUUGUUAGCUUCCUCCUCUCUGAAGUUUGCCCUGCCUGGCAAAAUACACAGGCACGCUAAAGAUAUAGGAUUAGUUAGUGCAUGUCGUUGCUGUAAACACAGAAUAGCACAGACUUGAAUAGAUUGUCUCUCAUGGAUAGCCUAUUGUCACUGGGACCCGACCAAGCUAUGUGGGUCAGUCUGAUCUUUAGAAUUGGGAUUGGUGUAUUGCUAGAAAAGAGCUGAUGAGAUACACAGUGUCUUCUGUAAUCAAGAUGGUCUCAUCUCAUCUCAAACAUGAUCAAUCAGCCCAUGAUCAGUGUCUAACAGUAUGUUUUUAAAGACAUAUAUUCCCAUCCAUACGGCUAACAUGAAGAAACGGCACACCAGGGACGAUGCUUUAUUCAAACUGCGAAGCUUUCUCAGUGUUUACUCACCCCCUUGGCAGGAGGAGGCUCUGAUUGCUGUGGCUGCUGACUCACUAACUCUGUCAGUACUCAUGCAGCACUCUUGUGUGUGUAAUGUGAUUUAAGAGGGAAACCAGUGGACCUGGAUCUGCUGUACAUCAUCCCUGUUUCAGCUCCAUAACUCUCAGCUGUGAGGCCGGGUGCUGACGGGGGGGAGACAGACAGUCAAACGAGGCAGGCUUUGAGCAGCUCAGUCUACUCACUCUCACACGCUGCUGCUGUCUCUGUGGGGUCCUUGCCAUCUGGAAGAAAAGUGUGUGUGUGUGUUUUGGUGUUUAGAUGCUCUGUCUUUUUGUGUGAACAUAUGUGUAAGAGAUCCUCUGAUGUCGGCGGCUGCCCCAGGUGCUGAUUAAGACAGUUUCUGUGUAAAAAAUCCACACCGGCUUAAGUUACCCUCUGCUGUGGGUUCUUUGUGUUCCUGGAUGCUGCGAUGCAUUUUGUUGUUUACAAAUUGUUGGCUCUAAUAGCAGCUUUUCAACUUUUUAUCUUAUUGAAAGGAUUUUUUUUUUCAGGAUUGGAAACUAAAGGCCUGGCUGCCUUUAGAAGGAUCAAAACAUAGUCUGGUCUUGUAAUCUGACAGUCUCUUCAUUUUCAGACUGACAGAUUACUUAGAAGCCUCACAAUAAACCACAGUCUGUCAGCAUUCUCGCAGAGAAAAUGACCUUUCUGAAAUCUCGAAUCAUCUGCCUGUGUUACACAAAUGUAUGUAAUCCUGGUAUCGAAUAUGUUGAUUGAAUGCAGCCCAUCUCUCGGGUUUAGCAGGAUGUGAUCAUACAGCCUCUUUCUGUGCUCCUAAAGCCUCUUAGUUGUGUGGUGUCUUUGAUUUAAUGCAGAUAGAGCUGUGGAACUUGAGUAAUCCCUGUUUUAAUCAACAUUGAGCUGCCCUUUGCUGAUGAUAUGCCAAGUUAAAUGUGUGGGGACAGCUGCCUCAUAUGGGUCAAGUUGAUGGUGAGAUGUCAUUCAUCACUUUAUCAGGUACACAUUUGCAUACAAGAUAUUAAAUUUGCAUAUAAAAUUUUCAUGUGUAGUGUAAAUAAAAUAUGACCGUGUGUGUCAAGAAACACCUUCAGUAUCAGUAUGUUAAGACCAUAUGAGUUGAAAUUACCAGUUAUUUAUCAGAGGUGGGAAUCACUAGUGGCCCCACGAUAUGAUAUUAUCACAAUACUUGGGCCACGAUACGAUAUUAUUGAGAUUUUUAACGUUUUGCGAUACAGUGAGUAUUGCGAUACAAUAUAUUGGGAUUUAUACAAUUUUUCAACUGUUGAGUUGAUUUAUCAUUUGGGCUUCCUUUAUGUUUGUCUUAUUUAUGCUGUAUUUUAUUUUCAUGUAGCACAUCUUGCUAUCCUUCUCAAUAUUUGUUGCAUUAAGUUUAUCCUUCUCACCUCUGCCAACCUCACUGGACUAGCAGUUGAUUUUUAUUUCCCCAUUAUCAUAGAUUUGACUUUAUAUUAACAAUUAAUUUGAAAAAUCGAUACUUGAUAGAUGAGACGAUAAGAUAUAUCACCAGACAACAUAUCGCGAUACUAUGCUGUAUCCAUUUUUUCCUCACACCCCUACUAUUUAUUAGAUGAGAGUUUCCUGGAAACAGGCAUACUUUUCACUCUGACAUACCCAUACUGAAAUCAUCUUUUUGUUCUCACCAUAUUCAGACUUGCAGUGAGCAAUGAUGGGUGGACUCAGUCAUGUGGGUUACACUCACUUUUUCGAUAAGUGGUGCUGUAUGUUGCACCAAAUAUUGACAUUUAAUGACCAAACAGUAUAUAUAAGAUGAUCCUGUACUCUACCUUACUGUCUCAUAUUUUGGCUGGUAUGAAAGAUAGAGCUCUCACAAUGAACGUUAAAAGCUUUUGAGCUUUGCUUCACUGUGAGAGAAGAACCGGCUUCUAAGUCUUUGCCUUCACUCUCUUCUGAUUUAUCUUUUUAUUCUUACACUUAGAAAAAUGAAUCAUGGCAUAAUUUAUUUUUAAGUAUUUACAUGUAUUUGAUUUUAUUCAAAUAGAAAGAAAAUUAAAUUUUUUUAGAAUUAAUUUAGAAUUUAUUUAUUCAAAUUUCUCAAAGUCAGCAUAAAUAUGUUAUUCUGAAAACAAUUAAUUUAAAUCACUUAAAAUGUAUGAAUAUAGUUUAAAUAUGAUGAGCUGUGGAUCAACCAAGAUUCAUUUGGUUAAAAUGUACGAGACAGAAACAAAGUGGAUAUAUCAAUAAUAAAUACAUAAAUCUGCAUCAUUUAUUCUAAACACAUUGGGUUUAUUACAUACAUCUAAUUCUUAAUUGUUUCAUUUACAUUUGACUGACAAAAAUGCAGCGCAUCAAGUUUAUUGGUCUGUUUAUGUCAAAUCUAAGUAAUGUAAUGUAAAUGGAGGGACAUUUUGUAUGCAAUGAGGCCUAAAUAUUUCUGUUAAUAUAGUCUUUAUCCAUGUAGCUGGAUAAAGAGAAGGAUAUUGAAGUUGUGGAGACAUGAGUUUUAUCACUUUUUUGGCUGUAUAUGAUCUUUAGCUUAAAUUGAUGCACAGCAUCCUUGCUUUCCCUCUGGCUAAUCUUACUCCAUCAUAAAGGCCUGUAAGUUCAGAAACAUCACAUUUCUAUAGGCUUCAACAGAAACAGUAAGUUCAUGGUGAGAUAAUGUACAUAUAAAAGAGGAGCAGUGUGUUCAGGGUUAAGUCCUAUUUUUUGUUCCAUGAUAUAUGUACCGUGCUCUAAAAAUGGUGCAGCUCCUAUAUCAUGCAGUGACAGAACCUACACCUAUACCUACUCUUAUCUUAUUUCCCCUCUCACUCAGAUCUCCUCAUCCCUCUCUAACACAGUCCUGCGUACAGUGCACACAGACCAGUUGUUGUCCAGAUGCUCUGCUUUUGGAAGCCGUCACUCUUGCUCAAAUGUUGUGCAGCUGUGAGCUCUUGGAGCACCAUGUCAAAAUGUCCACAGAGGGCUUUGGAGCAGCUUAUUGUUUCCUGAAACAAACUGUGACAAAUGCAGCUUCCAAAUAUGUCUUUAUCCACAUCCAGACAGGCAGUCAGCACUCCCUUUUUUUUCUUUUUUUUUUACUUUAGCUGCUACACAUUGAGAGAAUCUAAAUCCCCUUUUUUCACAUGUAGAGGCUUCACUUAAAUAUUUCAGCCUACCUUCUUUUCACUCUCUUUCAGGGGAUUGAAUAGAAGCUGUAGUGAUGUACUGCUGGCUGCCAAGAUUUCAAUUUAUCAGCAGCAGGAUUAAUAUUGUACCCUGCUGGUCUUGUGGCUUUAGAUUACUGCCUCCUUUCUUGAGCUGCAGACCUCUCAUCUCCAACAAUUGUCUCUCCCUGGAAAGUGUGGUUUAGUCUUAAUGCACGCUCACAGCAGGACUGUGUUUCUUUCUACGACUCUUUUAUGCUGUUGUAAUUCUCCAACGGUUGUUCACUGUGUCUGUGGCUCAAUGACGGCACAAACGCUUGUGGCUACUUAGGUGUGCGCCUUUGAUGUUUUCUCGCUCAUAAGAGCCGUACUAAGUGUUAAUAAUUGGGAAUAAGUGGCUGGCAGCCUGAAAUGUAGAUUUGAUAACCCCUGCCUUAUCUGUUGUGGUUUAAUCACUUCUAGCAGGGAUUGGAUGCGGCAUGAGUCUCAAUUUUCCCCCCUCUACUCUACCUCCAGUGCUGGCUCUUCAAGAAGCCAUUCAUCUAAAAAAGACCUUACGUAAUAACAUGCCUGUGUGAAGGGCUUCCAUAGUUAUUCCCAACAAACAUCAAGCAGAAGCGAAACUGCUUUUUACAACCACUUAGUAUGCCUCUCUUAUGUGUCUGUGAGCAUGCAGUUUAGUUUGAGGCCCAUCCUAACUUGAGUGCGCCGUAGAUUCUGCUGCUAGAUGGGCCACUUGACAGUUAUAAAUAGCACCCAGGUCAUCACGACUGCUUCAAAUAGCACCUAGCUCUCUGAGGUGCAAAAGCACUGUCAGAUAGAGCGGAUUAGAGUGAGUGGAGAUAUUUAAAACUUAUUUGAGAAUAAAUUUACAUCCUAGCAUAAUACCUGUAUACUCUGUAUAGCGAGCUACUUGCUGGGGAUUUGGGUCUCUUUCAGGGGACAGGGAGGGAUACACUGGCAGAGGCAGUGAUUUGAUAAUACACCGCUCUUAUUGCUCAACUGUUGGGUAGUGUCUCUCCUGCUGUCAGAGUCCUCUCCCACGCUCUGUCCCAGGAUCUGGCCGUCCCCGCUUAAACAAAUAUUUGAACUCCGUGCCAAGUCUUUCAUCGGGUGUAUACCUGCUGCUGUGAUUGAUAUUGUUCAUGUGUGUUUCUCUCGAGCUUAAUGCCAUCACUGGAGUUACGGUAAGAAGAAUGUGCCACACUGCGGGGAGAGUCACAGAAAAAAACUUCUUGAGUUUGUUGUCCCUCUUUACAAAUGACCAUGUUUGUCCAACAAAAACAAAAAUCCUGAAAAAACUACCUGCGAAUUGUGAAUCAUUUGAUAUAAAUUCUAGCAUUGGAGGCACUGAUUGAUUUUUGCUUCGUCAAGAUGUAGCUGUCUCUGAGUUUAGCUGAUUCGUACCUGAAAUAAUAAGCCCUGCUCUGCUCCAUACAGCCUUGUCUUCAACCCUCACAUAUUUGUAAUUCAAACCUGGGUUUCUAUAUGUUGUUUUUCUGUAGAGCCGGCAAUCCACUUGCUCUGCCUAAGAUGAUUUAAAAAAAUGCAUUCAAACCUGACCUUGUGACCAAAAACCUCUGCAGUAUUCCUCUUGAAUCCUUUUGACGCCUCUAUUAUUCACUUGGUAAGUUUCUUUAUUUACAAAACAACACGACCCUUUUAAAAUAUUCCACCACCACCUGUUUUAUGCGCUCUUCAGUCUACAGAAGUUAUGCAUGUCUUGAUGCACGUAUAUCUGCGAGCCCUAGGAAACAAAUAACAGAGGGACCUGCUCUUUUAAGCACCACCCAUCCACAACUGCUUAUAAACUCAACAGAGAGGGUGUGUGAGAGUGGAAGACGUGGACACAGUGGAGUGAGCAAAUAUGGGCUUCAUAGCUCUGGUAAUGGUUGCACGACAUUGUGAUCCAACAGACCAAUCAGCUGUUAGCCCUUUGUGAUAUGUUUCUGUGAUUGUCGGAAACAGUCAAGAGCUAGGUUUAAGAAUCAGCCCGAGUUUCUCAGGCAUAAAUGCAGCCUUCCCACCUCUGUGCUGCUGUUCACAAACUGAUGUGUGCAGGCUUUCCUCCAUCUCUCUGACUGAAGAGGAGCUGACUGCGUCUCACUGUAAGACCUCUGCUGGCUGUUCAGAUAAAUACAGCCUCACCCUCAAACAGUGAUGUUAUGAUUGCUUUGUUUCAGCGCUUCUGUGAAUGUGAGGUUGUGGGAUUUAGCGAGAUGUCUUUGCCGCGUGACAGCUUUAUUACUGGCUGCCACUGGACUGAUGAUGGGCCCUAUUGAGCGUGUGGGUGGGCUGUAUGGUUUGUGUAUGAAAGGGUGGGUAUAAUAACAGGUACAAAUGUCACGCUGAUAGAGAGAUAUGAUUUUCACUGAGCUGCACCAGCAUAAGCACCACUGAAAGUGCAUCAGUAGAGUUAGCACAGUUUACUGCAUUUCAAGAGGCUGAUCUGUGUGUUGAGUAGUAAAAACAAAUAGGGACAAUACAUUUAGAUUAAAGGGGAUAUUGUAUGUUGCAAUGUGAUAGGGAUGGGCGAUACGGGCUUAAAAAAUUAUCACGAUAAGUUUUGCCAUGCUUUGACGAUAUCGAUAAAUGUCCCGAUAAAAAAUAUGAUAAUUCCGAUCGAUGUUUUUGACUCAUUCUGUCUUGAGAACACCAGUUGGAAUAGUCAAAUAAGAUACUUCACCACAAGUUGAAGUGGUAGAUCAUAGAGAAAACUAGUGACAUAAAAUAAGUCUGAAAUGUGAAAACACUUUCAACAUUUAUUGAAAACUUUUCUUGCAGAGUGAACAGUGAGCAGAUCUACUGUCCGAUGUCAGGCAUAUCUGAUUGUGCUCGUCUAAACCCCAAUCUUGAAGGAAAUCCCUCAUGUGGAGCCUCAUUUAUCAACAAACUGCUCAAAAAACAUCUUCUUCACCACCUUCAGCCAUGUUUGUGUCUGUGUGGGCUUCGGCUGCAAGUCCGCCGCUCGUGCUUACGUCAUCAACUUGCAUUUAUCUUGUUUAUCGGGAGAUGGCAAAUAUUUAUCAUGGAGGAAUUUUCUGACGAUAAAUCGUGAACAAUAAUUUAUCGCCCAUCCCUACAAUGUGAUCAUAUCUGCCAUAGGUUUGUUUAUAGAUUGACCAAAAUAAAAUAGAGGAAUGUUUUAAUCACCAAAACAAAUAUGCAGUUGGUUCCACUCAGAAAGAAGAAGUAAAAAUAUUUGUUUCCAAGUUUUUGAGAACUUAUCUGCAUUUCUUGGCCUUGAAUCUAACAAAACAGAAAAUUAUUAGUAUUCAGGCAGACAAAGCAGGACAUCAGAUGAAUCAAGUUGGGCUUCAAUUAUCUGGUUGAUUUGUGGGUAUGUGCUCUCAUGACACUGAAGACUCUUUUUGCAUAAACAUUUUUUUGUGUUUUUCCCAGUUGCUUGUACUUGGGUUGCUUCUCAUACACCCACAAGCACUGAUUUACUUUAUGUGUUGUAUUUUUUUCCAAGUUAUCAGCCAGGUAGGCUUUUACAACAUGUUGACUUUAACUGCGUUAUGUUCAGUUUUGUGCAGCACUGAUGUCAUUUUAUCUCCUCAAGGAAAACUGCAUCUCCUUAUUUGGAGCCAAUGUAGAAACAACAUAAAUAACUCUCAAGACUGUGUAUUUUUAGUCCUAGUAAGAAAUAAUAGACGUGAUUUCAAAGACUAACUGUGUAAUAAUUGAUGCUACAGGCCUGCAUCUGUCUAUCUUCAUAAAUCUGAAUGCCUCUCUCCAAAUCUACAGGAUGUUGUGUAUUGAUUUGGAAGAAUCUGGAGUGGACUGUAAGAUCUUGUGAGCUGUUAGGGUCGCCUCUCUGCCUGUUUGUUUUCGUUGUUUAUUCAUGCAGGAGGGAGAUUCAUUAGUCAUUCAGCAUGGCAGUGAAAAUGUGUACACAAGAAGUUUGCUCUUUGCCAAGAACUAAAGCACAGCUGAUCCUGUGCCAAGAUAAAACUUGGCUUUACAUUACCUGCAGUCAAGAUGGCAGUCUUAUGAAAAAAAAAAUCACUGUUUAUCUUUUCAGAAAAGCAGCCAGGAUAUUGCCUCAGAGGAGUUGGUUUUGCAGAUUAAUCUGGCACAGUUAACUCACAAGUAAUGUCUGUAUUCAAUGGAGCAUUAAGAUUGAAUUUUUACGAAUGACUUAUUGGCCCAAAGGCUAGUGUCAGUAUCCCACAAGUAUUCAAAUGUGACUGCUAACUUGGUGACUGCUACAAAAUAGAUCCAGAAAUAGGAGAAGAAAAUCAGUAAGCUGCACAACCUCAUAGUAAUCCUGUAUUCUCUGAUAAAUAACCGGGGUAGCAGGAGCUUUUCUAAGUAAGUCCCAGUCAUUUCUAUUCUUUGCUUAGACAGUAUGUGAAGCAGUAAGGGGACAGUCAGAGCACUUCUUGGUUGGACAUGAACUCUCUCACUGGCUCAUUAGUGCAACAUGUUCAGGGUGGCUUACACCAAAAUUCCACCUGAUCCAUGUCCCUCCUCUGAUCUGAUCUUGUUUGACCCUUUGCUCCACCAGACAGCCGGGGUCACAAGACCAAAGAUUUCUCUUGUUAAAUACAGAAUCAACGGUUUUCUACAUCCAUAAAAAGCUCUGAAAACCUCUGAUCUGUCCACUUCAGACUACAGAGUGACUCUUGAAAAUGAAUUGAAUGUUUAAUGGAUGCUUUAAUGUUGUUUUGGUAUUUGACUUUAUGUCCUCCUCAAUCUAACCUGUGCUAAUUGAUGCGUUGUGACCUUGUGUCCAGCUAAAAAUGAAGCAGUCUGCUGAGGAGAGUUCUGGAUUGCCAGAGCUGAAAAGCAAGCCAUUAGAAGAGAAGAUAUUGACUUCUGUAAAAACGUAUCUGCUCUGCUGAGAUUGUGGACUGAACAUGGAUGUAGUGGAAUUUAGGGAUUAGAUUUAGAGACUGUGUGUUUGAGAAUAGAAAAGCACUCAAAGGGGACUCAAUGGCAGCGCAGAGAUCAACUUCUGUUCACGCCUCUUGUAGUUAUCAGUUUGAAACAGCUCAAGACGUACCGAUUCAGCAAGUGUUGAAUGUACUAAUUUAACCUUGUAAUUCCACAGAGGUGCUAGUAGAUGUUUCAGUCAUGAAGCCAGAUGCUCACCACAAGCGACACCACAUGUUUGACAGCAUUUUAUUUAUAUUUAAGGAAGAGAGUCAAAAUCUGACCAUACAACUGAAGUUUUUCCUCAACUUUUUCAAACUCUGAAGGAGCUGACUUUGUCAUUACAAAUUUCAAACUCAGAGGCGAUACAAGAAAGACUUUGUAAGUCAGAAAUGCAUUUUCAUGUAAAAACCAGUGGCUAUACGAAGCUGAAAAGCUCUUGGUUGUAUUCUAGUUAUAUUAGCCGAGUUAACAUAGUAAUGAGAUACUAACACACUCAUUCAUGGUGGGAGCUCUCCUGAGGGACAGAUGAGGGAGUUAUCUGUAAAUAAGACACGCUCUUGACUCUUACUCUCACAUUGUACCAUAGCUUUGCAUUCAGUUUUGACAGACCAAAUAAAUAUCAACCCUAUUCAGUUUGGUUUGGGACAUUUGUGUGUUUGAAAAAUUAUUGGCAUAUACGUGAUAUACGACUGAAAACUAUGAGCCACAGCCACAGACAAAUGAGUUUAGAAGAGAGAUUAUCAAUCUUAAGUGGUAUUAAAAAGGACUCAUUUCCCAACACUGUACAAGAUUAGUGUGUCUGUCGAGAAAGGAGUGAUGUUUGGUUUCAUAAUACAGGACUUUUAGUGGCUUAGUCACUGCUGCAGACAAAAUCUGUGGAGUGACUGUAGAACAGACAUGAGGCAUUAUCAUAAAUCAACCACAGUCCAUCUGUGAAAAACUCGUCACUUUUACAAUGUGCGUUUUUCUCAGGAAAGACAUUAAGGCGAAUCAAACGUGUUUACCUCGAGUUCCAGUUUGAGUUGUUUCUCUUCAGUCACGUACUUCAGAAGCACUCUGUUGCUUUUACAUCAGCAGCCACAUCAAAGCAGCAAUAAACACUGAGAAAUGAAAUCAUACCGCAUUACUCAUGGUGAUUACUCAUUCAGAGAUCCUUUUAUUAAUUAUGUAUUCACUUAUGCUGAUCACAAACAUCAGCAUACGUGAAUACACUUCGACACAAUACAGUACACAAUACAAGUAGAUGUUUAAAAAGAUUGUGGAUGAUUAUUGUAAAAGGUGUAUUUGUGGAUAGUUGUUUGUCUGUUUGGAGGAGUAGAAGAAAAUCUCUGCUGGUGCGUUUUGACACAAGACUUGAUGAUUUCUCUCUUUUUUUCUUCCUGUGACCGAGUUCAGAGCAGUGUUUUCCGUGUUUCUUUAUUUCUAUUUGGUUACAGAUUGUACUUGUUCUGAGCUGCCUUUUAGGUUUGUUCCAGCUUUUGUACAAAUACAAAUGAAUUCCUCUGGCUUCAAGUGAAUUUUAAUUACCACCUCUUUGUUUUACCAUCGGGCUUCUUGAGAAAUCAAUCAGGGUCUGUUGGGAAGAAGCUGUUGUUCUCUCUGAAAGACUUUCCCUUUUUUUUGUCUUACUCCUUAUAGACAGCCUUGUGCUAAUUUUUUUUCUUACUUUGAUGAAAGUCCCCCAAUCCAGAUAACGUGACUUGUUUCUGGAAAAGUUUGUAUCACCGUUUUCUGAGGUAUCUGGCAGAGGGGGCUGUGGAUGUUUCAUGUGGAUGUUUGAAAUGAUGAGGGCACUCAGGGUUGGUUAAAUUAUACUUUUACGUUUCCACCCUUUUGGAAACGGAGCUUCACUGCAAACAGAUAGACAUGAAGAGAGUCUUUCAGUGUUUUAGUUUAACUUCCUCAAAGAUGGCUGUUGGCUGAGGCUGACUUGUUAUCUCCUGCCAUUGAAUAGGAAAAGGCACUCAGUGGGUGAUGCUUUUCUGUGGUGUGUUUUGUGUUGAAUGCACUUCCAAACUGGUGUGCGCUUGUCAUUCAUGAGGAAAAGUGCUGUGUUUAGCUGAAGUGUGUCAAUGUUACUCACACAAAAUCAUUGCUGCAGCUUCAGAGGACUUGUUUUAACUUGAUCCCUGCAGUUGAAAAUGUCUGUAAACAGCUGUAAAUCUAUUGUUGCAAAGCAAUAAAUUCUCCUGUGACUGAAAUUAAAAUUAAAUCCUGCCUUACUGAUGAGAACAAAGUAAAAAAGAAACGAAACACAUCGACCACAUUCAAAUUUAGCACAAUUUAUUCAACACCUAAACAAAUUGGUUUACUUGAUACUUAGCACCACUCCAGUCCUCCCUGCAGGUCAGUAUUUUGUGACUGUACAGGUUAUGCAUUGCUCCAGUCAACUGGUUAUAUACCAGUUUAACUAAACACAGCCUGCUCUUCAUUUUCCAGGUCAACACACUGCCAUGUCAUUUAUGUCUGUUCAAGGUAGUUGAGCAUUAAAGCGCUGUAGCAGUUGUCAUUUACUGAAGAUACAGUCUCAGCAAGUGGCUGCAGAACAACUUAGUCAUUAUGUAUGACUGGCAUUUCAGGUCUACAAUUAUAAAAACACCACUCAUGUCACCUUUGCUCAGUCUUCGUUUAGUCCUUGGUCUAUAGGCAGUAAAAUACUUUAAAAUCAGACAGACUAUCUGACAUUAAGGUAGAAAAGAAAACCUCAGUGCAUGCAAGCCAUUUGGUGUUUACUCUGUGGCAACAUGCUGUUUUAUGUGAUGUCUAUUUACAACAAAUCAUGUAACAGCUGAGGCCUAGCAAACAAGAGUGUCCCUCUGUUGUUUAUGUAUAAGUGCUAUAUUAUUCAGAGUCUUCUGCCUCGACUGACUGUUUCCUUUAACCACAAUAAUAUUUUACUCCAGCUGAGUGGGAUGCAGUCAGAAUAAGAUCACAGACUUUCAAAUGAAAGAUUUUUCUAUGAAAGGUGACAUGUCCCUAUAUUUAAGCUGCAAAUGUCCUAGUUUCCCUCCGUCAGAUAGAAAGAAGGUUUAUUAAGAGGAUGAAAUGAUAUGAUUGUUAGGAGGUAAGAAGAGUAAAAGGAACCAGUGGCAGUUCAGACACUCUGUCUGUGUGCUGCCCUUCACCUGUGGGCAGAAACAACCCACUGAGCAAUUUUUGGUCUAAAAGAGGUCUAAUAGACGUCUAAAUGUAGACUAGACGACUGAUCUAAAAUCAGGCUACCACAGGUCUAAAAAUGAAAGUUUUUUAGAUGUCUAGAUUUAGACCAAGUCUAAAUAUCUAGUUCAUAAUAGCUAGCUUAUAUCUAUACUGUACUAUAUAUUGCUCAACUGCUAUCAUAAUUAUUUUUGGUUAAGUACUCAGAGAUCAGUUAUGCAACUCACAGUUGCCUUUUGAAAUAAAUAGUUAUCGAAUAAUGGGUUAAAGUGCAACGUCUAAAUUCUGUCUAAAAAUAUACAGAACCCAGGUGGUUGAAAUUAGGUCUAAAAGAAAACUAGACGUCUAAUAGCCGUCUAUUGCUCAGUGGGAAGAUCAUGAGCAGGGGUAGUCUUUAGUAGCCGUCUGCAUCAGUUUCCUGAAGAGUUUCAGGUAGGGCUGGGUGAUAUGGCCUCAGAUCAAUAUCACGAUAUAUUGAGCAGUUCACCUCAAUAAUGAUAAACGGACGAUAACUUCUCCACAAGCUGCUCAGCCCCUCCCACAUUAACUUUGUGUACUUCAGCCGCUACAACUUUUGAACCGUCCUCCACCUCCUUACCUGUCUUUCCCUCUCUGUUACGAACUGGAUAGGGUCGAUGUAGGACAGCAUCUUAAAGGGACAUGAGACCAUAGCCUACCUACACACAUCCAAAACCAACUUCUAUUUAUUUAUUUUUUUUGACACUGAACAUACCGAUAUGGGCAAUAUGAUGUUGGUUACUGUUGUAAAUUUUCGGCCCUAGUUUCAGGACUCUGUCAGGUGUGGACGUAAGGAAGCUGUUCCACUCUUUGAAGAGAUUCAGACUUGUGGAAAUGAUUCUUUAGGGUGCUACUUGGGACAGGUGACUGAAAAGAGACCGGAGUGCAGACCUGGGAUUCAGUAGUCUACAUGUCUACAUUUGGGAUCCCAAAAAGCAGCAAAUGAGCAGCAUGAAGUAACACUGAAAAGAGCAUGUAAGAAUGAAUUGAUGUUGUUGAGUUGGCCCAUGUGAAUUUUAAAAAGCCCAUUUAAAAAAAAAAAAAAAAGGUUUGUGUGUGUGUGCAUGUGUAUGUGUAUGUGUGUAUGUGUCUCUUUGACAUAUGCUGCUGUUUCAUUCUCCUCCAGCGCAGCCAUUAGCAGAUUGAGUCGCACGUCUGUGUGCAGCAGAGAGAUGAAAGGCUCUUUGAUCUGAAUUAUUUUGAGGUUUCCUCAUUUGAUUGAAGAUAUUUUCAAAAUUUUAAUGUAGGCUAUUCUCUGAUCAAGGAUUAGUUUCUGACAAUGCCUGAGUGAGUUUUAAACAUUUGUCUUAUCUUUGAUCAAAUGAUCUCUGUUCCUCUGUGAGGGUAUUAUCCAUGAUUGUGUAAAAUAUUUAGAUAGGCCUUCAGAAAUGUUAAGGUUCAUCGUGGAAGUCCCACUUUGUGUUGCCUGUCUGCUACAACAAAAGUACAAAUCCUUUUGAAUGUUUUAAAUCCAAAUAUAAACCAGCAUAUUUGCAUGCAUGUUCUGGAUGAUUUUUCCUGUGAAGAAUCUAUACUUGCACGUGUCGAGUCAUGCUGCAUUUUAAAUGUAUGUGGCAAAAAUAAACACAAAGCACGUCAAGGUUUUUACAUUUUCCAUCUGGGUUAGAGUGGGCAGUGGGCACCAUCAUGCAUUUGGAAAAUCGAAACACUGACAUAGAAAUUUGCAUGUGAGUGAAAAGGUAUUUGACAGAAAUAAAUGACUCAUUGGAUUUGUGUUUCUCUAAAUAAGACUUCUCUUCUAAACAUAGAUGAGCCUUUACAUACAAGCAGCUGUGCUCAAACAAAUCUCCCUCUUUGUGAUUUUGUUGAUGAAUAUGCAGUGAUUGGAUCUUUCAAUGCCUCCUGUGAUCUGGUGUUGAUGAUUUGUGCUCUCGUGCUUUUCUUACUCAUCUUUCCAAAAUAAUUUCUCUUUGAAUCCCUUCCCAGCUGUGAAGGAAGCUGACUGUGCAGCUGAAUGUGUGAAAUAAGCAUCAAGAUUAAGUCCAGAUGUCAGUCCUGCUCACUUUAAGUGAUUUUGUCAAAGUGUAAUUACUGGUUUUACCCAGCAGAGGGCGAUAAUGUAGCAUAGCAUGCUCCCUGAUAAGACUGCGGUUCCUCAGUUCUAUUAGAGUCAGGGGCUUUGCUCUGUUCAGCAGUUUAUUUUGAAGUGAUGCACUUUCUCAGUUAUUGUUUUAAUAUAAACUAUUUUUGACUUUGUUGUGUGUUGAGUCUGGUAUUAAAGAUUAGUAUACAUUUGAAUGAUUGUAUUAGACCUACUUUAAAUCAGUCCAUCUUGGUGGUAAACUGAAAUAAUUGUUCAUAAAUUUGUGUUGAAGGAAUUCCCAGCAGUUAUGUUAAUUAUAAAAGUCAUUGUCUGCGAUUUGGAUUUAGUUUGGACUGUUUUUUCACCAUUUUGUGUAACUUCUGACUUUAGCCUUUGGAGGGCAGUGUUGAAUUUUGGCCUAAUAUCCAACAUCUCUGUGGGUACUAUAAUUAUUAUAAUAGGAAACUCUACUGUGAAGAAAUAUGUUUUCCUCUUAAGCGCGCGCAAAUUAAUUUAUGAAUGCCUGUGGGGCUUAAAGCGUCGAUAAAGAAGAGAGUUAGUUAGGCGUCCUUAUUUGUGCUACAUAUUCCUUAUUCUUCAUCUCCACUCCCACUCUGUGUGCCUGUUGCAUAAUCAAUCCAAGUAAGUGCCACUUAAGUGCAUGUUUUACUCAGAAAAUAAGGAAAGCCUUGCCUCUGUCAGGAGGAUGACGUGGGUGUAUUUCACCUUGAGGUGUUUACAGUUAAGUGUGGAGUCCGACAGGGAGCAUUUCCUCCUACUGUCUUUCUGUUUGCUGCUUCUUCUUACUCAGUUUGCUUCCUCUAUUUUUAAAGCUCAGUUGUUGAUGUGGCUUGUUCUUCGGAAAGUGUGCUGCAGUUUCAAUCUCUCUUAAAGGAAAGUGGACAGUAUGUAUGCUUUAGUUCAGACAGCGAGGUUGACCUAUUCACCCAAUUACUAUCUGUCUGUCUCUCCCACGUCUUUUCGAGUAAUUCCCUCCCUUCCUCUGAUUUAUAUGCUUGUCAGGAUGUUGAAGUAUUGCCUUUGUGACCCCAUAUAACUCUAUACCUUACACAUGCAGCUGUUGUCAGAGGGCUGUUACCACAAGAGAAACGCUGUGGUUUAAAAAAAAAAAAAAUCAUCAGACUUUUAUGGUGCUUAUUUUGAUGAAACAAUAUUGUCUCUCCAUCAUGAAUAAACUGGGCUUGCCUGCUUUGUUGUAGGUGUACUGAGCUGUGAAAGACCACGAUUUGAACCCCUGACAGAAGCAGCUUGUUGUUCUUUUCCCCUGAAGACUUGAGUAAUGCAGCUGCACCUACAAAUAACAUCAGUGGGUGACCAAAGUGGAGACACUCCCUGUUGAAGUGAUGAGAAAUCAGCCUCUCCCUCAGAUGUGUUAGUUUAACAGAGCAAAGAAAAUUAUGGAGAGAACUCAGAAAUGAUGUCCUCUAAAUUUAGAGCUCUACAAACUUUGUACAGUACAGUCAGGACGAGACUCUGUGGAUCUGAAUGAGGAAAGAGAGGACGACAAGAGGAGGCAUACAUGGAUGUGCCAAACUGGCACUGGGUUGAGUCACUGACUCAGUUCACUGCCCAGCUCUAAACACUGUCCUCAAUUUGUCGGCUUUCCCUGCACACGCCGAGUCUGUGUUGCAGAGUGGCAUUGAUCGCCCCCAUUUCCUCUAUGGAUUAACAGGGUGUUCUAUUAGAAUGCCAAAUCAGGAUGUGGGAAAGUUCACUGAGGAUAUAUCUGUGGUUAUGGUGAUUUCAUUCGUCAGAAAGACUCCCAUGUACAGCCUCCCCACCUAAUUCAUGUACAUGUACAAGAACAUACUGUCCACAUGCUCACAGCUUUGUUUACGAGGAGUCUGAUAAACGUCCCUCUGUAAGAGUGGAACAAUCACGUUCUAUGUGUUUGUGUGCUUUUCUAGUUUAUCGCUGCUUCUCUGUGUUCUUCUGUUGUUGGACUUGGAUUGGGCAUCCAGACUCAACUGUAGUAAGGUUGCAGUUUUUAAGCUGUAGCCAGUCAUUUUUCCCCAGCACUUCACUUUUUGAUUUAUGUCCACAGAAGUGUUUUUUAUUUUGUCUUUAAUACUGUAUCAGUUGUUUUACUUUUGCAGCACCAUUGUACUUUAAACAAUAGAUAUACUGCACCUCACAGAAAGGUAGGAGUCAGAUAAAAAGCUCAAGAGCUUAUAGGGUAACUUUAUCUUUUGUUUAUUAGGACUGUUCUUCACAUGACUGAGGCUGUAGGCAAGAAGUGGAAUUUGUGCUCCCCACAAUGUUUGUUUAGUCAUCUGCUGUUUGCCGUUCUGCAGCCUGGAGAUGAUAAUAUUUGACAAUAUGCAGCACAUGAUGAGUUGUUUUGUGCUCGCUGCAGAGAGCUCAUUUGGUUAGAAAGGAGAGGGCCUGAAUAAAAUAUGAUUGUAAUCAACAAAUGCAUAUGUAAUUGAAAGGAAGUAGCGAUGUUAAAAUAAAUAUUGUUUUGCCUGAUUACAGAUUUCAUGCAAUCCUCGAAAUCCUCCUCCUUAUAAUUCACAACAUCCAACAUUUGAGCUCACUUUCCUUUGCUCUCACUUUCUUCUUCCUCUCCCUCUCUGUCUCUCUGAGGAUCUGGUUCUGCCACUCUCAUUGCUGACCCACUUCUGAUGGUCAUCUUUCCUAUAAUCAGCUGGACUGAUGUCUCUAUGAGGAAGUGCUGCCCGCGUCUCUGCUCACGCUAGCAGCGAUCUUUGCCUGGGGACUGGAGGAACUAGAGCUUACCAGAUCUUCUUAUUGCAUUUCAUUCCAGUGUCAGUUAAUGGCUGCCAUUCUCUAAAUCUGUCCGUCAAUCUAAAGUUGAAAUCUUUUCCCUUCUGCUGCUCCUGUGGUUGUGGCUUUUCUUCCAACAUGCCUCUAUCCUUGCCCGUUAAAGUUCUGGAUGAUAGACAGAUCAAUACCACCCCUCACCAGGGGUGGUAUUAUUUGUUUGUGGCUGCAGCGGAUGAUAUUGGAUUUUGCUCCUAUAUUGAGGGCACACACACUCUCGUCAGUCACACACUCUCUGUCAGCUUGACACACACACACACACACUGCAGUUAAACUUUCCAUGACAUUAUUGGUUUUAUCAGAAGUAGGCCAAAGCAGAAGCCUGGCCCUCUGGCAGGCCUACUGAGCAUGCUCAAGAGUGCUGAGGGCGAGUUAGUGCAGCAGAACCUCAUUUUUUAACUACAACUACUUUUCUCUUGCUGUGUCUUUGUGGGUCUGUCACUGCUGCUGGAAAAGGACAGGGACCACACAGGCUCAAAGUUUGCCAUCAUUUUUAUCACAGGGUGAAAACUUGGAACUAUUUUUGAGUUGGCAGGCUGUGAGGAAAUAGUAGAAAAGGGAAUAACAAGGCUUGUCUCUUUCGCUGAAAAGUUUGCUUAAAAGUAGAAUUUGUAUUCCUGAUUGUUACUGAUGAAUCACCUCGCGGUUUGACACUUAAACUAUUCAGUAAAACCUGCUUAUAACAAGAGAGAUAAAAAGUCAUGCCCUCUACUUUCUGGUAUUUUGUGUUAAAAAAGACAAAAUAAGACAAAAGGUGAUGAAAGAAAGUAGGGAUGUCCCAAUAAAAAAAAACAAUAUCAGAUUAUAUUGGCCUGCAUUUAAAAUCUCUGAUAUCAGCACUCUGAUCCAAGCAGUCCAUUCCAGACUCCACUCCAGCACCUUUAUCUAGCAGUGCCAGGAUUCAGCAUGCAGAGCCCACAUGAUCAUAAGUUAACAACAGUGUGUACUAAGGUACUAACAAAGUCACAAGGAGUAGGAGUGAUGUUGGACGUGUGGCAGUAUUUCCAAGUUCCAAGUAUCAAGUCCAAAAAAGACGUUGCAGCUAAGGGCAAAGCUUGUCAAGUUUGUGCUAAUAUUGGAUCAGUAUCAGUAUUGGCCAAUACUGAAGGCUACAAUAUCGGUAUUGUAUCGGGACACCCCUAAAAGAAAGUUUUCACAUUAUUCAUUAUAAUUGAUCCUGUUAUUGAUGCUUUUGUAAUAUUGUUCAUUUGACAUUUAUGCCAAGGCAGCAUAAAGCUGGAAAAAACAAAAACGCAGAUGACAAAAAUUCAGGCACAACUUCACCAUCUUCCAAGGUGUUUGGAGAAAAAGGUUCUUAAAGAGGUCGAAAGAGCUUCAGCAACACUUGUAGUUCAGGAAAACAACUUUAUUCGACCAACGCUCUUCGGCUUGUGGCCUUCGUCAGGGUCAAAACAAAAACACAGACAACAAGUAGAAGAGUGAAGCCGACAGGGUGUCACAGUUUCUUUGUUGUUUCAUACUCAUGACUGAGGUGUUAUAAUCUGUAGGGUGUAGUAUUUGUCCUGUCAGUGUUUAGUGAUGAUGAACCAACAGUUAACCAGUUUGUCAUUGUACACUAACAGGAAACUUUAGUCAUAAGGAGCAAGUGUUCUCAUCUAAACGCCUAUCUGAAGCUUCACAACUUAUUCUCAAGCUCCGGGAGUUUUUUUCCGCUCCAAAUCCUUUAUGAUUUUGAUUUUUGCAUUUGUGAAUAACUCUUUUUAUUUCUGUUCUACACACAACAAAGUGGCACAAUGGAGCUCAUCAACAGCACACACAAAAUCAAGCAAUGACUUUGUCCCUUUUUGUCGCGUUUCUCGAGCAGAAAGAAAAAAAAAAGCAGCCUCCAAACCUACUUAGAAGAAGGAUCUGGAUCUGGAACUGGGGCACACUCCUUUUCAGUCAUUUUUCAUUCUAAGCUAUUUAACGAACUCUAGAUAUAUUGAUUUUGUUCCCAUAAAACCAAACGCUGACGUUAAAAACAGUACAGAAAUAUAAGAUACAUAAACAUGUUCUCAGUCCCUCAGUUGCUCCCUGAAGCAUCUAGCAUUUAUUGCAGACGUAGAUCACACUAUCUCUGGUUUCUUUCUUAAUCACAGACGCAGGUGCACUACUUUGGAGACUCUGGGUUGUGGUUUAUUCAAAAGAAACUGUUCACCCCUCUUGUGUUUUGUCUCUUUUCAUAUGUAUUGAGUCAGUCAGUUUGGCCUUAAAAUAAGAGUGUCGUAAACCUUAAGUCGUUUUAUGGCGGGACGAUGGUAUUGUUAUCCAGCUGUGUUGAAUAGACAGUUUUCUCCAGUUCAUCAAUAAUAAAGGAAGUAGCUGUGAGAGAGAGACAGAAGGUCUUGGUGGCCAGUAAAUAGUCCUCCUGGAUUCGAAGAAUGGAAAUCUGAUGCAGUCAUUCACAGAAAAAAUCAAGUAGUUUGUUUAAAGGGAAGCAGAUCUGUUUUAUUUCCUGAAUGGAUACAUAACUUAUCUUUUAUUGCAUGCAGUCACACAUCGCCUGCAGCCCGGUGAAGCAGAGUUGAUUAAUGUUGUAGCAUCAAGUUUGCCUCAGCUCUAUGCUGCUGCUGCACUGUACUCUGUGGUGUAGAUAUUUGUGCUGCAGAGGGUGAAACUGCAUCUCCUUAAUCAAUCUGAAACACAAACUCAGCCUUGGGAGGGGAAAGGAGGAUACUGCUAGCUGACGAUACACGCUGCGGUAUAGUGUUGUUGUGUACUCAUCAGUUUAAAGUUAGUGGUUGUGGAGACUCCCCGUGUUAUGUGGAUGGAGUGGGUUUUAUUGGCUCAAUCAAAUCAGCACCAUGGCCUACAUUACGUCCUCCCAGUGGGCUCAUUACACCUGCAGGCAUGAGUUGAUAUAUUCAUUAGGCUCAUGAAUGAACUGUGUGGAUCUUUUUAGCGUUUACCUGGAGGAGCUGUGCGUGGGUGUUAAAAGGAUCUGUACAGCUUGACUAUUGUUUUUCUAUCUAGCUUUUGGCUCAAGGAAAUUUUUAGUUUUAUGCGGAUGUACCAACAUUGACAACAAACAAAGUCAAGUGAAGCUAUAAAUAAUGAAUAAAUAAGAAAGCUGCAUCCUCCUGCUGGAGGAGCUGUGCUGGCAGUUCAUUCAUGUAACAGGAUGCGUUUUGGUACAGCAGACUCGACCUUGCUCUGCUGCUUUUCUUUGGCUGUGUGUUCAAGUUUGAAUAAAUAUGGCUGAAUGUUCAAGUUAGCCAACAGUGUAAAAACAGCCCGUAAUUCUUUCAGGGAGUUUUCGGAGGUGAAUUGAUGGGACUUCAGUCCAGAGGAGCAAGAGAUUUUGCAGCUGUUUCUGAGAGAACUGGAUGUGUUUUUACACUGCAGGUGUUUCUACACUCCCUAAAACUAACUGAUGACACAACUUUGGAUAAGAUGCCAUAGUUCCACUUUAAGUGGUUGUACUGUUUGCAUAUGUUAGUUGAAUCCUGAUAGUGCGUACAGAUGUGGUGAAUUUGAUAAGAUAUCGUCAAAGUGAUGCAUAAGUGCUAAACUAAUUCACUGAGUGUUUCCUCAAACAAUUUUUCAUCCAGUUACAUGAGACGACUUUCAUAAGCCAACUAGGGCUGGGCGAUAAGGGAAAAAGUUUAUUCAUACUGGUAAAUACCAAUAUAUAUCAUGAUACAAAAAAAUCACUUGUCAAUCUUAAAUGUUCCCAGUUACUCUUAAAUGAAAUUUAACAUGUAUGCUAUGGUUGUGUGUAGCUGCAGCCUGCUACCACGCAAUUGUUUGCUACUUGGUUCUAAUUCAGCACAUGAUUGGUUCAGUGCGAUGCGACCCAGAGCAACUCCCCUUUUCAUUGGCUGUACAUAAAGUCUACCAAAACAUGGCAGAAUGACGGCUAUUGAAAAGCAUAUCAACCAUGUUUCAUAUCAAUAUCGAGGGAAAUUAAUUUUUGAGAUAUAUCGUUAUCAUUUUAUCACCCAGCCCUAGGGCCAACUAAGUUAAGUGAAUUUACUGCAAACUGUUACUGCAAGGCAAGCCCUUCAAAAUACAUGUACACUACCAAAAAGAGAUGUAUCCGUACUGAGUCACACAUCGAUACAAGAGCUGCAAAAUUACCUAAAAUUUAAUUUUGAUCAGGACUUUGACACUACGAUGAUCAAAUAAUUGUAAUCAAAGUAUAAUAGAUAAAUAUUUUGUGGCUGAUGAUAUGUCUAGGUUUCCUAUUGGAGUAUAUCCCUCAGCCAUUUCCACUUUUCUUUUUAUCCAUAGAAGACUAACAGCUGGUGUGGAUAGUGGGCGAUCUUUAUCUCUACUCCUCAAGUAUUAUAUUGUAGGUGUCACAAGUUGUGUCCUCACACAUGCUCUGCAGGAAGACAGAGACAUGACAGGUGAUGAUACAACAGUGCAACAGCUUAUGUCUCCUCAGGGGGUUCUUAUUCAUCUUUUUUUGUACUGGUGCUCUGUCGUCAUUUACUCCAGCACCUACAUGGUCUGUAUGGGUUGUAGCUUUUGUUUUCCUUAAACGUGAGGUUCUUUUGGUGACUCCCCCAAGAAAACAGAAAAACUAAACUGAGACACAAGGCUCUAAAAAAGGCAAAAUAAAUCAUCGCAAAUAGCAGUUUUAUAAGGAAAUCUUUUCCCUUAAACUUUGACAUAAACUGGAUUUUUUACCGUCUUAAAAAAUGAUGUAUUGUGUUUUGUUGUGAACCCAGCAUUAUAAAUUGUAUCUCCUUGCAUGCUUGUUCCCCCUUGUUAAACGUGUCUUGCCGGUGUAAUAUUGCUCUGAUGUCCAUGACAAUUUUUCAUUUCAGAUAGAAGCUCUUGUUUAAUAAAGCCGAGCCGUUUCCAACUCUCAUUCAUCUCUUGUCAGGAGGUGUGGCCUCUGGUCAGGUGGAUUAUGAUUCACAUCUCUGACUCAGACUGUAUGGGUGUUGGAUAAAGUCUGCAUGUGGAAAACAGGGGAUUUUUAUGGAUGGUGUAUCAAAGGACUAGUUUACCUAGUAUGGAGUAGAGAACUAAGAAAACUUUCUGUAUGCACAAGAAAACUUCCUCGUGUUCUCAUGCAUUCCUUUUUUGGUCAAAACAGUAAAUUUUUAUGAGCCCCAGAGCUCACCACUUUGAUGACUUGAUCUGAUUCCAAUACCAUUUUGGAGUUUACCUGAAGAUUCAGAGUACCAUCCUUCUCCUGUCAUUCUGCAAACCUAAGGCACCACAGAGCAGCGCUUUGCUGACCCAGAGGUUUUGUGUUUAUGUUGAACAGAUUAACUAUGAAUUAUUCAUACCAAAAUAAUUACCUCUGCGUUUGGUUGCCAGUGUUGCUAACGCAGUUGACAGGCUGAUGCUUUCAGCUGUAUGAUCCAAGAUGUGAAGGAUCUAUAAAUAUUUUGAAGGGAAUUAGAGCCUCCUUUUUGCUGAUACUGAAAUAGAAAGAGGGAAAAAAGUCAGGCCCGUUAGAAAGCAGUCAGGAGUUGGCUGGGUUGUGCUUCGGGGGGUGGGGCUGGGCUAAUGCUAGAGUGCAUUGCUAUUUGUGUUUUGAAUGCAGACUUUGGAAUUUGCGACUGUCAGUGCUAGCAGGCCUCACAAAGCAGCCUGAGCUUUUGAGGCAAGUCAGUCAGACCCUUCUGUUCACUGCUGAUCUUCUUUGAGGUCACUAACCAGAAACGUUGUGCUUAUAAAACACUCUGGGUUCACUGAUCUGUAGGUUUAUUUUUCCUCCCACAUGUUUCGCUCCAUCAUCCUGGUAAUUCAAGCACCUAGGUUUAAUCCCAGGACUUCACAUUGGCUGAGUCUGCUCCGGCUAGCAGAAUCUGGUAUUCUACUUCUGUGAGCCUGAUCCUAGAAACAGCCUUUCGAUUUUCGAUGUGUCCAUAGUGCAGUGUUUUUUCGUUUUUAUUUCUGCCUGCUUGUGUAAUUGUUGUCAGUGGGGUUUGCAGUUCAUGAGAGGAUUCGGCUCUCCUAAACUUCCUGCCAGCCUGGGGGGACUUUGAGUUUGACUUCCCUAUUGAUCGGGCUGUUUUGUUGGCCUCUGCAAAAUUAACUUUGUACUUCUCGAUCUUUGUUUCAUUAGUUAUUUUUUAGUGUGCUUGUUUUUAACACAAUUUCUUUUUUUUCAAACAGCAAUGGAAAAUAGCCAUGGAUAAAUAUCUUUGUACUAUUGUUUUCAAUAGUUCGACAAUCAUAAAUCAAUAAAUCGUAAAAGGCUGGAGUCACAGUAAUACAGAGCCAUCCCAUCUGUUUUAGAGCAUUAUAUUCAGCUCGGUAUCAGGAGCUGUCAUCUCUUAAGUAAAGGCGCAUGAUAGUACCUGUCUGGUUGUGAGAUUUCUCAAUUUUCACCAAACAUUUCUCUACCACAGAGAUAGAAACAGCUCCAGACGUCUCUCUUUUUUUUUCUUCAAUUCUGUUUUUUUUAAUUCAUGUUAGAUACCAUCAAUCACAGCAUGGAGUCUUCCCUUGAGCGAGUCAAGACUUGCUUAAGACUAGCUUAGAAAACAAAGCAGUAGACAUCAUGAAGGCAAGCUAAAAGUUCUCUGUAAGUGAUGUAGUGUUAUUUAGUCUUUACCAGAAGCUAAUUGGAUACCCUGAGUAAACACUGUGAAUCUCAAACCCACAUAAUCUCUUGAGAAGAGGGGGUAAAAAGUUUUCAAUCCGCUGGUGCCACUAGAGUCUUGUUCCUCUGGAUUGCACUGCUCAUGCACCCAGCUGUCCAUUGUUGUUUUUCAGCUCCAUUUGACACACAAAGCUAAUUGCUGAAGCUAGAGACACCCCUCCCCCUACACUUGCACACACCAAUGCACCAAGAGGUUGACCAUUUAGCUCAUCUUCUCAGUGUGUCCCUGUAGAAAAGCUGCUAACAGAGUUGUUUAUGCGUGCACUAUUCUUCGACUAUCGCUCAGUUGGAAACGGAGACCCCCUGCAGAGAGCUGGCAAACGCUCUGAUUCAGGCUGUCUUCUUCAACAUCAACCCUCCACAUGCUGCUGAUAUCGAUGCUCAGAGCCACUGUACCUGCAGCUGGUCAGAACAGCAGCAGGUAACGACCUGCAAAUCUGUGACAAAGAGGGGAGCGUGGGCGUGUAGGUGGUAGAGGAAAGAGCCAGAGACGAGAACGAGUGGGCAGGUAGAAGAGGACCCUCUGGGAGUGGAUAAACAUGUGAACACUUAGCGAUUUCCCUCUCCCUUCCUGUCUCUCUCUCUGACUUUGAGUGGGCAGUUAAUGAGUCUGAAAGCUUCUCCCUGGCAUCUGUCAGCUGAGGACCAGAUGAAUCCUCUAGUGCAUGCUGAAAAGCUGAAAAGAAAUGCUCUAUUGCUCAUUGAUAAUUGGUACAAUGGAUAGCAGGAGGGUUUUAUUCUGUCACUUCUCAUAUCAUCAUAACCUUUCUUCAAGUCCAGUUGCACAUUAUUGUCAAGGACAUCAGUCCUUUAACACAUUUUACUCUAUCAGGAUAUGAAAACUUGUAGAAUGAAGGAUUUAUAACUUUACUGUACAUUUAGCUAUUCUAAGUUUGGGUGUAAGAAGUAUUUUAGAAGAUAUUUUAUUUCCUUCCUUUUAUGUACGAAAUUUCCUUUCAUGAGUAACAUGUUGCAGAAAUUCAUCUACUACUGGGUUGCGCUUAACAAAAUUGAAUGCUAUGAGCCUUUCAAAGGUAGUGCAUUUCAGAGAACUGUUCGGAUUGUGUGGCUCAGGUGAUUCUGUUGUUCACAGGCUCUAUCUGCUUCGUUACUUUACGAGGCCCUUCAGCUCUGACAGGGAGGCAGGAGCGCUGGAGCCAAACUGCUAUGAUAACAUCAACAGAUCUGAGCUUGCCCACUGUGUUAUCCUUACUCUGUCAUAAAGCCUAAUGGUGUGUAGCUGUAAAACGGAGUGGGGCUUAGGUUUAGGUUGAGAUAAAACAGAGUUUGUAUGACCUUGGCAUGGACACAACCCUGCUUAAACAGACUCCCUCUCCCACUCAGCGCCUAAUGAAGUUGGGACGGGGCUAUCUUGUAUUUUCCAUGACCUUGUUUCAUACAAAAAGAAACUCAAUACUAAUAGAAAAAGAUUUAAAAACAGAAAAAAACACUUCACUGCCAAAAUUGAUCUUAACUGAUGCCAAAAAAUUGUUUGAGCCAUCCAACCCACUUUUUGAUCUGAGAAAGAAAUUUAAAUCACCUUGAGCAACAUGAGCUGAAGUCUGUGACCCCAUCCUGAAGAUGUUUGUCCUGGGUAUGUUGGGUGUGAUGGUAGGGCUGGGAAAUAUGGCCUCAGAUCAAUCAAUAAAUGGACGAUAACUACUCCACAAGCUACUCACCCCCUCCCACAUUAACUUUGUCUACUUCAGCUGCCACUCCAGCAGCUACAACUUUUGAACCGGCACCUGUCUUUCCCUCUUUGUUACAGACUGGAUGGGGUGGAGUCACGUUUCCGAUGUAGGACAGCGUCUUAAAGAGACAUGAGACCAUAGUCUACCUACAAACAUCCAAAACCAGCUUUUAUUUAUUGAUUGUUUUGGCACCGAAUAUAUUGACAUGAGCAAAAUGAGGUCAGCUAUUGUUGUAAAUUUCGGUAACUGUAAAUUUUCGGUUUAUCGCCCAGCCCUAGUUUAUGGUCCCUGGGCUUGGGACUCUGGUAUGGGUAGGAUAAGAUAAGAUACUCUUUUAUUAGCCCCUCAAGGGGGAUUUCCCCUUGCACUGCAAGUAGUUACAAUUCUGUGCACGAGGAUAAUGGUGAGACACCGGACAACACUGCCAAACAUACACUCUGCAAUCAUAAACCAGUAGAGCAUCAUUACCCAAAAAGGAAAUAUUGACCUUGUUGACAAAUGUCAUGUAAGUGAAAAGAGAUGUACAGUGUCAAAAAGACACUGUGAGGGAAAAUCACUCAGUUUUCAGACACAACUUUGGAGAAGUGAGUAUCGUGUUGUGACAGUGCCAGAAUCUUACAUUUCAACACUUGAGACUUCAUUUGUAAAGAUCAGUCUCACAAGAACAUAACAAAAGCUCAACUCCCUCUUUUUAACCAUUUUAUAUUUUUGUGAACAGAUAUGGUUCAGAAAAAAAGCAUAGAAGAGACACCAACAUUUGACAUACUGAUAGAUGACAUUUCCUUUUCUUUCUUACUGCUUUGGUUCAGUCGAGGUGUGUGCUCUCUUUACUUUCUCUCAAUGAAACUCAACCACUUACUGUAGUUCUCUCUUUCACCCUGAGCAGCUUCGGGUAGGAAAUAUGACAGUGGAUCUGUCUUUUUGAUAAUCUUUGGUACUUUGGUACUGUCUAAUGCAAGAAUAAUGAAGAUUGUAUUAUUUUAAUGCAAAUGAUAUUGAAAAGCAGUGAGGUAUGAGAAAUUUUGACAACCUUUGCGCGGAUCAAUCCUGUAAAAAAUAUUUGGAUUGAGUUUUCCAGCCUGACUGUGAAAUAAAUCACCUAAAAAAAUAAUUGGACUGUUUGAUUAGAACACUGACAGCUUCAAUUCAGUCAUCCAGGAUUUAAAAAAAACCAUGCUCUCCGGCUGCAACACACAGCACAUACACAGAUGGCCAAACAGCUUGCUUUGACUUUCUCCUUUGACACUUUUUUUAAUGGGUGUUGAAGCACACGCUCCUUAUUUGCCUUGGAUCAAUCUUCCAUGGAUUUGCUCUCUAAAUAUCAUAUCAUAUAUCCCCCGGUUUCUCAUUAUUCCUUCACCGCUCUGGUUUCUUUGGGGUAUAGUGUCCAUUUGGUACCCCAGGUGUUGUCCAUAUCCCAUGGCUCCAGGCUUUAGAAUGGGGGGCUCUCCCUGGAGGACUAAAUACCCCCCUCCUUCCAUGCUUUGUAGCAGAGGCAUGGUGCAUUAUUUAUUACAGCUUGCCAAGGUAGUUCACAUAAUGCUGAUGGUACGAGUAUCUAAAAUGCAUCUUUAUUAUGUUUCAAUCCAUAACAAGUCCAUUCAGUUGUUUGUAGUUGUCAAAACUGGAGGAUUUUUAGAGCUACAUGUAGUCUGUAGAUUUGUGAGCAUCUCUCUAAAAGGAGGGAGCAGGGAGGAAAAAGGCAGCCAAGAACACUGUAUUGACUGCUCUGGGUGUCUUCCUUCACCAUUGACUGCACUCAGCAGGUUGAUGAGUGGAGGAGCUGUUUGGCAUCUUUAGGUCCGGGCCGUGGUCAUUGUCCGGGCUUUCAGAUCUUCAAUAGCUUCAGGGUCCCUGCUGAAACUACUUAAUAUUCAGUUCUUUCUUUCUCUUCGUCCUUCUGAAACUAACAAGAUUUCACCACAUAACAUGGUUCCAUUUGCCGGACAGGAAACCAACCCUGUGAUACAGCCUGUGUCAGUAUGACUACAUUAUUUCGUAACAAAUCACAGCUACGUCUGGAUGAUUCAAAAAUACUUUUAUGAUGAUCCUUUGAGGCCACGGUUUCUUUUUUGAACAUGCAUGCUUGUCAGGACUUGCCAAAGAAUGAGGGGAGGGAGGUGCAUCUUGGCAAAGCUGUGAACUGCUGCUAUAGAGAACACUUCCCAUUUAUUUAUGGGCAAAACUUUCACCCGCUACGUAAAGUUUUAAAUAAGUAAUAUAACAAUUUGUGCUUUUAUUAUGUGUCCCGUGUUUUUUCAUGUAGUUUGCCUUUCCUUGAACACAUUACAAACAAUCAACACAAAAAGGCUUAAAGUUAGCCUUAAUCUAGCCCUUUAAUUCCUGAAACCAUAAAUUAUGGCCUGAAAAUACACAUUUUUUGGAGCUGAAAUGUUUAUUUCACUUACUACUGAAAACCAAAAAAGAAAAAUCAAAAUUUCCUUAAAAUUUAACAAAUAUAUAUAUUUAUCUUGUUUGAUACAUUAAGUGUUUUUGGAAACUGAUAAACCACAGGAGGACAUUUUUAUCAUUUAUCAGACUGUAUUCAGGAGUUUUUUUUAGUAAUUUGUUGAUCAUAUCGAUUUGAUAGAAGUAUCAUAAAAAUGUGUAUCAAAUAUGAUACAAAAGACAUUAUAGGACUAGAGAUAUGCUCUGUAAGUAAUAAUAGCUAUGUGAUAAAAAAGAUUUACAGUAAUAAGAUAAAGUCAAAAUUAUGACAAGUAAUAAGAUCUUGUCAAAAAUGAAGAAAAAAGUUACUGCUUUGAAAUGAAAAGCUGGAGUCGCUCAAUAGGAAGUUAAAAUUUAAAGAGAAAAGGUUCACAAUUAGAAGUAUUCAGUGACAAGCAGGGAAAUAACUCCUUUUUUAGAUAACUAUCAUGAUAAAUAUACAGAAAUAAAACUUUUAGUCAUAACUAUGAGGUAGGGCUGCACGAUAUAUCGUUUGAGCAUCAUCAUCGUGAUGUAUGUGUGCGCAACAGUGACAUUGCAGAGCCUGCGAUGUAGGAGUCAAAUGAACUAUCUAACUUAAAGGGUAGCUGAUGAGAUACAAUCAAUGUGACUCUCUAUGUGCUGUGCAGGUAUCCACCAAUCACAUUCGUUCUUUACUUAGUUGCCAAGCAGACUACUCUGCCAGCCAUCAAUCAAAAUCAGAGAGGAGGAAACCGCACCCCUCCACAUGAAGUGAGUCACUGGCACUGCCAGUGUUGUGCUGACAAAUACAUUCCCGCCGAGAAUUACUUUGGGAACAUUACUCAUCACUGUUUAGCCCCACAAAUAAGAACUGUAUGGGUUUUCAAUUGUACAUUUCUGUCGACCACUCUACUAUAAGCAGUGCGCGUUUGGCGAGGUGCAGGCAAUUCUCAGCAGACAUGCGUUUCUUGGCACAACACCGAUAACAACAACGAUUGCAAAGUGAGCAACGAACAAGAGAAAAACCACCGAAAAUGUAGACUUUUUGCUCAAAAGAAAAGGAAAGUCAAUUAUCUGUAAUUAUUUCGGUUACAAGAAGGAUGAUGUUGACCAAAACACGUGUUCUGUGUCAGCAGUGCCUUUCACCCUUUGCCACAACGAGAGAUAACAAGUCCCAGCACAAUAAAAGCAAGUUAAAAGCCUUUCUAGUAACGUUCACAAAACGAGGUAAGAUCAGUGCAGGUUAACUGCCCACAAGGUUUCAGCAUAAAGUGAUAUUCAGGUCAUCUGGUGAAAAUUCCUGUAUUUUUUUAUAUCCCAAUAUAUAUCCCAGGGUUGAAAAAAUUGCAAUGUGAGUCUUUUCCAAUAUCGUGCAGCCCUACUAUUAGGGAAAAAGUAAAAUGUUGAAAGUUGUUAAACAAAACUCAAAAUUAUGAAAUUUUCAUUAUUACUAUUUGUUAGAAAGUCCAAGUAAUGAGAGGAUUCAUCAUAAGUACAGGAUAAAAAUUGAUAUAUUUGAGACAAAAGUCAAAAUUAGAAAUAAAGUAAACUAAACUAAAAGAAGAGAUAAAGUCUUCAUGUAUCCUAUCAUAGAAUAAACAUGGUAAGUUAUGGUCACCGUAGAGAAAUGAUGAACAGCAGACCUGUUCUGCCUCCAUGACACCCUCACUGUACUGUAGCUGCUCCUCUCUGCGUGUAUACAACCUGCUUUGGUUUGUAAUUAUGCAGGAGGGGGACAAUAAAAGCCCCCCUGGCCACCUUGCUUGCUUUACAUCCGGCCCGUGACAUCAUCGCUCCUCGGGUUUCAGUGUGUCUCUACUACAGGCGCACGCGGCACAGCAGUCAGCAGCGCGAGAGCCUCUGCCCUGUGAGCACAGCAGCAGCAGCAGUAGCAGUAGUAUACUGGACACACUUCACAACACACGCUUAUUCUUCAAAGUACCAGGAAACUCUUCACGUCUUCACAUCUCACGCUUGGAUAAAUCGGUUGCGGUUUUUUUUACGAGCCAUCCGACUUGACCGCGAUUAUUUUGUAACUGCGUGGACGCUUAUGGGAGCUUUUCAUUGUAAGUAAAAAGCUGCAGUGUUGUUUAUUUCUGCGAAAUGCAUUGAGUGGGGUGUGUUUAACCCACGAUAAUUGAGGUGUGUGUUGUGUUGAAAUGUGCUCUUGCUGAUGCUUAAUGCUGCCAUAAGGCUUUUUACACGCAGCUCCUGUGAUUAGCCUCUGUGUUGCAGUUCCACCGAGCUCUUGCCAGGCUCUCAGUCAGCGAUUUUUCUCCCAUUACUUCAUAAGAAAGCAGCUUCUCUAUCAUUGGACCACUACCAAAGAGCCCCAUAACGUUUCGAGUCAAUGAUAAACUAUACUUACUAAGAACUUUUGUCCACUUUUUUGUUGAAUUGUCCACAUUACAUCUGAACCAGAAUGAUGUUUAUCUUUAUUUUCACAAAUCCAGUUCUUGUCAUGUAAAAAUUAAAAAUUCUGGUUGUUUGGGAUGGCAUACAACUCUAAACUUCUCUUAUGCGACCAAGGAAAUUGCUAUUUUCGAUUUCUGUUUUUCUCAGCAUGAAAACUCAUAAUCUGUUGGUCAGUAAAACCGAGCCCCAGGAGUUUCCAGCAACUGUACACAACUCUGAAAGCAAACCCCUGCAGGGAAAAUACUUUCAGCCUUCCUCCUCAGUUUCUAUUUUGUCUGGGAACUCUUUUUUUAACAGCAGUGGAGUUAAAUUUCAAAAUAAAACUAACUCUUAUGUUUUUCUCUUUUGUUAGACUUAAUUUUGAUUUCAGUUUCUCUCAAGUCUCAGCUGUUUCUUGACACCUAACUCUAAGCAGAGAGCUGCUUUUUUCUCUCUCAGAACUGCAACCUAUUUCUGUGUUUUAGUUGAUAUUUUCUAUUCCUGGAAUUACUUUAGUGCACAGUAGUUAGAUGAUUCAGAAAAACCACAGUUAGUUGAGGCAUAAAUUCAAAGGACUGACCACUUUCUUUGCAAGUAUCAUCUGUCUUCUCUCUAAUUAUUAAAGUAGACCACAUCACAUAUACUUUAGAAAAUCAUUCACCAUUUUUUUGUUUCUUUUUUUAAUCUUGUGGUUUAUGGCAGAGUAUCUUGAAAUACAAGGAGCUGUUGAACCUGUCUCUCAUGUUUCCUAUGUACCUCUUCUUGUUAAAUCGUAGCUUAAGGCCAUGAAUAAACAUCAUCUGUUUGUCUGUCAAAUUAAGGCAAGUCAAUAUCUUUAUGAGUUUCUUUUUGUUUCAGUGAAGUAUUUCUGUUCGGGCUUGUUGGAAAGAAGAUGAAACACAUUUUGUGUGGUUAAGCAUGUGUGCAGUGGAGCUAUCACUUUGAAAAGCCAGUGAUCAGGGUGAAACUUGUCAAACCCACUGGCUGUGCUGUCCUAAGUCCUUCCUAACUUUGUCUUUUAGCUCACUCAAUGACUAUUCUUGUGUCAAUCUUCCACCUGGAAUAAUCUGUGUAUCAGCAGGGUUUCCUACAGGCAGACUUUUCAAGCAGUCCAGUUUGAUAGACUAUAAAGGAAAUGGUCAAAAGCUGUUCUUGGAUGGACUGAGUCUUAUUUUAGGGGCGAAUGAGGAGGAGAGAUUAACCAAAUGAGUCAUGGUGAAGGAGACACAGAUUUCAUAAGAGAUCCUGACAGCUGUAAUAUAGAUGUGCAGAUGCCCUGUAAUAGGCUCAUAGCCCCACACCAGGAUUCACUGAGCAGAAGCCAUCAAGGGAGACAGGAGGGCGGGGCUGCGUUUGAUUUCAGGCUGUGAAUCAUGAGAGAUACACCAGGAAAAUGCUGAAAUCUGCAGAGGAGUGUGCUAUCCCAUUAUCAGCCAGUGUACAGGAUGUGAUGCAUGGAGCUACCAUCUUCGGUGUCCAGUAUCUGCCCUUUAAGCUCAGUUAAUUAAGUGAGUACAUGAUGUUUAUUUUGUUAUCAUGGCUGCAGCUAUCUAUGUUUAUACACUUACAGAGUACAUUCCAGUUCUGGCAUGAUACUAGUGUAUGUGUGUGAGGCAUCUUAUCCAAACGCUGUCUUUUAGUUUCCCUUCUUAUUCAUUAUGUGUUAAAGGAGGAGCAGUUGUUACCACUGAACACUACGAGUGUGGGCUCAAGUGAUAAACAAACCUGAGAAUGCCAAAGUCUUUUUUAACUUACAUUUAAAGCAAAUUAUCGUUAAUAUUCAGAUUCCAAUUUAUCUGUCUGCAUUUUUUAAUAUCUUAAAUGUCUCUAUCUACAACCAUGUGACCUUGAUUAUGAUUGUUGAUGUACUUUUUGAGGUGCUUCGCCUCUCUUUCCUACAUAGUUGCAAAUUAAGGAUGUAAUUUUCAUAUUUUCUUUUGGAAAUUACAGCUGAAACAUCAUGAGAGUGCUUGAUUUAUAUAACACUUCUCUGUGAGUCUUCCCUACUCUAGGCUUGCCUCCUGCUGGCUUUAAUGUAGCCUUAAAUUAAACAUUGAAUGCUUAACAUACAGGGGUUCUUGCAGAUACUAAAGGGAGAGAUCGCAACUUUUGACAAGUGGAAAAUGUUGUAUGGAAUUUCUCCUCUUGAAAGGACCUUAGAGGAAGAGUUUCUGUUUUAGGAAUGACAGUUCGAACAUGUUGGCCUGCAGUCAUUAGGUCACAACCAGGCUUGACAAAAAUCCAUGGCAUUUUCCCCUCAAGUAUCCUCCCGCAUUUUCUUCACAGAUGCAAACUUUCACUUUUAGUCAGUGUCUUUUUAUCCUCCAGUAGGCAGCUUGUUUCCAUGGCUCUGAAAUCUUCCUGAAUCGCCCGUUCAGCUGUGUCACCUUGACACACUUUGAAGACAGUCCCAGCUGCUUCGAGGGGCUGCUAAUUGAAUUGUUUGUGAAAAAAAGAUCUGAUUUGGGGCCCGAAUGAGCAGCUGUUUCUGUGGUUAAGCACAAAGGUCUUAGGUGAAAGUCAAAGCUUCACACCACACAGCUGAAGCUCUCAGUUUCUUCAGUGUUCUCUGCAGUGAUUGUGGUGCAGGUUUUCCCACAACAUUUCUUUAGAUAUGAACCCACAUCAGAUCCGGAUACAACAACAGAUCCAGGUAUUUCACGUCUGUGAUUGGGAAUUGCUUCAUGUUGUUACACUGAGUUUCAUGUGGCCCCCCGGGUGCUGCAAAGCUACUGUUUUGUCUUUUUUGUCUUCUCUGCCUCUGCCCUCCACAUGCCUACUCAAAAACUGCUUAGUCUGCUUAUUCUGCUCGGCUUUUGUGAGGAAGGCUAUUCAUACUUUCAGUCAAUGUCCAUGCAGCAUAGAGGACUCCUGCUGCAGCCAAACUUUGUCCCCCUCUAGUCAGGAGUGCACACCUGAUAAUGUGGGAGCAUUAAUUAGAGCCCACUGGCUGGCCUUGUGCAAAGUUGUGCCUAACUCACUACCUGUGUAAUGGGAUUAGAGUUCUGGCAUUCACAAGAGAAUGAACUGUAAGUGAAUGGCUUGUUUUGAUGAUGUUUACUUCUAUCUGUGUAAAGAGCUACAGAGUUUUCCUCUUGCAGACUUGGCUUGUUGCUUUUCUGUGGUGAGCAGCCGUUUAGAAAGUCUUUAAAAAUGUGUGAUUUCGAUUUUAUUUUGAACACGAAGCCAUCAUUUACGUGUUUAUAAGACCCUGCAUGGCCCUUUCACCAGACUACAUCUCAGAGUUGUUUGUAGUUUAUGAAACAGGACGUCCUCUAAGAUCCUCGGGCUCCUCUCUUUUAACUGCUCCUCAAACAUUCAGAGAUGCUGCUUUCAAUCAUUACGCUCCAAGACUGGAACAGUUUGUCAGGAUCAGAGAGGAGCUAGACUUUAAAAUGUUAACUUAAGACCUUUCUGUUCAGUCUGGCUUUUAUAUAGAGAUUUUAUUAGUUUCGUUAUUUGCUCUUUUAUAUCGGUUUUUAAUGCUAUUUUGUUGGUUUAUUCUAAUUUGUAAUUUUAUUUGAUUACUCAUUACAUCAGCGCGUCGUGCCCCAUUAAAAGUAGUCUGAACAUAAUGUCAUGCUUUGAGCUUGAAAAAUUAAAUUACUCCAUGAGGCGGAGGAAAUUCCUCUAUCAAUUUUUGUAAUCAAGGUACUCAAAUGAUUUCAUCCCUAACCUUGUCCAAAUAUUUAACUGAGCCGUUACUUACUUAAAAAAGUAAAACAAAGGCAUCACAAAGAUACAAGAAACAACAUGACACAGAUGAAGCUACUGCAUAGGCAGCUGCUCGCAUCAGGCACCGGAGGAUAUAGCAUCACAUCCUCCAGCAUCACAUCUGUGUGUUCAGAUACAUUAUAUGAAUAUAGGUCAAGAGGGCGAGAGCUGAAGUAUUUGCCUUUAUAUCAGGGUUCAAAAAGUUCAUAUUAUUUCACUGGUGCACCAUUAAUAAUAGAUUUGUGAUCCCUCUGGAAUAUAUGCUGAGAUAUUUCUUACAUAUGUAACUGUUCAGGCUGUAAUUGAAGCUUUCCUCUAUGGAAUUUGUCAUUACAUUUUAUCCUUUGGGACAAAUCGAGAUUCUUGAUUGCUGUGCCCUGGAUUGCUUAUUUCCUCACAGCAAACUGCCCACUCAGUAGAGGACCUAUGGCAGCUUGAGAGGCAUUCAAUUACAAAUAAUUAGGGAAAAUUUGCUGUCGUCAGGCUGUGUGUAUUUAUAGAAGCUGUCAGGAUGGAGUGAGAGGCAGGACUUUCAUAGCAAAAGGUUUCCUCUAGAGAAAACUUGAAUCUAUCAGCAGCAUGACUGUUGUGAGGUAGAUGAUGAUUAUUGGGUCACCCUUAAUUCAUGAUUAGGAUUGGACGACAUUUUAUGUCUCAAAACUUCACAGUGUCACACAAAAAAACAAAUUACUCUGACUCGGAUUUUUCCCACUAUUCAGCUUAGUUUCUUCUUCAUCAGUCUCAGCCGAAAUUGCAGAACUUGUCUCAAAGGACUUUUUUCUUUAAAUGUUCCCUUUUUUAAAUGAGCUGCAGCAGUUCAGGCCCUGAGAGGUGCUUUUUUUUGUGUUUUGACAAAGUACUAAGAAACCCCCUCUGCUUUCACCGUUAGGCAACACUGAACAUUUGACAAAACAAAUGACCACAAGGCCUGCGAGAAGUUAAGCUGUAAGGAUGCAAGUUAACCCAAUAUUGGCUCCCAAAGGAUUAACAAAAGGCACACAUAUAUUUUUAAGUUAUUUAACAAUUUUUACUGCACUGCCUUUUCAAAAGGAGUCUGUCAAUUGAAAGAACUUUAAACAUUAGAAGCUAUUUAAAAGUAAAACUUUAAAAAGCUUUUUUGACUUGAACUUAAAAAGAUUAAAAAUAAAUUCCAGGUCUGGUUUGGUUUUCAAGUAAAAUAGUUACACAAAGUAAUCCUGCGCAGGUGGCAAACUUAGGUUUUUACAUCCAACAGUAUAUUGUCAAAACUCAGGAAGACCUUCCCCCUCCUCUUUAACAUGAAGAUCCUUAUGGAGCCCUUCACUUGUUUGUGGUUGAACUGUAAAAGAGGAGCAGGGGAUCAAAGACCCACCCAGCAUAAUAAAAGCUAAGCCCACGAAGUGUUGACCCCCAGACCUUAAGCUCUUCAUUACUGCGGCUCACUGCUAAUUAAUGUGGACAGGACAGUCUGAAAACCAGAAAAUUACCCAACCCUCCUCUCUACAGGGUGGUCAGCUCUAACAGCCACUCCUGGCUCCCAACUUGUAAACAUCUGAGGGUCAGGAGGCAAAGAAACCUGCUGGGGCCCUUCACCUGUACCCACCCAAUAAACCAACACUCUCACUCAAGAAAAGGCAGAAACCCUAAACCUUAAAUGAAGAGAAUACAAUGUUUUUACCUUCUCCGUUGAAGCAGAAAUGUUACCAUAUGCUCCUGUUUUUGUACAGCCCCUGAUUUGGUGCCAACUUAAUCUUGACUGUAGUGACCACAGACCACAUCCUCAAGGCCAUGUGGGCCCAUAAGUUGGCAGAGAUAUUUGAAAAAACUUUUUUUCCUCAAAAUAGAUGAAACUUUGAGAUGUUAGCCAUGUAGCACCUGAUUAUCUGGAAUCACCAGCAGCUUGUGUCUAGAACAGAGAAGAAAUCCUUCCCACAUAUUCUGAUAAUAAAUGUUUGUACAGCAGAAACCAUUCACAUUUCCCAUCAACUGGAUGUAGAACUAAUUAUAAAUAUAGUAUAGCAGUGUGGGUGGGAUACUGUCAUGCUCUUAAUCAGCAUUUCCAGUCUGUCACCAUGAUACACUAAACGUCACUUCUGUGUAAUUUGAAUAAGAUGACAAAAUAGCCCAGACAGUAGUUAAAAAAGAGGAAAACACAGAGAGUUUUUUUCUCUUUCCUCAAAAAAAGGGAAAUGUGAGUUAUCCUGUCUAUUUUUGCCUCCACACAGCCACACCCAUCGUGUUCCCUCAGAGCCCCCAUGUUUUCCACCGGGGUUUGAAAACUCGUGUCCUGCCAUACCGCAUGGGUCAUGUGGGGAAUGUUUAGGACCUUCUCAAAUAGCUUCCAUCUAUAUAGGUGUGGAAACUCUUUGAUGUCACACAGACCCCCCCCCUUAAAAACUCUGACCCUGCACACGUGUCGGGCAGUCCAUCUGCUAAAACUUAACAAACAUCAGAUGGGCUUUUUUAAUUUUAUAGAUGGAAGCUUCAGAAUCUAUAUCAGCUUCAUUUUCAAGGUCAUGUUUGAAAAGUUAUAUUCAGUCGCUUUGAUUGACAUCUGGCUCCUGCCAGGAUCACCUGCUAAUAGCUUUUAAAGAAGGAAAAGUGAAUAUUUAUUUCAUUUAGGUACUUAAAAGAUGUCAAUGUUGCACCAUAUCUCGAAGGUCAGAGUGCAUGGUAAGCCUAAGUAGUCUAAUGUAGUUUAAUUAAAUAGUUAAUCAGGUUAAUUUAUAUGAUGAUGAGUGUUUUGAUUUCUAAAAGGAUAUACAGCAGACAUGUCCAAAAAUGAUAACUACCUUUAUUUGUCAAGGUCUGCAAGUUAGAGGGAGUCAGAUAAUAUGGAACUGUAUGAGAUGAUUUCCUGUGUCUCACUUAGCAACUUAAGAUUUCAAACUAGCAGUCGAGAAAUGACGCAAAUCCUCACCAACACAUUUUCAAGUUCAUUUAGACAAAUGAGGGUUUAAUUUGGAAAUUACAAAAAGGCCUGAAAAAAAAAGACAAUGACCUCUUUGAACAGAACAAGUAGGGGCCAUCUCUCUCUCUCUCAAGAUCUGUUGUUAACUCACAGUCCUACUAAGUCGAGAUAAGAUCCUUUAGUCUGUCUUCAAAUGAAAAUGACCUGAGUACAUCAGAUAUUUUGUGAUUCAAUUUGGUACAAAAAUUGUAUGUUGCAUCUCUGUCUCUCAUUUUUAUAUGUCCAGAUGUAACGCUAAUGAAUAGAUCAACAGCAUCCAUCAAUAUGUUUUAACUUAUGCUUUUUUUUAGCCCUGAUUGAAGUACCACAUGAGAGAAAAUUCGCAAUGCAUGCAUGAGGUCACUAAUUGCAGAAGAGUUAUUGGAGUUAAUCUAAGCUAAGCAUCUCAUCUUAUUAAUCACAUCCAGUGAUCAUCAAGGCAUCAGUCUGUUAUCCUACUUUUGUGUCCGUAUAUAUACCCAUCCAGAGUGAUUUCUCUUUAAGUCCAUAACCAGCCGAAGUUCAGAACCGUAUAGGCAUGUGUGAAGAAAAAAUGGUGCCGCUGGUCUGCCCCAAGACCGCACAGAGUACUCUGCUGCCAACAGUGCCUCCAGUAAUUACAGACCAGAGCUGUGGAGACUGUUGCUCUCCAGGCUAAACUGAAACUAAACCUCCUAUUUCAUGCUUGGUAUUUGCUCUUUGCAGUACACGAGUACCCCAUGUUUAAAACUGUUAUUUUUGGGCUGUAGCUUGACUCUCUUCUGUUUAUAGAGCAGCCUGACUGAGUCGGAAUAUAGAAGAGCUGCCCGGCAUUUGAAGCCAGUGAUAGCUCGAGGAUUGUUGUUGACAUUCUCUCUACUCUCGUUAUCUAAUGUCGAGCUUAAUGUCAAUAUAUUUGAUGUAUAUAUUGAACCGUACUUUCCCUUUAGCUACUGAACUUCCCAUCGCUAACUCACUGACAGAAAAAUCAAAUAACACUAGAGUUUUUUUCAUCUCCAACUGGUGUAUUAUGAGAUAGGGAGAAUUAGCCGGAAACAGAGAGGCUGAUAAUUUUUACAACAUGAUUUCCAGCUGCCCCCUGGCCAUUCAGAUCACACACAACACUGACCGUGCUCCACAUUCCUGGAAAGCUGCUGUUAUUGGAAACACUCCAGUUAUACCGUGAGGUUGUCUGUGUCCUGAUGCACUGUUAGAACAGAUGUGACUGUGGGCAACUGUAUUCGAUAAAGACUGCUGGGUUGAAUCGUCAGUUCCUCUUUCAUGAUAAGUAAUGUUUUGGUCAUUUGCAGAAGUGUGUAGAUUGUAGUUGUUUGUAUGAUUCAUCUAAGUUUUUUCCUGUGGUGCUUUCUUUUUCUAUAGCCUGACUUUAUGUUUUGGUUAGAGACAAUAAUUACAUACUUGCGUUUUCUUUGGGUGUUUUAAAAGCCAGCGUUUUUCACCAAAAGCUCCAUAUUUUUGUUUUGUCUGUGUUUUUGUGCACCAUGAGUGGAAUCAUUUAAUUUCACAGUUUCUAUGGACAAAGAGCUCAGAAGUGGAUUUUCUUAAAAUGUUUGACUUUUAGGCUAACCAUCAGUGUAACCUUUACUACUUCAAGUAUAGCUUAUUGAUAAUGAUAGUGUUCUUUAACAUUGAUCAUUCUUGAUGUCUCCCUCUCUUUUUUCAUCAGCCACAAUGAGCGGAAGGUGACCUGUAAGCAUCCUGUCUCCAACUUACCCUCCCAAGACAACUGCAUCUUUGUCGUCAACGAACAGUAAGUCUCUUGUUUUUACUUUCAGAAUGCCACUGAGUCGCAUUUUUGAGCUCUACAGCAAGCUGUUGCAACUCCCGAUGUGAAGGCAACGUUGCGCAAGUCUGCGCCUGCCACUUUCUGUUUGAGGUUCUUCCCUUUCAGUUCAAAACUUCUUCAGCGCAGUGCCUUCUCCAACCCACAUAAACAAAUCCUCACAAAUAAGACCGAAGCUUUCAUAUGGAAAAGUCACUUGGAAGGAUGUUAUUUUUUUUUUGCACUGUACUUCUACAACUAGUGUCAAGGUAAAGUUUAUAUUGUUGUACAACACUCUGACAAUGAAAAGACAUCAACUUUUGGGAGUGAAUUGAUUCACACCUCUCCUCAUUUUAACCUGCACAAGAGUUCAUGACCUUUUUAGUUGUCAGAAGUUCAAGAGUUUGUCCCCUUCUGUCCAUGUGAUCUCCCACGCUGCUUCUCAGCACAACAGUCGUCACAUGUCCCCCCCAUAUGACUGGAUCAGAGGCCACUCAUCUUGAACUUUCACUUCAAGGAGAACUUCACUGUAAAUCUGUCAAACUAGAAUUAGUGUCUCACUCUCUAACGGAGGAAACAAAGUGCAAAUACUGAUGUUAAACUCUGGCCUUCUUUUCAUUCCCACUCAAAUUUACUUCCAGUCUGUGAGUGUACUAAAUAUACUUGCACAUGUACUAGACUUUAUGCAUCACAGCCCACACCCUGACUCUAGCCUCAGCUUUUAUCCUCCACCCUAGACAUCCAGGCUUAAUGUUAUGCAACAUAUAUCAGCUCCGUGCAGUAACUCAUUCCCCUCAGAAACUCUUUCUAAGCAGAUUCUUCUCACAGUUCUGUUAUGACACUGAAGUCACACCAUCACAACUGGUGUCAAUUAUAGUGUUGUUGAGCCAUGAAUGCUAAUUGAAAUGUGUUCAACUUCAAGACAUGAGAUUUCACUCCCAUGUGGAAAAUCGUUGCCAAGUCCAAAAGCUUAGUGGAAGAUGAAUCCCUGACGGCGCCUGUUUAAUCUUUUAUCAGUUUGUGUCUAAAAAAUUAAAAGCGUGUUAUUACCAGAAAAUGACAGAUUACAUCUUUUUUUUUUGUCUGACCAAAUUAAACUGAGCAGCUUUUGUUCAGCGUAGAUGAAAAAAUCAGAGGAGGGAUGUGAAGGAGCAUUUUGUGCCGAAGAUGUCAUGCUGCACUCUCUCGACACAUUCCUCCCCUUCUCGUGUUAUUCUCACAUCUCUGCUGUUUUUCAUGCUGGACAGCACAACAUGCUGCUGCACAAUGAUAUUUCAUUUUUAAGCAUUUAAAGAUAAAUAAAGAGAAGGAAAAGCCCAGAUCUUUUAGGGGUCAAUUAUGAAAAAGUAGUAUCAAAGUGAUUCAAAACUCCUUUUAUGAUUCAUUGUCAUUUUUGAGUUUAUUACAGUGCUGUUUUUUUUCUCUCCAACAGUUGACUCUGUUUUUGCUAAGUGAUAAGCAGAAAAUUCUUCAACACAGUCUAGUAAUAAAAGGCAAAGACGGAUUUAAGCUGGUGCGGGGAUCAAGAGGCCAGGCUGAAAAUCACUACAUAAUCUGUUCUGUACUUAAAGUAAAUCCUAAACACAAAAUGUAGUUUACAUCCUGUACUAUGAGUUUAAGAAACUGUCAAGUGGUAUAAAAAGAUCAUUAAACAUAUCAGCUAAAAGGAAGAAUAAGUUAUUCGUAUGAUUAAGAUCUAGAAGCCUUUGUACUUUGAGAUGUAUUUAUAUCCUUUUUUAGGAAAACAACACAGCCAUGACUUGGGAAACUCAUUUACACACACAUGAUGAAUGCGGUAGCCUCAGCUGAGCAUGUUUCAAGCCUAUUAAAGUGUCUGUCAUACUUGGACAUUGAGCUAUGCUGUGAUAUAAGUCACGACUCGAACCCCUGCUCAGCCCCUUCUUUGACAUGUGGCUUUACUGACCUCAGAGAGUAUCAACCUCUGGAUUCUUCUUUCAUUAGCACUCAGCUCUGUACCUUUUUUAGCCCAUUGGUCAUCUGUAAGCUGACAGGGACAUUUGAAUAACACACAUACCAGACAUGUUGAUGAAACAUGAACUGGCCAAAACUUAGUGUAAGACUGUGGUGUUGUUAAUACAGAGCAGGAAGGACACAAUAUGGCACAUCAUGCACAUCACUAUAGCUGUUUCUUAAAGAAUAACCUGCUGCAGACAGACGAUUGAACCACACUCCAAAAAGGCACAAAUUGGUCAUUUUCAUUAGGGGUGUCCAGAUCCAAUAUUGAUAUCGGAUAUCGGGCUGAUAUUGGCAAAAACAACAAAUAUCGGAUUUUAUCAACCUGCAUCUAAAAUCUCUGUUAUCAGCACUCCGAUACUAGGCCAGUCGAUUCCAGAUUUACUGAAGGCUACAAUAUCGGUAUCAUAUCAGAAGUGAAAAAGUUAUAUUUGGACACCCCUAAUUUUCAUUCAUUAAAGUUUAAUCAGUCCAGGAUGACAGAAGCUAAGAACACAUCAAAGCAAGAUUCUCAAGAUUUUCAACACAUGUCACAUUUUUGGAGGUUGGAAUCAAACACUAGCUGCCCUUUUGUGGGUUAUAGUCUCUGUAUAUGGAACAUUUAACUCGCCCAAACCAGCACCCCUUGACUUGUGAUAAGAGCUGUAUCCAUGGAGAUGCUGCGCUAUAAAGAAAUAACCGACCAUUGCUAUGGAGGUACUGACCAAUCAGAAUGAAGUAUACGACACAGCAGUGUAAUAAAGCAGCAUUAGAGGAAGUCUAAUCACUGGCUUAUCACUGUGACCCUUCAUGUUCAGAGUCUUUUAGGGACGUUCAGAUCAGCCACAGGCCUCUAAUCCACUUUUUUUGAUACUGAGUGUCUGUUUUACUAAGAGUGAGACAAUCAAAAAAGCUAAAAAAAAAAAGCUUUGUAAUUGAUGUAAGACUGCAUAAAACUAAUUUUGAAAUGUGAAAAGUGUGGUCAUCUUCAUACAAGUUCAUAACAAAAAACAAAAAUUAUUACAUGUGCUGCCAGUUUUCAAACAUUUAAUUCUUUAAAUCUGACUUUUAAACUCAACAGACUUAUCUUUCCUCUAUUUCAUAGUGUGAAUUGUGGGAAAUUGUGUCACCCAGCAUUUAGCAGGUAAAACAUCAUGGUGUAAAGAUGAAUGACUCUGUGUACUCCUGUUUUUUGUUUUUUUUUACUGUGAAACACUUGGACAUGUAUGUCUGUCGGUAACCCUUGUUGUGUCACACUAACCACAGACUGUCGGUUGUUGGAAUGACCUGUUAUGCAUUUGCAUUCCUAAGUCCUGUAAGGUGCAUUUAUCUGUCUGGACCGUUUGUUGUGUUCCCCUCUAACUCUCAGCACAGGAGGGUCUUUACUUACAUCCACUCUGCUGUAAAUCAAAUAUUCAAUGAGCUGAUUAUCUCAAAGCCUAAAAAGUACAUUUAGGAGUCACUGUUUUUUGAUGGUUCAGAAACUAAACGUAUAAAAAGCCUUUCAUGUUCCACCCCUGAUGAAUGCAUGGGCCAGAAUCAGGUAGCAAUCCCAAAUAAUGCCUUGUUUGUGUCUGUAAAUCAUUUGCCUGUUACCCAGAUUUGUGAUUAUCUGCAUCUCUGAACCUGUGCCAAAUGUACACACAGUUUUCUUGAAGCGUGUGUGCUUGCUGUUUCUCCUAGUCUUUUGUUCAGUAAAAAGAAAAGAUCAGGUUCAGCAGCAAACAAAAGUGUUUGAAAGCACCCUUAUUUCUUUAGAAAUGCUGUGUGGUCAUUUUAAAAAUGCACCCUCAGCCGCUCAGUUCAGUGUUUCCCCCCAGUGUGCUGAGAGCACCAAGCCUCAGUGGCAGUGUUAUCCCUCCUCACACAGAUCCACACGCUCACACAGACGCUGCACAAAAUCCAUGCAGGGCAAGGCAGGGAUGUGUUACUGGUUAGUCUGUCAGUGUGGAAUCGAUCAGUUGAUAAACAGUUAAUGUUUAUGUCUCUGUGAGGAGAUUUGAUUUUGUUGUCGACACUAAAUACAUACCGCACAGUCAUCAGCUGUUAGUGUGUCUGUUAUGUAAGGGAUAAUAUGUGGUGAGCCGCUUGUGACAGUGGGUUAUGACCUUGAAAAGUGAGCAGGAUCCCAGCAUGAAGUGGAUAAUUCUUGUCUCACCUUCAAGGGUUUUCUCUGUUAUAAUGAGUUGUACAAUAUCAUGAUUAUUACUCAGCUCCUUAGUUAUCGAAUCAUUGACUUUAAACUUAAUAUUGAUUCAGAAAUAAUUCAUAUUUCAUAGUGGUCAUGUUUCUUUUGUUGAAAACAGUUUGUUACUCUCAGUUUCAGCAGUAUCCAUAGCUACGGCUAACUCUGCAGCCUCCUCAAAAUGAGCUAACUUUGCAGUUAUUACUUGGCUUUCAGCUAAGCUCUUGACACUGAGGUAAAACAAGGUGAACUGGACUGUAUGAGUCAGAGCAGCACCUGGUUGAAUUUCUCUUCCUUUGUCACAUUUAGAGGCUGUGAUAUUUCCUGUCCUAUUUAUCAGUCUGUAAACUGCAAACCGUGUAAUGGGAAGUGUUAACUUUAUUAAGUUUUGUGGAUUUAGCCUUGGUAGCCCAGAACUUGUGUCUCCAACCUCUCCUUUGUUGAUGUUCACUUCUGUAAACAACCUGACGCCAUAUCAAACAAACACCUUCUGGUGGAUUGCUAUGAUUACAGCAGGCUGUAUCAUAUAACUUCAUUCACAGACGACAGGACAGUAAACCUGGGAGAGAGAGUGUGGAUAUGGUCAGUUGCUGCAGAUUGAAAUCAAACUCUAGCUGCCCACUUGUGGGUUAUAGUCUCUGUAUAUGGAACAUUUAACUUAACCACCCACCCAAACCAGCACCCCUUAACUUGUGAUUAGAGCUGUAUCCAUGACGAUGCUGUGCUUUAAAGAAAUAACUGACCAUUGCUAUGGAGGUACUGACCAAUCAGAAUCAAGUAUACGACACAGCAGUGUAAUAAAGCAGCAUUAGAGGAAGUCUAAUCACUGGCUUAUCACUGUGACCCUUCAUGUUCAGAGUCAGAGUGGCACUUAAUCCACUUUUUUUGAUACUGAGUAUCUGUCCUUUCUGAUACAACGUUGUAGUCUGAAAUAUUUCCACACUGCUGACAUUCUAGCCAGGGGCUUCUUAAAGCAACAUGUUCAUACUUCAGCCUGAACCACGUGUCCCUGGAGGGUUACCUCAGACUGCUGUUGUAAUCUGGCUUUCUGGGAACAUCCUAUCUGAUGGUUGAGAUAAGGAUUGGAACAAAAUGAGUGGAAUAUCCUGAACAAUAUUGAAUAAUUGCAGUAUUUUAAGAAUGAAUUUAGUUCAGAAUUACUGAUUUAGCACCUAUACAGCUCCAGGUUUGCAUUUUCAUCUUGUGGUGGUAGGCCCCUGAGUAAAUCCAUGAAUCUCAGUGAAUCAAGUAUGCCUGCUCCUGAGUCCACCGAUGUUCCUCUAGGUUUACCACCAAACCAAAGGCAUGUAGAGUAUGUGGGAUCAAAUGAACACCAUAAAUUACCUCUCGGUGUCAGAAUGAAUGCAUUUGCCUGCCUGUGGACCUCCAACCUGCUCAUGGUAUUUCUUUGCAGGUGGAUGCUCAUGUAGCUGCAAUAGAUUUUCAAAAUAUGCAUGCUCUGCAAACCUAAGCUGUAUCACCUGCACAUAAACUAACAGAUGUUACUUAUUCAAAAGUAAACUCCUUUUUUGUAGGUUGAUUAUCUCAUGAGCCUUUCAGGUUACGGUUUGAGAUACAGUAUGUUGAGCUGCUGAUGUGGAGCUGUGGUAAAACAAGGUAUUUCCCUGCAGCUUUUACUGUGUCAGUACAUCACAGACAUACCCACUGUAAGAUGCUGCUCCUAAGAGAGUGGCACAAAACCUAAAUAAGAAACUAGACUUGAAAUUCUAGCGGCAUGUUGUGGAAAUAAACAGUGCAGCAGGUCAUGUGAAGUGCCAUGAUGACAUUUUAACGAAUUCCAGUUUGUGCAAAGUCUCACACCCGCCCAUACAAAUAAAGCUUUUGUUUGCUUUGACUGUGUGUGCAGUCCAUGCACUGCCAGCUAAUUUUUUCUUAGGACCUGGGGAUGAGGGAAGCCCGCUCAAAAAGGGAAAAUUAGUGCCAAAAGUGUCAGUCAGUUGAUCUGAAACCAUUCAGAAGUUUAUUUUUAAUCUUUAUAUAAGCCCAAUUAAAAAAAAGAACUAAAAUCACAAUUUAAUUUUGCUGUUUCAAAGUUUAUCUUUAAAUGUACUUGUUUGUCUGACAAAGAUCAAUUUGAGGAUAUCAGUCUGAGCUUACUCUCCUCGGUUUGCGGAUCGAUCAAUCUGCACAGUCACUAAUUUCUGCCCUUAUCGCCAUCCUUGUCUUAGAGUCAAGUUUGUCUCAUUUUUUCACUGAAUAAAUCACCAUGGUUUAAGUUACAUGUUUGUUCAAAGAUGUUGCUUUCAGUUAAAUUCUUAGAUAUUUUGUGUAGAAACAGAUGUUGAACUUAAGGCUUUAGUGACUAAAACACAUUGAGCUGUGCAGAAAAGCUGUAAUGCAGCAUUAUUCCUUUGGUUUCCAUCCUCCUGCAGUCAUAGACCACCUCUGUCUCCUGAGCAGCUUAUUUGAUAACAUUUUUUAAUGGCGCUGCAUGCAGAUCAAUUGUUGUUACUGACUAAUUACCAGCACAGCUCCGACACACAAACAAACAGUUCAGAGCCUGGAAAUGGUCUGUCAGCCAAAUUAAGCAUUUGAUAGAGCAACACCACGCUUAACCACAAAGUCAAUCCACUUCGACCGCCAGAAGAUUAAUUGAAGUGUGCUAAGGAUCUCUGCUGCCUCUGAAGAUGCUAAAAAUCUUUGCAGUUCAAUUUCUAAAGAAAGUUUUCAGAUGCAGAAAAGGAAAGAAAGCCUUCGUCACUCUCGAACACUGUGCAUAGGCAGCUAUUUCUGAACAGCAAGUUGAAAACUGUGUGCUUUUAACUUGUGGAAAUGUAAGUCGCCCACACGUCCAGCCGAUGACGUCCUUGAUGGUGUUUCCAGAGAUGUGUCGCCUUUAUGCAGAACCCCCUUAUAGGUUCAGGCAGUGAACAGUAAUGUUGAGAAGAACUCUCUUUCCUGGAGAGAAAUAGGAUGAAUAGAAUAAGAUGUUAGCCAUAGCUUGUAACAAACCAAUAACAGGUAAGACGUUUUUAUUUUUCUGAAGGGUCUGCAGGUGAUAUCAGACCUGCCACUCUGCUGCACGGGUAUGAACAUCCUGUGUUUGUUGCCUGCUGUUGUGAGAUUAACUGAUGUUAUCCCUCGUGAUCCCUUUCUGUGUUUGUGCACUUUGACUAUAACAGCAUGGAGUCUGGAUUGUUGAAUCCUUUUCAAAUUUACUUUUAGUUUCCUUAUUCCUAAGUGUAAGUAGUCUUGUCUUUGUGUACAACAUGUUCAUCCAGGUGGUAUCUAUGAAGAGUUAUAUUCGAUUAAGUUAAUGUCAUAAUUAUGGUGACUGGAAUCAGAUAAUCUGAAAUCUCCGAAAAUUAGAUAAUCUUUUAAAUCGACAGGUUAGAUGGGGGGGAAGUAUGCAGUGCAGGGUUGGCAGCUUCUGUCCUUAUUCAGUGACCUGAAACCAAUACAUCAGAGAGAUAACACUUUUUUUUUUUUUUUCCUGCUGCAGUAUUUUUGCUCUACUCUGGUUUUCCUGCCGUGUUCCCAGUAGACUACAGCUUUGUUCCCCAUCUAAAGAAUGUAGGACAUCUCCAUAGGCUAGAGACAACUUAUUUAACAAUGCGCUCGGUCCUAUGGCCAAUGCAUUGAAUUUCUUAUGCUUGCAAAUUUUUGCUGUAAAAGCUCGAACCUUUUGUAGUCCUUCUUGCCUGAUUCACAGCUGCAUCUCAGUAUGUCAGGCAGGCUUGCAGACCAUUUAAAGCUGUUAGAGAGUAGGGAAUGUAUCUGCAGUGACAGGGUGGGAGUAAUUGGCUUGAUUCAUAGGCCCAUGUUGAGAUCUCAUUAUAUAAGGGAUUGAACUUCAGAGGAAUGAAGGCAGAACAGACAAUAAAGUGCUUCCUUCUUUUCUCGUUCUUUCAUUGAGGUCAUAGGACACAGAUCCGGUCUUUAUUUCUGCUCCGUGAUUUUUUUUUUUUUGUCUUAUAUUUUUUUUUCUUGCUUUGUGUCUUUUUUUUCCUCCAGAUCUGCCCCCAAAGCGUCGAAUGAGAAAAAGGAACGGCCGCUGAGCACCAUGAGUGAGGCCUCCAACUACACAGGCGGCUCGGACCAAGCCGCAAACCCCAGCAGCCCAGCAGGAAGAGUGAGUGACUCACAUGGAGAUGAGAUUAUCGGGCAUGUCAGAAGAGUUCGGAUAAUAAAAAUGGAAAAGCAAAGGGGUCAUAUUUUGAUGCCUUGAAAAGUUUUUUGGUGAGGGGAGUGAUGAAGCUAAGUUGCCGUUUUGUCUCUCAUACUGUACCUGUAGCCCUCAAGACCUUCAAAAAAAGUCCACAACUUUGGGAAGAGAUCCAACUCCAUUAGGAGGAAUCCCAGCGCUCCGGUAAUCAAGAGAAACUGGCUUUAUAAACAGGUGAGCAAGAUUAUGCAGUAUGUCUGAAGUGAAAUUAAAUCCUUUAGAGGCAGUAAAGGAACAUUGGGUUCAUUUUUUUUGCAAAGCAAGCAGUUUAGCACUUUAAUUGCAGUUUAACUGUUUGUCAGGAAGAUAAGGCUAAAAGGCCGCUGUCUAGUUUGAAACGUAUAAAUACCCAUCAGCUAGAACAUUUGACCAUUUGUCUUAUCGACUGCAAUCCAGUACAGUUUACAGGUUACUGUAUCAGAUGCCUGACAGAACAUUUAAAUGUAAAUGGAAUUGGCCUCACACCAGAGAUGCUUGACCUUCAUGAACAGGACACUGAGCUGCUUUGACCGUGGGGGGCACCAGACCGACAUAAACCGCAAAAUUAUUCGUAAAAGCUUAAAAGUUCACAUUUUAUAGUAACAAAACUUAUUCAUAUUCAUAAAUGUUAUACUUUCCUGUUGACAUUUGUUUGAUUCAUGAAUAAUCUGUGUGUAAAGCUGAUUGAUAGUAAGAAAAAAACUAUACUUGUAGAGUGUUUACAUGUUCGCACAGAGCUGGAGGUUUUCUCAAACUGUUUCCUACUUUUUACUCUUGAACAAGGUUAGUGCCUCCCUCUUCUUUCAAGAUUAGCCACAGCCGUCCUAAGAUAAGCACAGAGGAAGCUUUUUGAUGUGUGUAAAGAUCUGAGCAUUUCUUUGUCCAGUGUUUCUGCUCAGCCGGUCAUCCACAGCGGCCAGUGUUUGAAUACCAAUCCUUCACCACAGCUCCCUGGUUACUUACAGGAGGGUGAAAAGGGGGUGCUUGAGGGUGCUCUUGGUCAGACAGGACUCUCUCAUGCUUUUUAAGUGGGAGACUCAUUUAGUUUUGAUUGCAGCCUCCUGGUGAAGCUUUGUGAACACAUGAUGGCUUCCUUUGGUUCAGCUGCCAGCUGCUUCUUCUUUUGGGACCUCAAUCAGGGUGACGUAGAUCAAGGAAAAGACUCACAAAUCUGCUACCGUGAAUAAAAGCUGGAUUUGCACUUUUAUUUUCCUGCCUCAUAGAAACCUGGAAGCUAUUGAGGGCCUUGGCUGGGGAAAAGCUGCAGCCCUCCAGUUGAUCCAUUGGGAGAACAAAGUGUCACAGUGAUUGAUGUGAUGGUGAAAGCCCCAUUUUUCCUUUCCUGGCUGAGCAGAGCAACAUCUGACAGAACUUUUGAUAAAGUUUAUUCAUGGCCACUUUGUUAAAUUAGAGGAUAAAACCUUGAUUAAAUUGUGGAAAGGUGUUAAGUACAAUAGAAGCAGGAAGUUUAAUUCUUUCUGUUACAUUUCUGAUGCGCCUCCCUCGUGAACACACCGACCGAGCAGCAUCUGGUAUUGUGACUUUUUGAUACUGAUGUGUCGAACACCCUAGCUCAUGGAAUUGAAUUUCCAUUUAAAGUAAACUGCUGCCCACAUGCUGUUUCACCAUAAUGACACAGUUGCUUAGGCUCCUCCUCCUACUUUUGUCUCCUGGUCCAAUCCUCGAUUAAGGACUCUGCUCAAGUUUUCCAAUAAAGCAACCGGGGGAGUUAAUACCCUUUUCCUCACCCUUCAUCCUUCACAAGCAGCAGCCUGAAACCCCCUUUGAUCACAGCAAUGCAGCACUAAAGCACAACUUUAAGCCAAGAGGGUUUAUUUUUUUAUUCACCGUUGAAUAACAAUCUUCCUCUAAAGGUAAAAGCUCAAAUGAUAAAACAGAGAUGCACUCCACUGGGUUUAUUUCUGUCCACAAAUCAAAUGUGUCUUUUUAACUGACUAAACCACCACCGAUUUUGACUAUUGAGAGACAAAAAUGGUGUGAUAUAAAGUAGAUUUAAAGAGUGAUGUACAUAAUUCAAAGAGGCAAUAAAGUGGCAGGUAACAUAGAAGCUAUUCAUCUCUUAGGUUCUAAUGUCUUUGGGGCAUGAUGAAAGCUAAUAUCAUAACUAGCUUUCUUACAAGCAUUGCAAUCCGCCAACACACUGGCUUGUUCCGUGAUUGUUUUCUUUAUUUCUCCAAGCCUGGAGAAAUAUGCUCCGCCCCCGGACUUGAUUUGCUACGUAGGAAUUCUCACUGUAUCUGAACCAUAGACUGUAUAUAGAAUGGACAGAGUCUGCCUCCUUGCUGGGUGAAGCCACUCUGAGAACAGCACCCUCUGUUGGCGGGCUGCAGUAUAGGUCAUAGAUCCCACCUCCGCCAGCAAAACUUAUGGAGCUGUGGACAAACUUUAGAAAUUUAUUACACAGAACACAAAUUGUGUAGUUACUGUAAGACUGGUUUGUGCUCAAGUGCUCUUUUUUCUGUGAAGCUCCGUUUUUAAAAGUUAUGUGGGGGUUCAUAUUUUCUUUGAUUGACACCUGAUACAGCCUAUGAGCGUUCAGGGAUUGCGUUGCUCACCCGGGGGAUACGCUGUUUGAGCCGAGCCUCAUCACAGCGACUCUCUGUGCAGCGCUGGUUUCAGGAAAUAAAGAAAAAUCCUGGAAAUACCGAGAGCUUUUUGGCUUCAAAUCCAUAUACAGGCGGGAGGCGGAACCAAGUUGUCCAUCGUAUAUACAGUCUAUGAUCUGAACCUGCUGUUUGGGUCUGCCAGAGAUUAAUAGCGAUUUGAAUGUGGAAAUACUCACUUAUUUUUCUUAUGAUUUCUCCUGUAGUAUCAGAAAAAUGCCAUAUGUACAUAUAAAAAACAAGAAAAACAUGAUCUUCAUCAGAGCGGGUCUUUAACAGAUUUUAAACCAAAAUUUAAAGUUCAAAUUGGAAACUAUUUUUUUCUGGUAGUAAAGGUAAGGUAAGUAACAGAGCUCUGUUCCUCUCUUGUCUUUUCAGGACAGUACAGGGAUGAAGCUGUGGAAAAAGAGGUGGUUCGUGCUGUCUGACCUGUGCCUCUUUUACUACAGAGGUGAGUCCUGACCUUGCAGCCUGCGCACUAACACGUUUCAUUAGCUCUACAUUGCUCACCACAUUGAUGGCUUUCGAUUAGCAGUUCAAAGUAGUGACCUCCAAAACCACAAGCCAAUCCGGCCCCUGUGGUGAGCAGCCCUUCAGGUCCAACUAAAGUGACAUUUUAAUUGAAAUGGCUCCCCUGAUCUCUGAUUUGUGAUUUAAGAGAUCGUUUAUUCCACAAGAGAAGCCACAGCUUUGAACAUGACUCAGAUGAAGUCAUAGUGUUAAAACACUUUCCAGAGAUGAUGCUGUUUUUAUGCAGCGGUUGCAUACGAGUGCAAUACUUGGAUUCAGUUGCAUUAGGCGAAAUUGAUGGAGCCAAUAUUUGAAAUCCACAUUAGAGGAAGCUCUUUGAUAAUAUGGCUUUGAUCAUCCUCUUGAAAACGUGUGGUAUUAUGGUCCUGCAAUUUAAAGAAGAGAACCUAUAAUUCCAUGACCAACUAAUAAAAGAUUAUAUUUGGACGAAAGCAGAAAUAUGAAUCAGUUUAUUUCAGAGCUUCGGUUUUAAUAAACCUGAGCACCUUCAUCAUUGUCUUUUUCAUCAUAGUCUCAUAACAAGAGUCCCAGUCUGAUUUUAAAAUUUGCACACGUUCAUCAAAACCAGGUGGUCUUAAACCUCAUUAAGUGUCUGCUUCCGUUCCUCAGUAGACGAAUGUUUGCAAGUGUUACAGGUGAUCCCUUAUGUUAGCUGCUAUUUACUUAGCUGCUAUUGACUGGGUAUCUCAGCUUUCCAGAACUAAUGUUCAGGUCAAAUAUUGACACAGCUGUGUCCAGAGAAGACAAAGAGCUGUCCUAUAAAAAAAAGAUCUAUUUACAGUGUAAGGUAACUGUUGUGUGUGCCCACUACUAAACAGGAAAAAGAAGACUUACUGGAUAUAAUCCUGAUGUCCCUUGCUCAUUCAAUACGGAUACAGUCAUCAUUUCUGCUGAUCAGGAUGACAUCUCGUCUGUGUUAUUUCUGGUGUCUGCCAGUACUGUCGCCCUCUUUCCGCCCACUGACUGACAAAAGCCACAGCCAGCAGCAGAACCAAAGGCCUUAUCCAGACAGACUUGUAGAGAAAUCCAUCCAUCAGCAGAGAGUGGGCAGAGAGGUCAUGAACUCUGCUGCCCCUCCUCUAAACUGAACUGAUUUCUGCAGCUGUUAUCAGGCUGUUAUUGUGUGCUGAGAUUUUACCCACAAUGUUAGCUUGUGCACAGACUGCUCUGUAAUAUCCUCAGUGGUUGUGUGCAUGUUAGAGAGCGAAGUAGAGAGACUUAGUGAUUAAAUAAAUACAUGUGGGGCUGCUGAUGCAGGUGAAUAGAUAAACACUCCAAUCCUUCAGAGUUUAGAAAUGCUACCAGGGCUUGAAGCUAGCUCCAAGGUAAACUGUUUUCACUUCUUCACUACCAGAGGCUGACCAGAGUUCAGCUACAGAGUCUUCCUUCAAAUGUUAAUUCACAUUAUAAACCUAAUUCAUCUCAGUCUGAAUCAAUGAGUCACUCAGACCCAACAUAACAUCCUCAGUAAACACACAAACAAGAACAUAUGCCAGUCAGACAGAGCAAAUGCUCAUACAGAACAGCAGCAGUCAUUUCCCUGAUGUAUUCGGUUUUCCUGUACUGUUUUGAGUGAGCAGUGCAGAUUGCUUAUAUCAAAUUAGGGGGUUUAAGCAAUUCUCCUGCCUAAAACUCGGGACUCAAUCUAAUCCCCCCUGUGGAGAGAGCUGCAUUGUCAGUGUGGAGUCCUGUCUGCUAACUUAAUGAGGAUUAGAGAAGCCUAGUUGCAUGGGACAUUGAAUCAAUGCUUUUUCCGCUGAUUGGACACUGCUCAGCUGACUAGCACACUCCUCUUUUAGUUUUUUUUUUUAUGUUGGACUCUCCUUGGUUUGUCCCAGGCCUUAUUUUUAAAUCUACAAUUGAAUGUUCUCCCGAAGAGUUGAGUUGAAGUUUACAGACGAAAACAAACCCCUCCUCCGACAGUGUGUGAAAUUGCUUGACUUUGUUUUUUUUUUUCCUCUGCAGAUGAAAAAGAGGAGGGGAUACUCGGCAGCAUCCUCCUACCAAGCUUUCAUGUAUCCAUGCUAUCUGUGGAUGAUCACAUUAACAGAAAAUAUGCCUUCAAGGUCAGUGCAUGUUUUCAUUCCUGUCAAACUUUGUUAGACUGCACAUGUUAAAGAAGAGUCAGUAAUUAGUAUAAUUUAAAGCUCUAAUAAAAUGAAAUAAGAGCUGAGGGUACAAAGCUUCCCUUAAGUCACUGGUAUACAGUUUGAAGAUCUGUGUUUUAUUACUGCAGUGUUUUGUAUAAAUCAUCCUCCAAGUUUACUUUGCUUUGAACAUUCACCAAAGACAUAAUUUCCAGGUGAUUGGGAGUAAAGUAAUACAAGUCAUUUCUUCAAAACUUGAUCUUUUCACUGCUGAUGUUAAGAAAGCUCCAGCCAACAGUGAUACGUCUGUGCUCGUGGCGCAGUACUAGAGCGUGGCGAUAGAUGACUCGGAAACCCCAAGUUACAGGGCAACAGGAAUAUUUUAUGGUGUAUACAGCAAUUGACUGUGGUUUGCUUCGUAAAACCUAAGAGACAAAAAAGUUGACCCGCCAAGUACAGCCAAACACAGACGCCCAGGAGUCUGCCCAACGUCUCUGCAACCGCACAGCCCACUCCUUUUUCCAACUUAGACCGAGAGAGAGAGACAGAGAAAGAGAAAGGAGAGAGGAAGUGAGGGAGAAACAUGAGAGCAGGGUAUGACCUCUUCAGUUUACAGGGAUUCACUCAGGAAUGGGAUGCCUUUUUGACUUCAUAGUUUUUAUUCUGAACUUUUUCUGCCCCCUGUUGUUGUGGCCAAAAAAGUCCAUGUCAUUAAAAGUUCUUCAUUUCUCUGUAUUAUUCUCAGGAAGUUGAAGUGAAGGCAGCUUUUUUUUUUUUGCUGUUGUUGUUUUUAGACGUCGGUAAACAGGAUAUUGAGGUUCUUGACUUUACAUUUUGUUUUUCUCUUUCUGUGUCUGGCUUCAACAAUAAACCGGUUUGUUCACUGCAAGCAAACAAAACAACUACAGAACAACGAGUCACCUUCAUGAUACAUUUUGUGGUAAGUGCCACACUACUGUGACUAGUUUGGUGCCCUGAUCCAAUGUAACGCAUGCAACAAAAGGUCAACCAUGGUAGCAUUUUUUACCACUGUAGACCAAGUGCCCAGUAUUGAAUAUUAGGGCACAUUUUAUUUGACACCUAUCUCUAUAACGCAUUAUAAAUAUAUGUAUAAUGCAUUAGAAUCACAUUAUAGCACUGUGAAACUAUAGUUAUAAACACUCAUAAAUGAUCAUAAUGCUUUACAGCAAUAAUCAUUAUAAAGAAUUUUAUCAUGACUUACAAGGUCAGGUAUUAUAAUGUGUUAUAACUGUUAACAACUCACUGACAAUACCUACAUAGAUAAUGUAAUGCAACUGUUGAUAGCACAUUAUAAUACCUGACCUUGUAAGUCAUUAUAAAAUGCUUUAGAUUGUGUUAUGGUUAUUGCUAUAAAGCAUUAUGAUAAUUUAUGAGUAUUUAUAACUGUAGUCAUACGGUGCUAUAACAUGAUUAUAACGCAUUAUAAAUAUAUUGAUAAUGCAUAACAGAGAGAGGCGUCAAAUAAAGUGUUACCGAAUAUUUUAUGUCUUACAUUUGGUGAUAAACCUUAAUUAAAGCAACCAAAACAUAAUCCAAAAGAUAUGAUUGAAGCAUGAAGCCUCCCCUCUGACUCAGAUCCUCUCUUCUCUCUCACAGGUAACUUUGUCUGCCUGUCCAAUGUCACAACAGGCCACCCAUCCCAACAUGAGGACAUACUAUUUUUGCAGCGACACAGCCAAAGAGAUGGAGUCAUGGAUGAAAGUAAUGACAGACGCUGCCCUUGUGCAUUCAGAGCCCGUCAAAAGGUUUGUAGGAGCAUCACUAAUGCAGCCAUUUUCCCAGAGAGGCUUCAUUUGAUCUGAGAUACAGUGGAUUUUUUCACUUGAGUGGAGAGGAAGACAUUUGAAAAGGCACACGAGGACAUUUCUUAGCACAAGAUUGUUAACUUUGUUUUCCUCCCUGCAUUCUGAUUUUCCUUCCUAACAUUUUAUGGAGCGAAAGUAUUUUUCAGUCCUUCUUUAAACCUUUUUAAUUUUUAAGCAGCAGUUUAGUUUAGCACACGCAUCUGACAUUUCUGUUUUGUGGGUUUUAAGAAACGGCGACAGUCUUUUAAUGUUACGUAACUGUUUUUUAACGAACUUUACAUGCAAGAAUGCCAUGUGCAUGUGGGCAUAAAGGGACUGUAAUUGCAUGGUGCAGGUUGUUUUGCACAGCUGUGCUGGCUGAUCAGGAUCACUGACUCAUCAGGACAAGUUUUUUUCCUUCCUUUUUUUUAAAAACUGUGUUAAAUGUCGGUGAUUUGGCAGCUCGCCUGUCUAAUGCCCUCUUUCUACAUGGGCGAGCAGAGGCGUAUUAGUGAAGUGUUUUGUAAUUACACAGCCUAGUAGUGCCUGAAAUCUGCUGAACAGUACUGAUAAAUUGGACAGAGUGAUGUUGAUUAAAGGUUAUCUGUGUAACAGAAUUCUCUUAUUUAUCAGGACUGCAGGGUUUUUACAUUUCAAAGUAUCUACUGCUUUGUAUUCUUUAGACAGUGUUAAGUUUAAUCACAACCUUUUGUAUCUAAAGCAGGUGGGAUUUUAAAAAGAACAAGAUUCUGUAGCCAACAAAAGGACUUUUUUCUUUUUGGUGUGUCUACGUCCUUUUUUUUUUUUAGCAAUAAUGAGUAAAUGCAUGCAGACCUCUAAAAAGGCUUAUAAUAAACCCUUCUUGGCUGCUGGAGCCACAGAAGGCUGGAGAAGACAUUACGUGACUGUUUAAAAGGAGACAAAUGGAAACUGUGAAGGGGUGUCUUUCCUUUCGCCCCCUAUUGCUUACCCAGUGAGCCGUGCUGCUAAAGGGAAUUUGCAAAAACUUUGAAGCUGUGACCUUGACUCUGUUCAGGCCAAGGAGCAGUGGUGUCUAUUACCUCCGCAGACCUCCCUAAGGACCAAAGAGCUGUAGAUAAGGCUUCUAGGGAAGAGGCAAGGGGGAGUUGCAAAUGCACAGACUGUGUUUUACUGAAGAUAUCUGAUUCCCUUUUUACACGCCUGGCCUCCCCUGGCAACUGGAAGAAACACUGUGCACCUCCACCCAUCUUUUAUGCACUUUGUUUUUUUCAGAGCAAAGUAGAUAGAGCAUUUAGACAUCAAGUAUCUAUACUUAAUGCUCUUUUUAAAGUACUUUUUUUCCUGGUGGUCUGUGACAAAGGGUCUAAUCUAAGCUGAACAGUUAAUCUUUUGCAGUCAUCAUCCUCUCUAAUGUCUGCUCAGGUGUGUCUUUAUUGCCAAUAACUUAUACAGGUUUAGAAAGUUCAUAUCACCCAAACUGACAAAAUGUGUUUUUCUUUUUUAGGCUGGACAAGCUAAAAGUGGAGCAGUGUGGACCACAAGAAAUAAAUCAUGUGUCCAACAACAGGCCACCGCUCACACAGCCUGAAAUACAAAACAACGAAAGGAACCGUGAGGUGGGACAUGAACACACUGUAGCAGUCACAACUACCACCGCAGAAGACGAGAGGAAGCAACGAGACGCAGAGCGCUACGGCUUCCAGAAGGACGGGGCAGAGCGGGAACAUCCACUCACCAAGAUUAACAGCAUCAAACUGCAGCCAGCUCAGGCAGCGGCCGUCAAAGCCAACAUCGCCUCGCCGCAGACCCCCACAGAGAUGGACGGGCUACACCGCAGCCCCAGGGUCAAUGGAUCUGGUGAGCAGUGUCCAGCUAACGGGACCGGAGCUCCUCUUCAGAGGAGUCCCACACAUGAGCCAGACCGCACCCUAAGUAGGACGAACUCCAUGCAGCAACUGGAGCAGUGGGUCCGCACACAAAGAGGACGAAACCAGGAUGAUGACACAAGAAGGUUGGUUUGAUCGUGUGACUGUUUGCAGAUUUAUGGAAUCUGAAUCUUAAAUUAACUUGGAUACCAAAAAGCAAAUAUAUAAUAAAAAAAAAAAAAACUAGAAAAGUUAAAUUUUUUUCUAUCUUUGACAGCAAGGAGUCGAAACUUUGUAUAAUCCAUUAAUGCUGAUUCACUCGUAGAGUACCCAUACACAGUACAAACACAGAUUUUCCAAAGCUCCUUAGACCUGUAUUUUUCUGUAAAGCUGGGUUAAAGUCAAAGAAUUCACCUGCUCCUUUCUGACUCCGUGUUUUAGACACUUUGAUAUUACAGUAUUGAGUGUUUACUAAGUAGAAGUGGGGAUACACAAUAGCCGAGACGAGCUGUUAGCAGGAGCUGCUGCCUGAUUCACUCACCCUGCUGUGAAGGUCUCAUUUGUAAUUGGUGGAGAUUAAACUUCCUCUCUCACCACGUCUGCCUGUCUGCCUGCCUGGCCGUCUGUCAGUGUGUCUGUCUCUCCAUCUGUUUGUGGUUGCUUGGCUUGUGUUCAGUCUCCCAUAUUUUCUCCCAUACUCUCAUUUUAUAAGUUGAUCAAAAAAGUCCUCACUCAUCACUUUGAUAAGUGCCUGAGUUUGAAAGUUAAACAUGGAUAUGACCAUAACUAGGCUUUAGACCUUCAGUUCCACUUUGGUCCUCUGUGAUAAGCGUGUGCGCUCACUCUUUCAUCAGUCUCUCGUCGUCGUUACAUGCAUAUUCUCCAGAAGGAUCUUUGGUUUCCAUGUAAUCACUUUUUUUAAUGCUUCUGGGCUUAAAAGACUGGUGAGCAACAAUCUGUCAGGGAGCCUUAAUGGGAAGCUCUCUCGAUGCCAGCUGCACUGACUUUGAACCCACUGUGGAAGUGGAGCUUUUCACAGGCAUGAAUGUGUCCUUUAGAGAGAGCAGAGUCCAAACUGUAUCUGUAAAAACACAAGAGGAGGAUUUUGGGAUCUACCAGUUUUUUUCGAAGGCAAAUCAUCAUUUUCACUGGUUUGCUUAAAAUGUAUCAUUACUUGGAGUUCGUAAACAACACAAACAUUUUUUUAAUAUCCCAGUAUUAUUUUUUCUGAUUUUAAGUUAAUUAAAAAUUAUUUAAGUAUACAUCAAAAGAAUAAUGUUUGUUCCCUCAUGUUGGUAUUUGUUUUUCCUGUCUCUGCAGCAUUACAUCAUACCAGACACUGCCUCGAAACUUGCCAAGCCAUCGAGUACCCUACAUGCCUCAUUAUGGUGACGGCUACUGCAGUAUGCCCAGGAAUAGCAUGGCACAACGGGACAGCAUCUGCAGCAUAUCCCCAUCCCUCUAUGACCAAUCCCUGGGUCCCUCAGCAGCUGACAAACGCCGCUCAAUGCGCGACGACACCAUGUGGCAGUUGUUUGAGUGGCAACAAAGGCAGGCCUACACCAGACAUCAAGGACUCUACAGCAACAUGGCCAGCCCCAAAACCAUGAUCAACCUGUCGGAGCACGCUGCACCCAGCCACUCCAUCCCCCCAUCGCCCUCUCACGGCUCGCUGUCCAUGUACGGUGGCUAUUCUCCAAUGAGAUCCUACAACAUGAGCAGCGCGCGGUCAGAGCUGUCUUCACCCAUCUACAGAAGAGACAUGAGCAUCGACAGGCGGCACAGGCAGCAGCCUAACAAGGUCUGUUCAGGCCCAAAUGCAUGCUCAAGUGGAGGGUUUAAUCAGUGGUAUCUAUUCAUCAGUCAGUGGUAUCAUGCAGAUGUUUAAAGCUUUUAUUGAUUCGUGGGUAUUUAUCUCUAAGAUAAAAUGGAGGGGAGUUGAGUUUUCUUGAUGUAUAAAGGCUAAAAACAUCUCUUCCAACACUCAGCGCCAAGACAUGCUGUCAACAGAACCUCAUUUCAUUGUUGAGAUAAAAACUGUUGGCAGCGUUUGCUUCGGAUUCUCUGGAGCAAAAGGCACUCUUCGAGUUUAAUAGCUUUUAAAAGCUUAAUACCCUUUUUGGUCGUUACAGUUUCCAUCCAUCAGUCAAGUAAUUUUCAUGGUUUCGAGCAUCCCAGACUAAUUACAAGUCAUUUGUAUUACCUUUAUGUAGACUUUAACCCAAGCUUGAUCGUUUGAUAUUAAAGUUCAUCAAACAAAAAUACCUCAAAACAUUUUCUGGAUGCACUAAGUGUUGACUUGGUUUUGAUGAUCUGAUAGGCUGUGCUGUAAAAUCCUCAUUUGUUCUUGGUUGUGUCCUUCAGUACGCCUACCCACCUGACAGGAGGUCUAUGCCUGCAGGGAUCCCAGUGCAGACUAUCACUGCUCAGUCUCUUCAAGGCAAAACAGUAAGUCUUAAUCAGUGUUGUCCCCAUCAGUGUCCGUCCGAUUUGUGUUGUACAACCACUGCUUAAUUUCCCACCUGUGCUCGACACACUUAUUCAUCAGGGUCUAAUUGAACUUCAGUGAGUGACAAGGCUAUUUCCAAAACACCACCUACCCUCCCUUUCUCCCUCUCCUUUCCGUCCUUAAUGUCUUUCCAGGAUGACAUUAUGAAAGAAUCUUUGGAGUCAGAUUUAGGCAGAACCCGGUCGUAUGUUUCAAACGGUCGGAUUUUGGGUGUUUCUCACUAAGGAGCUCCUUUGGCUCACUUCACAUCAGUGGAGACUUAAAAACCCUGUCACUCAGAGCUCUCUAAGCCUGAUCAGGAAUUUAUGUCAGACUGGUGCACAGUACCGUGUCCUCAUGGAGCUGGGAAAGUGUGAACUGAAUCAUGUAUCAAAUGCAAAACUGUUCUUCUGUCUUGAGUGGAUGUGUGGAAUUUGCAUGCUGCUAUAACACCUUGGAUAUUCUCAUGUCCCUGAGCUGCAUGAAAAUUAAAUACCAAGAUAUAACAACUUUUCACCUUUCGGGGCCUCGAUACCUCCUAAUCUCCUGUCAUGGUGUGAUCUCUCCUUCCUCUCCCACUCCCCCUGUGGUAUGUCCUUGCUUCCUUGUGGCUACAUCCCCCUCCCUUUCUACCUCCCUGGCAGCCUGAGGAACUGACUCUGCUGCUGAUAAAGCUGCGGCGGCAGCAGGCAGAGCUAAACAGUAUCCGGGAGCACACUGUAGCACAGCUUAUGCAACUUAACGUGGAUGGCAACAACCCAAAGGUCAGGCCCCCAGAGAUUCUCCUGCAGGGGUUUUGGGGGUGUGUUAGCGUGUGUGUAUGCCAUCUUUACCCACUACCAUCAUUCAUCUGGAUCUGGAGAAUUCUCUUGUUCUCUACACAUGGAUGAUAAAUGGAAAAGAGAGGCACUGCAGAAGACAUACUCUCCAUAAAGAACUAAACUUUGGCAUAUUCAGAGAUCAGCCAUCUUUCUUUCUUUCUUUCUACUUUUUUUUUCCAUGACUAAUGAAGCAUGCUGGGAAAAAAAGAGUCUUAUUUUUGAGCAGAGGUUUGAUAAUCCACUCCAGUAGAGCAUGCAGUAAUUGAGCCAUUUCACUUCCCCUAUUUGUAGAACCGACAGAUUUCAGCCAGAUAUCAAACUCAAAGCCAUUAGUCAGCUUAAGAAGUGAGUGAACGUAAGAGUUUAAUACCACUGAUAUACAUAAAUGUUAUUUUAUUACAAAUUUGACCAUUCCUGGUGCAGGUUACUGAAGCUGGAGGGAAUAUUCAGGAGAAUUUGUUUUAUAAACACCUUCUUGCACAUUUUUUAAUCUACUAUUUAAUAAUUCAGGUCUUAUUUGAUGCCUUGCUGCACUAAGUUUAGUGUGUGAGAACCAUGAAACGCACACACUUUCGAGCGGUGAAGCUGAGGUUCUUUUCAGCCUCAGCACUCUGCUUUUCAUGGUUUUUAGGUCAAGUCGUAGACGUGUAUAGCUGUUUGGUAAUUACGGAGCUGUAGUCUCACCCAUCCCACAGUACCUUGUUUUUUUUUGUUCCCUUUUUUAGCACAUCCACCAUCUGACCUUAUUUCCCACCUUGACUGCUCUUGUGUUCUUCUCUGUCCUGUUAUAUUUGGGUAACUGGACAUGAGAAAUCUGUGUGUGUGUGUGUGUGUGACUGUGUGUGUGUGUCUUGAAAGAGAGAGAGAGAGAGAGAGCAUCCAAGGAUGAAUGUGACCUUUUCUUUUGUCUCACCGUCCUGUUGCCUUUUCUCUGCUCUCCUCUUCGCUGCUGACGUUAGAACAACAUUCUCUCCCACCACCUCCAAAGGAACCUCAUGUAUUUGGACAAUCAGGUGGGGUAAUGCAUGAAUGCAUGGCCCUGUCUCAUGAACUAAACUCAGUUUAUGCUUUGCUUUAAUAAUACAGAGCAGUGCUGUCAUCUUUGACUUUCUCUUCAAUGCUCAGCUACUUACUUCUCAUAAUAGAAUAUCAAAUUUUAAGCAUGGACUGAUGUUAUAGACCACAUUUGAACAUUUAUUGCUCAGACUAGUUUGUUGUAGUUUUACUAAAAUGCUGGACAUAUUCAUUCAUUCAUUAGCCUCUAAUUUCACUGUCAGCUAAACUAACUUGAAAUCACUUGAUUCUUUGGUAAGAAAGAAAAAUGAAAUAACGUGGAGCCUAAAGAAGCAUGUUUAAUGUAAACAUACAGUGAGGAAAAGAAGAAAAAAAACUUUGUGGCUGCAAAUGUCUGAAUUAAAAACAGUUGCUGAAUAUGGCCUAAAAAGCAAACCCUGUCAACAGAAAGGUUGAUAAUUUCUUCAUAGUUGCUUUUUAUGCUGUCAACUCCUGCAGUAAGUUAGGGCUUCCAUAUCCUUGUACACACUUGACCAGCACUUAGCAACAAGCUGCAGAAACUGUCUGUUUUUUGUUCUUUCUACACCAGAGACUCAUUGUGAUUUACUUGUUAGACAUUUAAAAGGCAGCAUGAACAUUUUUUGGCAGAAAUCCGAACUGACACGUGCAAAGUGUAAAGGGAUUCAUUUUCCUGCUUUGCCCAGAGGGGGCGCCAAAUUCAGCAUAAUCUUGGAGUUCCUCCGGGGCUUUCAAAAGAAGUAAUUGAAGAUGGUUUUAUAUUUAAGUAAUCUUGCCUCACUUUGUGCAGCUGUUACCUGUGAAUUAUUGACAUGUAAAAUAUUUACUGUCUACAGAAAGAUAUGAAUGUUAACGUUUUGAUCUUAUAAUGUGUACAAGGACAGAGCUUUCACCAACAAUUCAUUCGAUUUGAGAGCAUCACACUUCAGUUUCUUCUUGAUUCUGUUUGUAAGCAUCUCUUAUCACUCCUUGUAUCCAUCCCUGUCCAGUUUGUGUUUAUGUUUGAGUCCGCUUGAUGAAAGCUAACAAGAUGUGAAGAUAUUAUCAGUGUUGUCUCUGAAAUGAAGCACUGCCUUAAACUGACAAAUGACCUAUCGCUCCUCUCCACACCGGACUAGAUGAAGGAAAAUGACCCUUUAAUCGUCAUGACUCACACUAUGAUUGAGAACUCUGCCCACAGGCCUCAACUUUACCAGCAAGUAAGGCCAACCGUAGGCUUUGCUCCGCCUCAUCCUCACCAGUCGCUGUUGUUCUUUUGGUCUGUCGUGCUGCAAUGCUCCCUCUUUGGUGUUCAAGCCCUCAUGCCAUCUUGAACUGGUCUGUUUGUUAACGUUCGUUUCGCCCGCACCUCUUCAUUCACUGCUUUUGACUGUUCUCCUUGUAUUCAAGAAGUCAUGCUAGAACAGGCAUGACUUGUGAGAGAGUAGUUUGACGUGUCUGCUUUUCUGUUCAGUUAAAACCCCUCUUCUCUCUCAGGCUCGUUUGUUGGUCUACUUAAGGGAUGUACUGUGUAGAGAUGGUCUAGUUGUGGGAUUGUCUUAAAGAGCUUCAGUCACAUUCAGAUUAUUUAUGUUGAAAAUCCAGUUCUUUCCCUGUUUUGUUAUUGUCCCAACAAGUAGUUAAAUUAAUAUUCCAAUUUGUUAAACAAAAUGUAGAAGGAGUAUGUCAUUCAGAGUAAACUUGGAGUCAACUAGUACAACUUAAUAAAUUGAAUGUGAUGGGUUAGGGUAAAAUAUGUAACACCCUUGAGCAUCAGCUGUGAAUUCUACUCUCCAUCUAAUCUAACCAGAGGGACUCAUUGAUGUUGAGCGUUAAGACAGAUGUCUUCUAGAGUCCAAUCCCUGUCUCCACACUCCUAAAUAUAAAGGCGUGGUAAGUGUGUGAGUGCUAAGUCAAGUCACAGGGCUCUGAUGCAAUCCUUAAAUGCCAAAUUAUGUUGUAUUUUACCCAGAGUUCACUGAGUUUUUGGUGAUGUUUAAAAAGAUUAUAGUCCAGCUCAGCACUAAACGUAAAAGGCCAGGCAGUAUUUAGUCAGUUAUGGACGAAAUAUCUAAAUCCAAACAAAGAAAACGUGGGUUAAUCCUGAAAUGACCCAUGUUAGGAAUCACCUUUGUGGUUAAAUAAAGCCUGUUUGUUAAAUUUCUUGUUUUUCAGAUAAAUAUUAUUGUCUUUAAUACCAUUGUUUUUUAAUCAUUAUUUUUGAUUUUUGAUUGUUUGCCCAAAUAAAUUAAUACAAAAAAAUAAGACAUAGAAUUAUUUUUUUAAGAUAAAUUAAUGGUUUUUUAAGCACUAAACAAUGUCAUAGUGUCCCUUUCCUCCUUUUACUCCAUCUUGAGCACACAAGGGCUCACACACUGUACGCCUAAUGUCAUUUUUUAGGUCUGUGAUUGGCAGAUUGGGAUUGAUCCUAGCUAAACUUCUCAGUGUUUCAGCCUCUCUAGUCGUUGUGCUGCUUGAAAGGAUAAAAUGAGCCCACUUGCGUGGGAAGACGGCCAUGAAAUCACUCUGCCACUUUUGUGAUCGCCUCAUGGGGUGUAAAAGUGCCGCCAAAAAACUGCCCCUUGCCCUCGCCACUCUCCCCCCUCCUACCAUCCAUCGGUGUUCCAGCCAGGCAACAGCUGCAUAUCCACCUGUUCAGCUGCCAGAAGUCUGUCUUUCCCCCUCCGCCCUUUCUUCUUCUUCCUCUUCCCCUUCGUCCAUGCUACAUGUAAUCCACACCACACAACCCAACAGUGAAUCUCUCCGAGCUGUGGGAGAGUUUGCAUGUUCUGUGUGGAAUGCCAUGUGGUUCUCGGGUCCCUCCUGCUUUAUCUGUGUUGUGUGGAUCAGCUGAGGAAGAAGUUGUUUAGAAAAGCGUGUGAAAGAGUGCAGGUGUGUGGAGUGUUGAUUUACACCGUAGUCUAAAGGUAUUUGGACAGUGUGUCAGUUUUUGUUGUUUUGACUCUGAAAGUAUUGGGUUUAAAAUCAGGUAAUAUCUUUGAAGUUUGAAGUGUUCACUUAGCUCUAGUGCAAUGGAGGGACAUGAAAAUGACUGCUGUACAACUAGAGCAGCUACUAAACAAAACAAAACUUCUGUAUGUUUCACAAGCUGAAGACCAGCAAAAGUUCCAAGCUAAGCAAGAAGACAAGAUCACAUGUGCAAGCUGAUGUUAGCCAGUCACAGGCUGGAAAUGGUUAUAUUGAAGACCAUCAAAAGUCUGUGAAUUGAAAAAAUCUGGCUCUUGUAAGUGAGUCCAGUCAGAAUGUGAAUUAAACUGAACUGUUUGCACUUUGGUGAGAGAGACAUUAUUUUUAUGUGAACUUAAUAUUAUUAGAAACGCCAAACAAAACAGGCAUAACUCACUGUCCUCAUACUUUUGGACUUCUUGCUUUUAGAUUAUAAAGAGUGGAUGAAUGAUGAAGUCAUUUCUGGAAACAUGGGAUCCAAUGCAGUUACAUUGAGUCUCCCUGCACAUGCAGUAUUUUUCUUUUUUGAAUGAAGAUCGGUUGUAUAAAUCCAAAUGGUUUAUACCACAGUUCAGGUAACUGUGGUAUAGUUUUGAUCAUAUUUUAGCCUUUAUUAUUGUACCACCUUUAUGACUCUUGCCCUUUGACUUCAUUCAGCUUCUACACAGUCUUAGGAGAAAUCGCCCUCAGAGCAUUUGUGGAGAACACACAGUUGGAUGAUAAAGCUUAUUCAUUUAUUUUAUAGUUUAGUGUCGUUUUUUAUGCACUAUUGUUCCCCAAUAAAACUCUUGUGUCGUGCAUAUAUAGACAGACGCCUGUAGAUGAUGAACCACAAAGACCAGAACCUCUAUUUAGACUUGCUGCACUGUCACUCUUGGUUUCUCGUUCAGAUGAUUCAGGGAAAUAUGAGUCUUAACUCUUGGAAAAACCCCGUGGCUCAGUGAAAAAGUCCUGCCAUGACACUGCAUUAGAUCUCCAGAGUGCUGUGUGUAUGUGCAUAUCCAGAGUCUCUGUGUAAUCUUCGGUCUUUCUUCACAGCUGAGUCCAGAAGACUACAGCCAACACGCCUACACAUGUAUGCCAGAGGAGGCUGACAUUGAUGUAAGUCCAGAGUGUUAUAUUCUUAGAUAACAUGAUACUUCAUUUAACUUUAUAAUGGGUUACAACUCACUGCUGUGUUUGUCUUCUCAGACCAAACUCAGCCGGUUGUGUGAGCAGGAUAAACUGGUGAGGACACAGGAGGAAAAACUUCAGCAGCUGUACAGAGAGAAGGUGAAACUCCAGCUCCUUUGAUAUCAUUACUUAGUAGUUAGGAUCUGAAUUUUUUUUUCUUCUCUAUUGUUUAACUUUAUUAGAGAUUUUGAAGUACAGUUUUGGAUGUGAUUGUUUGAGAUGGAAACAUUGAGUGCUGUAUGUGAACAUGUGAAAUGACUGAUGGUGUGUAAUACCUAACAUGAGACCACACAUAGCAUGUAGCACAGCCAUCUUUGAGUACAUGACCAUAUUCAUGUACAAAACAGUGUACAAAUGAAUGAAUAUCAGUUCCAGACAGAAACUCCGAAGAUAAACAAUAAAAAAAACACAUUGAGCAACAUUCAGUGCUGCUCACUGUGAAUUUAUUGUUGCCAAGCACUGUUUUUUAAAGCAGCCAUAGUGGGAUUUAGCACCCCUGGUAUGCAGUCAGAAUAGCUUAUGCUGCUGGCAAUUUAGAUAUGAAGACAACUCUCAUUUUUAUAUGAAACAUAAGGUUGAUUUAUCACAAAAGCCAAGGUUUUACAAAAAAAGGGGAACUGCAUCCUUGUUCUGAUACCUUUUCCAGAUGUAGCUGCAAGUAUAAAAACAUAAGCCAAAAAGUUCACGAGGCUGAAUAACCCUCUAUGACUUUGCUAAAGUUGACUGUUCUGUAAGAGAUACAGUGACAAAUUACAGUGGCGUGCUGUAUGUGUAUGUGAUAUGUGGUAUGUUCCUCCAGCACACCCUGGAGACAGCACUCCUGUCAGCCAGCCAGGAGAUCGAGAUGGGCUGUGAUAACCCUGCUGCCAUGCAGAGCGUGAUACAGCAGAGAGAUCUACUGCAGAGCGGUCUGCUCAGCACCUGUAGAGAGCUUUCCAGAGUCACAGCCGUGAGUCACGCACCUCAUGCACCCACAUAACAUGUCCCAGUACUUGUGUAAAAUUAAUUGUCUAGUCAUUCCCUAAGUUUAUCUUUCCCUUCACCAGGAGCUAGAGCGUUCCUGGAGAGAGUAUGACAAGCUGGAAGGAGACGUGACUCUGGCUAAGAACAACCUCCUGGAGCAGCUUGAAGCACUGGGGAGCCCUCAGGUAGGAUCCUCCUUUUAAUCUGAGUCUGUGCUGCUUUCUUUCUCUAGUUCUGCUUUCUAUCACUGGCAUUGUUAAACAGUCUCACUGCGGUUGGGGUAUGUUUUCUGUGGAGCGUUAAAAAAAGUUUAAUAUGUGCUAGAUUACCUCAAACAUGCAGUCAUCCUUUUUGGAGAGAGUUUAUUUUUACCAAGGGGAAAAGUAAAGACUGCGCUCUGGUGCCCUCGGCUGCAGCGUUGAGGGAAGUAGCUGAGAUCAAAGGAACAGCAUGAGUGAUUGAUGAUAGAGCAGUUCUUAAUUAAACCUGUCUUUUAUCUUGUCCUCCAUCGUGGGAGAGGUGUAGAGGCAGAGGGAGUUCUUCUAACACUUACUCCUGGUUGAGUCUAAGUCAGAGCCAAUAAUCAUUCAGUAUAGAGAAGUCAGCAGGGAGUCUGGACAUUGUCUUCUUAAACGCCCUUCACUCACAGGCAAACCUGUCAUCAGUAAGGAGAUAAUUACAAUCUGACUCUCUAGCGCUCUCUCCACUGUGUCCUGAGAUAAGGUUGGCUUUUGAACAUGCGUGCGUUUUCUCACACAGACGGAGCCCCCCAGCCAGCAGCACGUACGCAUCCAGAAGGAACUUUGGGGGAUUCAAGAUGUAAUGGAGGCGCUCAAUAAACACAAAGCUCAGAGAAAUGCCAUCGAUGGUAUGAACUGCUACGGGUCGAAAAACAACUUCAGCAAGCACAAAAACGAGGUGAGGAAGCACAAACAUUACGAUGUGAAACCACUGGAAUAAUACGCCGUUGAAUGAAUUUAGAUUGUGCUAAUCCUGUCAUUUAACUGUGUAGGUCAACGCCAAACACUUGCUGGAACUCAGUGAGAUGAUUUGCUCCUUUAUUUGUUAGUUUAAGGGAUAUUUUGGUAUUUUUGAAGUGGGGUUUCCUGUGUUCUGUGUCAUCAGUAAGUAUACUUGCCACAAUAGAUGCUAAUCAGCUCAGCUCCUAUAAUCAGAAACUGGAGGGAGAACUGGCACGCAAGCUAGGCUACAGUUUUCUGCAGAUGUAGCCUAGUCCGCCAAGAAAAUUAGCUAACUCUAACAGAGUGCAGCACAAACAUUCACCUUGGUUUACAAGUACACUCCACUAAAUUGCGAUAGCAAAUACUGUGUAAGGAUGACAUAAAAAGACAAUGGAUGUCAGAGAAAGCUGCAAAAAAACAGCUUCUGGUGUUUGUUCAGAGAUUUUGGAUUACCAACUUUUCUGAUCCAGGCCAACAACAACAGCAGGCACAUCACACUCAUACAUGAUAAUCAGUAUACCAGUGUUGAAUAAUUAUUAAACAAUCUUUAGAUAAUAAAAUUGAAAAUUAGUACCAGAAAAUCUCGAUUGAAUAUUAUCUGUGGUUGUGGCGCUACAGUAUUCUGUGACUAGUUUUCCGUUAGAUGAUGGCCAACUUAAUGGGAGUCCUCAAACUGCCAGCUCCACUCACGGUCAGUCUGAGUGGUAGUUUCAGAGAGCCAUGUGGAGUGCGCUCUCUCUGGCUCAUCAGUCCGUUUGGCUGGCCUGUGGGUCACAGCUCCUCUGCACCAGAUGGCUGUUGCCUCUAGCGUGCAUGGUGGUGGCACCAUGUGUCACCUUGCUUCCUGUCCUGUCAUGCCCUGUAUAAUCCCCAGGAGGAGGACUUGGUACCCCCACGGCCGCCCUUACCCCAGUCCUACGAGCCCAACCCUCCUGUGGUGCCCCCCCUGCCUUCUCAUGCUGGUGUGCGCACUUCAUCCCUCCACAGGCCAGAGGACAGAAGGUCUAAUCAUAGGAACGGCACGCACAGCGUAAGCCUGCUGACCUGUUGACCUCAUGGCUGACCCCGCCCUCAGCUGUGUCAUCACAUGUCAUUGCUUGUUGUGGUGGUUUUUAGUUUCAUUUUGACGGAUGUCCCGUGUCUUCUGGACUGUUCCUCUUUUGAUUUUAUCCCUUCAUUUACGUGAUGCCAUUUUUUCAUCAUAUCUCUUUUUUUCUAACGGUUGACGCCAUAUUGCAUUUUAAUUCCCUCCUUUUAGUUGAACUGCCAUGUCCUUCUUUUCUCUUCUGUGCUGAAAUAAAGUCAUUUUGUUUGUGUUGUGUUCAGUUCUUGGUUUUCAAUCGGGGCCAUGUCUGAGUUUGAAUGUGUUUGCCUGCUGCCUAUUUUUUAUUUGGCUGUAAACAGUCUGUUGACCUCAAACCACUUGGAUGUUUUUUCCUUAGACUGUAUAUACUUAUAUUUUCACAUGGCUCAGUACAAAAUAAAUCUAUUUUGCACUCUGAAGUCAUCCUGGUAGAAAAACGAAACAUUUUCAUCUCAUUUCAUGAUUAAGUUUGGAAGUAAAUGCUCCAUAACGUCAACGUAGAACUAUUCUUUUCAUGAGUUUAACUUUCUUUUCUUACCAUCAGGGUCCAGACUACAGACUCUACAAGAGUGAGCCAGAGCUCACCACAGUAACUGAGGUGGAUGAGAGCAAUGGAGAGGACAGAUCUGAACACCCGUCUGACAGGGAACAUCCUGGAAACAAAGGUACAUAAGAGAAGGACAACAGCCAGUAAAAUGCAGAUUCAGUGCAGUUCCCUAUUAAACUGCUAAUUUGGAUUACACCAAUAAAAACAUGGUAAACUGUUUGAACUGACGCUAUGAUAAGCUGUUUCUGGUACUGCUAGCAGCUGGGGUUACAGUAGCGUUCAUUCAGCCAUCAGAGAAACCGGGUUAGGUUUUUCUCCAAAGGCAAAAGCCAAGUCAGUGUGCUCAGAAGUGAAGACAACUCUUAAGACAACUACGGUUGGCAGAAAAAAGGUGCAUCGCUUCAGCAGCAUCUUCUUCAUGACUUUAUUUAAGCCUCAUGUGGCAAAACUUUUCCUGUUUUCUGUAAAACUUUGUCCAUAAUUUCCCAGAGUGUCAAAAUUUGCCUAGAUUUGAUCAAACAGCUGACGCAUCAUAAUCCAGGUGUCCUGAAGAUGAAUGAUUACACUGUAUCCCUGCACUGGUUCUGUGCAGCUUUACAAUCAAUAACAGCAACCUGACCCUGCUACAUGCGGAAAAAUGCUGCAAGAAAAAUACAGUUUACUUGGUGAAACUUAAAGGUUUGAAAAUAAUACUUUUUUUACAUUUACUAUUUUCAUUGAAAUAAAGGCUUUAAAUGAAGUUUAUAACUGGUAUUUCUAUAAUCUGGGUCGUUACACUAUAAUCAAUUUUCAUGACACAUACACAUAAUGCAUUUUAAUGUUGAGAUCAUUCAUUCAGCUUAUAUUACAGUAGCUUUCUAUGACUAUAUCAUAGUUCUAUCAAGUUGAUAUUGUAACUGAUAUUGUAAAAAAAGCUCUCAAACUGAAUCAGAUGGCUGACUGACCCUUUGUCUUUGUUUACUGCAGGGGUGUCUUAUCCAGUUGGCAUUGUCCCACCCAGAACCAAAUCCCCAGUGCCUGAUUCAUCCUCCAUAGCUUCAUAUGUCACCUUAAGGAAGGGCAAGAAGCCAGAUCCAAGGACGGUGAGUCUUUUGACUUGUAACUGUGGGCUCAAAUGACUUCUCAAAGAAACUUCAAAUUACUUUUAGAUUUUUUUGGACUAAAGACUACUGCAAGAAAUUGAAAUUGCUCGCUCUCAAUCACCCACUCAAAGUCUUUUAGUUGUAGGAACAGGCUCCUGUUUUAUUUUCCUGAAUUGUAUUAACUUAUCUUUUAACUAGUUCUUUUGAUAAUUAAGCUCUUGUUUGAUUGUGAACGUUGUAGAAGAGGUCCCUCAUCACACGGACAGGCGUGUGACUCAUGCCCCUAAAACCAGCCUCUCCUGAAAUUGCUGCUGUGUUUGGUUUAUGCAGUUUCUAGCCUUGAACACAUCAACUUAAAUAUACUUAACAUGUCAUUAGUGCACCACACCGUAGGGCGGGUCCUAUUUUUGUUUGUAUUUGUGUCUGUGGACAUGUAUACUAAGUGACCUUUAUUAUGUCGGUUCACUGACAUUCCAUCGUACAGCACUCCUCCCUUCAGCUCAUUUAGUCUGUGGUUGUAGGAGAGUGUGUCACAGGCCUGCAGAGUUCAGCUAAGUUCUUUUAUACCAGCCUCUUGAACAAUCUGGACAGUGAGUGGAGUCUCCCUCCUCCGGGCUUUGGACUGAAUCCAGAUCUGCCAUCCCCUCCAGCAUGACACCGCUGAAUGUGAACAACUUCCCCUCAAUUCAUGUCACAUCAUCUGCCUCUCCUGCUGAGGCAUCAUUAAGCCCCCAGUCUCUCUGAAUGCACCCAUGCGUGCCAGGAGGAGCGAGUGUGCGUGCACAGCAGCCAGUCAAGUUGUUUCCAUAUGUGUUUGGCCGCUACUUAUUUUUCCCUCAGAGUGAACAUUAAAAAGUCUUCACUUUCCUUGUUGUCAUUUUUAAGAGACUCAUGACCACAAAGUCAGUUAAAAACACAGGAAGUCGUUCCAGUAACAACAUAGUAUUUCCAAAGAAGAUGACAUUUCUCUGCUUGGUCAGGUUUAAUCUUUUUUUUUUUUAUUGCCUCAUACUACAAAAGCUCCAAAUUCUGACUUUACCACAUCAUAAUGCUAUUUGGCUGCUACAUCCAAACUAUGUGUAGUAAAGUUUGCUAUAUUGGCAUUUGUCUCGUAGCGUGACAUCAUUAUCAACUGUUUUUCUGUGUAUUUGUUUUGUACUCUGGUUUGAUGUCUGCUGUUUUCAUCACUGGCUUACAGGAGCGUCCUCGCAGUGCGGUGGAGCAGCAAAUGGGUUCUGCAGAAAGUGGUCGGCCCAGGAUGAGCGUGGAGGAGCAGCUGGAGAGGAUCAGGCGCCACCAGCAGGGCGCCCUCAGGGAAAAAAAGAAAGGCCUCAACAUCCGAGGUGGCAGCCAGGAAAACACACCGUCUCGCAGUCAGUCAUUUAAUAAAGAAAACCACUUAAGAAGUGUGCAGGUAUGGUGUGACAGCUGCAAAUACUGAGAUGUCAUUGAAGGGAAAAGUGGGCUGGAAUUAUAGUUUGUUUUUUCUCCUUUCUCGUCUCAGAUAAGGCGCAGAGAUGAGGUGGUCUGUAGCGACAUUCAGGAGCUGGAGGCCUCACUGAGGCAACAGGAGGUGGUGAGGGAGCAGGAGACACCUGCGGAGGAGAUCGCUCGUCUGAAGGAGGCGUCACAGACUGAUAUCUUAAAUGUGGAUCGAGAGGUGAGCCUCAUUUGGGUGUUUUAGUUGUUUUACCGCAGAACGUAAGCACUAAUUUGUAAAAUAUUUAGUAUUAGCUCAAUUGUCUUUUAGAAAGUCUCACUCUUUGUUGUUUUUUCAGCUUGCAGUGCCUGACAAAGUGCUGAUUCCUGAGCGCUAUGUGGAGUCAGACCCAGAGGAGGCUCUGAGUCCUGAGCAGGAAGCUGACAAGCAGAGAAAGGUUGACCGCAUCAAAGCUCUCAUCGCCAAAAACAGGUAAACAAACCAUCGUGGUCUGUCUGUGCUAGGAAUCUUUAACAACCAUUGAUGUUUGGUAUUGAUCUUUUGGCUUUCAACUCAAACGAGAGCUCAAAGUUUUCCACAGUUGUUUCAAAGUAAUUCUUCAUAGAGUUAGGCAAGGAUUUAAAGAGAAAUACUGUUCAGAGCAUCAGUUUUUACUUAUAGUACAUAUAAUACAUCAUUCUUGAUACAUAUGCGAUGGGUUUUUCAUUUUUAUGAUAGCUGAAAAGGUGAAAUGUCACUUUUAAGGUGACACAAAAGACACAAAAACUGUUUUUCAAUCCUUUUUGAUUGGUACUGAUUCAUCGGGGUAUUUGGUGUAGAAAAGAAAUCCCCAGCUAUGGUAUUUUCAAUGUUUGAAACAAUUGGCUUCUGAAGAGUUAAGAUAAAGUUACAUAUGCACCAUGUCUUAUAGAGAGCACUUGUAUAUGUGUAUUCCCAGCAUGCAGAAUGUGCUACCUAGUUUGGCUCUAAGCCCAGAGGAGGAGAAUGUGGAGGAGGUCACCGUACAGGAGAAAGAGAAAAUGAUUAAUAUCUCCUACGAGUUGGCAGCAGAGGCCUCCAAACGCAGCAAGCUGGUAGCAGGUACGUCUCUUGAGAGAGUAAAGUUGGGAUGAGCAGGAGAACGCAUGUUAUAAAACAAUAGUUUGUGUGCCUUGUUCUUAGAGGUCAUAACUUUUUUUUAUGUGAACUGCAGCUGCUUCCAUUUGUGCAUGUGUUUGGUCAUUUGUCAUUGUAGCAGAUUCAUGAAUGUCAUUGAUUUCAGUUAUUUUCAGUGUUGUUUAGCUGUUCAGUCAUUAUUUCUGUGUUGGGUUUUUUUAUGUGGUCCGGUUUGUUUGCUCAACAUGUUGCUCUGUUUCAUUGCAGUGAAAAGCCUGUCGCCCUCUCCCCCACCCCUUCCACAGUCUCCUAACACACCCCCUCAACUCACUGACGGGUCUCACUUCAUGUGUGUGUAGUAGCACCAGUAAGGGCCUUCAUCAAUACGUUUUGUCCAUACUCACAAUUGUUUAAGUGUUUGAUGUUGUCUCUGUGGAGGGAAAAGCAUGUCAGCAUUAAGAGGUUAAGCGAUGUUGACAGAUGGCUUUAACUAAAGUUCUCUUGUCCCUUUAUUUUUCCAUUUUUAAGUAGUUUUAGACUCAAAUGGUAAAAGCAAUUCAAAACAACAGCUUUACCAUAACAUCUACCUUUAAUUAAUGCAUUAUACUCUGUUGACAUUGUUUAAAAUGAGCACACUGAACUGCAUUUGUUACUAAUAAAAUGUUACUCAAUUCAGGUUCUCAUGACACUAAUUGGCUUGUUUACAAUUCAUGAUAAAUCUUAAUCCAGUCAUGUUACAGUGGACUCCAUUCUUGGUCAAUGCAGUAUGACAAAGUUACAGUUGGAUGGCUGAAAUUUGUUAAGUUAUGUCAAGCUAUAAAUGAUAAAAUGAUGAUCAGAAAUGAUGUAGUUAAUGGUCUAAAUGAAUGUUUUUUAAAACUGAUGUAAAUCCAUCACAUUUUUCUCUUGUGUCUUUUUUUUGGGCCAACUUUGGUUGCUCAUGUCAUCACCAGUAUCAUGAAAAACAACUGCCUUGAAAAUCACACAAAGUAUCUUUAAUCAUCAACUGAGUGUGAUAGGUUUCCUGUAUGGGUCUGUCUAAGAAAUGUGGUCCCAAUACACCUGAGAUUCUUCAAGAAUUUUCAGGUUUCGAUUGUUUUCGAUUGUUUUGGUUGAUUUGUUUGUGUAUUUCCUUUCUUUUAAUUUGAAAACAUUGCUUUUUUUCUAACUACAGCACAAGCGCUGGCCUCAGUGAAAACCUACACAUGAAGGACUCGGCAUCGGACGCUUUAAGAUGCCUCAGAAGACCUUUUCAAGAACAUCAGCACAUGGCAACGGCCUACGGAGAAAGAAACUGCCAGCUCUGAACUCUGGGGUGUUUACCUCAACUUCUGUAUUUUCACUGUGACGUCUUAAGCUCCUAUGCCACCAAAAAAACACUUUAUCUGUUUGACAUUUCUCUGUUAUUGGUCCUCUUUGGGCUACCACACUCUCCUCAACCUGAUGAGGCAAUAUGCCCCUGUUACUGUUAUUGUAACAAUUCCAUGUUUGGUUUUUACACUAUUUUUAAGGUUAUUUUAUUAUUUAUAUGGUUUUAUUUGGUCCUUGUUUGAACAUGGGUCAGCUGUACAUAUGAGGCCAAAAGACUGAACUCUGGAGUUAGAUUAAGGGCCCAUCCUUAAUCUAACUUUUGUUUCGCUGUGUGCCUCAGAAAGUAUCAGAGCAUAUUAUUUUCACAUAAUUUUAUCUCAGUCAAAACUUUCAGUAAGCCACAUUAAUUGUUUUUCACACAACUGUCAUUAACCAACCAGUCGUACUUAACAAUUGUAAAGAACAUUUGUCUAUGCUGAAGAUAGUAUAUAUAAAGACAUACAGUAGAUCCCUCUAUUAUAAUGAGAGGAUGGGGCCAUUUUAUUUCUGCAGAAGGAUUAUGAAGAAGAUUAUUUGUCCCAGGGUUGUAAUAAUUUAACAAUAGGAUCUUCUGUAGGCCUUGACACAUUGUUGGCUACAAAUAUGUAAAUGUUAAGGCUUUGGUCACUCAAUACUAUGUUUUCUAUUACUAAGAGAUAUAUUUAAACCAAGAGAAGGAAAAUAAUUCAGAUUUUUUGGUUCUAUUUUAUGACAAGUUGGUUAAAAGUCUUGGAACUAAAACAAUAAAGAUUAGCACAUGUAAAAGGCAAUACAGUUAGAAUGUUUGUGGAUCCAGGAUUAAUAUUUUUUCCUUUGUGUAAAAAGUGUAAUUAUCAGAGGUUUACUGUGUAUAUAAUGUACAUGAUAUAGCAGGAUGGAAAUAUGUGCCCAGCCUAUGGUUACAUACAAGAUUUGAUUUGAAAGUGUUCAUAUUCCAUCUGAUUUAUAUCAUGUUAAAUAAAUGUUGCCGUUCUUAU